GUGUGGAGGGGGGUGCGGGGAGAGUGACUUUGCUGCGGGGAUGGUUCGACGUCCAACCUGGACAGCAACUUUCUCCAAGGCCGCGGCUGCUCGGAAGCGCAGCUUGGCGGAGAAGCGCAGCACCUUUACCUGGAGAGAUGGUGGAAGGCGCGAAGAAGAGACCCUGCGGCGCCGGGUGCGUUGAGCCGGGGGACGGGUGGGGGAGGCAGCGUUGCCUAGUGGCGGGGGCGACCGCCGCCCAAUGGGUGGGCCGGGGAGGGGGAGAUGCGGGGGAGGGGGCGGCGUGAGCGUCCACGUUACCUGCGCGUCGCCGCCCAGCCCCCAGCCCGCCCGGUCGUCCUCGGCAGCGCCGCCGCUGCCAUCAGAGCGCGGAGAGGCUGGGCCGCGCCUGGCGAGGCUGCUGGUGGGAAGGCGAGAUCCUCCCCGCCGCCGCGGCCAUCAUGACCGACAACAUCCCCUUGCAGCCGGUCCGGCAGAAGAAGCGGAUGGACAGCAAGCACCGCGGCGGGUAAGGCAGCACCGGGCCCGGCUCCCCUCGCUCCCCUUCCCGCGCGCGCGCCUCCGACGGGCCUCGCCUGCGCCGCAGCCAGCGCGCCUUCCUGGGUUCUCCUGCCCGGCUUGGAUGGACGCCGCGGCGGCCUCCUUUUUCUCGCUGUCUCUUCGCUCGGCGGCUCUCUCGGCGAGGCCGGCUGCUGCGCCCUGGCCCUGCCUUCGUCGCUCGGGCUCGCCCCUUCCCAACGAUCCGGGGCGGCGGGCAUUCCCACGGCCGGGUGUAAACGUUUUUCUUUUCUCUGCCGGUCUGUCUCCAAGCCGCGCGGUGGAUCUCCCGUUCCCCGAUCCGGACUCCCCCCCCACUGCCCUACCACCACCGUCUCCGGUUGUGUUCGCCAUGUGAAUUUGCUUUCCCAGAUCUGCGUUUAUUUCAAAGGCGCUUCAGUCGCCAAAGCUAGAGAUUGCCUUGGAGGCGGGCAGCGCUCUCCACGGGCAUCUGCGCGCUCCCGGGACGCGCUGAGUGGGUUGCAUUGCGCUCCCCCACCCUCUCCUUCUCCUCGGGAGAUAAAGAAACCCGCCGAUGCCCUUCGGGGGACUGGGUGGAUCCUUUCCCUAUAAGCUGGGACUCCGAGGGAGAGGUCGACCUCUGGAAGGGGCUGUUUUGCUGGCGGGGGUCUCGCCCAGGCAGCCGGAGCUGACAGGUUGCUCCUGACGCCAUUGCAAGGUGGCACGCCCAGGCGGAGGCUGCCAUUCCAGCCCACGGAUCCUGGUCGAGGGAAGGAAGGCGGAAAGAGAGCGAGGCGGGCGGGCGCUGCUCCUGCCAGCAUUCUUUUGCUCUGUGCACAGGCCUGGAUAGAAACCAGGACAAGAGGAGAGCCCGGGCAGCCAAAAUCCCUUCUUUAUCCUACCUUUGCUUGUCUCACCCAGGUGCCAGGAAUUUUACUUUUUGAAAUAUGGCAACCCUACUAGUGGAGAGAUGCAAAGGGACAUCUCCUUAGCGGAUGCGCUGUGUUACAACCGGCUGUUCAUUCAUUCCUUUAUUUUAGUAUUGUACUGUAAAAGCAUCUAUGUGCCCCCUCGUUUUGCUAAGUAAAGGAAUGAGUUGCCUCAAUGUGGUUGCACUACAACUCCCAUCAUCCCUGACCAUUGGGCUAUGCCAUCUGGGACUGAUGGGAAUUGUAGUCCAACAGCAUUAGGGGGACACACACACCCAAGGUUGGGAAAAGUGGUUUUAGAUCAUAGCCUUACAACUACCGCUUCUUUUUUUUAUUUGGGUAUCUCACUCCUUUACUUAGGGAAAGAGCGGGGAUGUAAAUCCCUUCACCAAAAUAAAUGAGAGACUGAUCUAAAAGACAUGGCAUGCGAGGAAAAAGAGUUGGGGAGGGAGGAGGGGGAAAGCAGCUCAGGUACCACUUCUUAAUUUUAUGAUUCAUAUAGCAUGAUUAUACAGCUCUGUCUCCUGUGUAGAUCCUGGCUGACUUGGAGAGCAACCUCUCAUCAGAAAAAAAACCUCUCCUUUUCCGAGAUUAGACUCAGCAAGGAGUGGCAGGCAGGCAGGGGUGGCGUCAUAUACCUGGCCUCCUGGCACCAGCACUGUUGCUGUCGCUUACCAGGGCAGUGCAGAAGCAGGGUGGCAGUGAGAUGUAGGUGGGAGUACUGAUUGGCUCUGCCCCUGCUACACCAAUGUCCCGUCCCUAUUUGCUGUAAAUAAAGUGAUGCUGCAUCUGAGAGGCCAAAUCCAUUUCACCUCUUGCGUCCGGGAGCAGAGGAGGGAGCAAUGUCCAGUCCAAGUGGGUGGGGCUGAUCCUGCCACAAAGUUAUUCCACCCGAUAGCUGACUAAUGGCCACCAGAAUCAUCGCAGGAGUUGCCCUCCUCCUUUGCCAAUAUUUCUGGCUUCUAGGAGCUGCUAGAUGACACAUCCAAACCCUCUUCUUAUAACAAUUUAAAACAAAGGGAAACUUUAUGGCUGUUUGAUCUAUGGCAUGAAUCAAGAGUGCUUUCUAAAUAAUGAAUAAUUUCAGCAGAGACAUGCUCAUCACAGAAAAGCUGUUACGUCUGAAUAAAUCACCCAGAGUGGAUUUUUCUGGAAUACCAUAAUCCCUGCAAUGGUUAAUUUCUGAAAGGUGACCUGCAGGAGAUUGUGCAUGUGGAGAAGCCAUGUCCUCUCAUCUGUAAAGCUUGACCCUAGAGCAGUGUUUCUGAAACUUGGGUCUCCAGCUGGUUGGACUGCAACUCCCACCUCCCCUAGCUAGCAGGGACCAGUGGUCAGGAAUGAUGGGAAUUGUAGUCCAAAAACAACUGGAGACCCAAGUUUGGGAAACCCUGCCCAUGAGAUUUGCUUGGUACCUUUAAAGUCACCAAUGAAGUUAAAGAAGAAGAGCUUGGAUUUGAUAUCCCGCUUUAUCACUACCCUAAGGAGUCUCAAAGGGAUGCGGGUGGCGCUGUGGUCUAAACCACAGAGCCUGGGACUUGCUGAUCAUAAGGUCGGCGGUUCAAAUCCCCGCGACGGGGUGAGCUCCUGUUGUUCGGUCCCAGCUCCUGCCCACCUAGCAGUUUGAAAGCAUGUCAAAGUGCAAGUAGAUAAAUAGGUACCGCUCCAGCGGGAAGGUAAACAACGUUUCCGUGCGCUGCUCUGGCUCACCAGAAGCGGCUUAGUCAUGCUGACCACAUGACCCGGAAGCUGUCUGUGGACAAACGCCAGCUCCCUUGGCCUAUAGAGCGAGAUGAGUGCUGCAACCCCAGAGUCGUCUGCGACUGGACCUGAUGGUCAGGGGUCCCUUUACCUUUACCUAAGGAGUCUCAAAGCAGCUAACAAACUCCUUUCCCUUCCUCCCCCACAACAAACACUCUGUGAGGUGAGUUAGGCUGAGAGACUUCAGAGAAGUGUGACUAGCCCAAGGUCACCCAGCAGCUGCAGGUGGAGGAGCGGGGAAUCGAACCCGGUUCACCAGAUUACAAGUCCAGUGCUCUUAACGACUACACCAUACUGGCUUAAAGAUGAAGCUGAACAGUUCUUUCUUUGCCCUUUCCUCCACCUUCCUCCCUUCCCUGCUGGCUGUGUGCACCUGGAAUCCUACUCGAAAUAGUCAUUGGCCAUGGUGUAGUGGAGAGAAUGCAGCAGAGGUGGCUUUUGGGGAGCGCAAGUAAUUGGGUCGCACUGGGCGCAGAGCCUCGGAGGCCCUGCAGGGGGUGCCUCAACUAUGAUGUUGAAUGGAAGGCGAGAGACUGUGGUGCCAAAUUUUGGCAUCACACACUGAAAUUUGAGACCCCAAGGUCUGCCCUGCAUGCAGUGGGGUGCCACUCUGGGACUGUUUUUUUUCAGGACAGGAGUGAUGAUGUCAUUUGCUUGGGUGUCAGGGCAAUUGACAAACCUUCCUUGCUCUAGCAAGGGAAUGAGGUGAUAAGGAGGCUUUCAAGUGUGUUUGUGACAGAUUGCCAUUCAGGAAGUCAGAGGAUGAGGAAAAUGACAGAGAGAAUGGACAUCCCCUCCUUUCUUUGAUGGGCUUUCAACUUUACACUAGCAACAGGGGCACCCUGUGCAAGGCCAAAAUCUGGUGCCCCAGCCCCAUGCCUUCCGUUCUACUCAAUCCACUGUGUCAUAUUUGGAAUUUUCUGCAGCGCCCCCUUGCCUUGGUGUUCAGCGCGGCAGAACCCGUCACGCUGCCCCAGAUCCUCAUCUGCUGUCAAUUUAAAUCAGGCACCCCCAAACUCGGCCCUCCAGCUGUUUUGGGACUACAGCUCCCAUCAUCCCUAGCUAACAGGACCAGUGGUCAGGUAUGAUGGGAAUUGUAGUCCCAUCUGGAAGACUGGGUUUGGGGAUGCCUGAUUUAAAUGGUAAUACUUUAUUGCACGAUAUGCUUGUAUUUCUAAUUAAAAGCUAAAGGUUGCAUUUCAGCUAGUGGAAGACGCUUUAUGUUUUAUAAGUUGUGUUUUGCACCAUGCAGUUGAGUUCAGUGGAGUUUACUUCCAGGUUUGCAGGCACACCAAUAAAUUGGGCAAUUAGAAACAGUUGUGCUGGCAGAACAACCCCCUCAUUAUGGCACUGAAUGCAAUCCAUGUUCUUUUUCCUAAAGAAAUAUUAAAGGAUACUAGUCGGUUGGUUUCAGAAUUGGUUCCUUGUUUGUUGACCUUACUAGAUAUGUUCAGUAGAAUACCUCAUAAUGUGCAACGGGCCUGUACAACUUGUGAGUGACUGAAUGCAUCUCGCCAGUCCUACAAUAACAAUGCAGUCUGCUAGGUCUUUGAGAGUCUCCCCAUUCUAGCAGUCUGGGGCAGGAUGGAUUCUAGCUUGGUGUAGUUCGCAAGGCUGUAAAUGAAGAAGAAAGCACUGGUAGUCAGUCUUUAUCUCAAAGCCAACAUUUGGUCACAGUCUCUCUUUUAGAAAUUGCACAUCCGUUGCAGAAUGUGUGCUGCCGUGCUUUCGACAUUCGUUUUAUGGCUUUUACAAGCUGUUUUCAAGUCAGGCUGCCAGCAGCCUAAUGAGGUUCUACAAAGCUUCCAAGAAUGAAGUUUGGGUGCUUCCCAGUGUCAGAGGCAGUAUCCCUCUGAAUGCCAGAAGCUGCGAAUCACAAGUGGGGAGAGUGCUGCUGUGCUUAGGUCCCAUAAGCAUCCAGUUGGCUAUGGUGAGAAAUAGGUGCUGGGCCAGAUUUGGUCUAAUCAAGCAGGACUCUUCUUACAGUCUUAGUCACCUACAGUAUACGCACUGUGUUCUAAAUCUGUGUUCUUUAGCCUUGGGGCUUCAUGUUGCUGGACUACAAUUCCCACCAUCCAUAUCUGUCUUAGCCAUCAGGGAGUAUGGGUGUUGUAGUCUCAACAACAUCUAGGGACUGAAAGCUGAAGAACACUGUUCUGAACAGUUAGUACAUUAGUUUACAUUAGUACACAGUGUACAUUAGUUGUUGUUGUUGUUUAGUUGUUUAGUCUUGUCCGACUCUUCGUGACCCCAUGGACCAGAGCACACCAGGCACUCCUGUCUUCCACUGCCUCCCGCAGUUUGGUCAAACUCCUGCUGGUAGCUUCGAGAACACUGUCCAACCAUUUCAUCCUCUGUCGUCCCCUUCUCCUUGUGCCCUCCAUCUUUCCCAACAUCAGGGUCUUUUCCAGGGAGUCUUCUCUUCUCAUGAGGAGACCAAAGUAUUGGAGCCUCAGCUUCAGGAUCUGUCCUUCCAGUGAGCACGCAGGGCUGAUUUCCUUCAGAAUGGAUAGGUUUGAUCUUCUUGCCGUCCAUGGGACUCUCGAGAGUUUCCUCCAGCACCAUAAUUCAAAAAAAUCAAUUCUUUGGCGAUCAGCCUUCUUUAUAGUCCAGCUCUCACUUCCAUACAUCACUACUGGGGGGGGGGGAACUAAGAUCAUGGCCACUGGGCCCAUCACCUCCUGGCAAAUAGAACGGGAAGAAACAGAGGCAGUGAGAGAUUUUACUUUCUUGGGCUCCAUGAUCACUGCAGAUGAUGACAGCAGUCACGAAAUUAAAAGACGCCUGCUUCUUGGGAGAAAAGCAAUGACAAACCUAGACAGCAUCUUAAAAAGCAGAGACAUCACCUUGCCAACAAAGGUCCGUAUAGUUAAAGCUAUGGUUUUCCCAGUAGUGUACAUUAGUACACUGUUCUAAACAAUUAGACAGAACUGCCUCUCACACUCUAGGGAGGCACACCAAGGGAGGAAUCAGAGCUCAGUGGUAGAGGUUAUGUUUUACAUGCACAUUAAUCUGUGGGAUAUCUCCCUGUAAAAAGAUUUCCAACCACCAGGCUAGAAAAGACUACUGCCUGAGAGCCACGGCUAGGUGAUGCCUUUGUAGCUGGGCUAGUUGACCCAAUGGUCCGUCAAACAUAAGGCAGCUGCAUAUAUUGGGCCCGGCCUGUACAACCUGUGGCCUACCAUGCCAAACAUAGCACAAUGCAAUGUUUUGAGGCUAUUGAUGAUUCAAAAUGACCACCACCUUAUUUGCAGGCAGAGGCCGUGAAAGCCAGCCAACUUCUUUGCUUGCCACUUGUUAAUCCUCUGCUUUUGCAGCCUCAGACAUAGAGUGAACGCAGAAGACCUAACAUACAUGACUGAUGGGCUGUGUGUGACUUGGUGGGGUUCACAAGACACACAGGUCUCUUGUUAGGGCCAGGCGACAUGUGACUGGAUCUUCCAGAGCUUGCUUGUUUGUUUAAAGUAGCCAGAACAUGUGAAUUGGAUCAAGGCUGCCAUGACAGAGAUACGAGUUUAACCUUUUCUCCCCCACUUAGUUGUUAAUUUGUUUAAAAUUUAUUUGGAAAACCAAAUUUUUUUAGUAAAGGUAAAGGGACCCCUGACCAUUAGGUCCAGUCGUGACCAACUCUGGGGUCACGUUGGCAUACAGCCGGCGUACAGCUUCUGGGUCAUGUGGCCAGCAUGACAGAGCCGCUUCUGGUGAACCAGAGCAGUACCCUUUCCUCCCCAGACUAUUAGCCUGAUUUGAAUCAACCUUUUCCAAACCUUCUCACCACCACAAUUAUGAUUUGUUGUGUGGGGUGAAGGGAGUCACUGGUGCAUAAUUUAAGUUGGGUUGAUAGCUCCCCCACAACCACAUAUACACACAUCACAGCUCAUUUGGUCUGAAAAUAUACAUUGAGAGAGCUGUCCAUGGAUCUCCCAUAUAACUGUGGUUUGCCCAUUAGACUACUUAUUAUUGUUAUUUUAUUUAUUAAACAAAUUCAUAUGUAUUUAUAGAUUUCUCCUAAUGAACACAUAUGUGUGUGCAAUUUUGCCUACUGCACACAUUUUUGGCAUGCAAUUUCCUAGCAUAAUGCAUCAUUUUGAAUUUUGUUUUCACCUCCCUGUGGAACACCCUCCCUUCAGAUGGAGAUAAAGAGCUACACAACUUUUAGAAAACAUCUGAAUGCAGCCCUGUACUGGGAUGUUUUAAAUGCUUGAUAUUUUACUAUGUUUUUAUAUAUGCUGUAAGCUGCCCAGAGUGGCUGUGGAAACUCAACCAGAUAGGUGGGGGUGGUAUUAUUAUUAUUAUUAUUAAUGCAUUUUUGUAAAUGUCCUUUGGUUGGAAAACUGCAUCUCAAAACUUGGAAAAGGGCAGGUUUUGAGGGACAGACGUGCUUUCAUGCACAUACAUUGUUUCCAGAAGUGUGAAUUAGCCAGCUUUACAAACCAAAUUAGCCUCUGUUCCUUUGGCCAGCCCUGGUGGCCAACACCCUGUGGUAAUGAAGGGUAUUUUGCUAGUUGCAUGAUAAUGGUAUAAUGGUGAAAUGCCAGAUGAUGAAAAUGGUAAAGGGAAAUGGCAAUGUUUCAAGGCGGUUCCGCUGACACAUAAAAGCAGCCUCAUGGCUGUGGAGCAGAGAGGCCAAUUAGUACUCCUUGGCUGAUCUUGCUUUCUUUGUAGAGAAUUACACAGUCUCUACUGGAGUUUCGUUGACAUCCUUGUAUGGCUUGCCUUGUUAGUAGUGCUUGCAGCAAUUGCCCUGAGCUAACCCGUGCUCCAGAGCUACUAGUCACAACUAGGGAAUCGGUUUGCUUCAAUUGGGUCACAGAAUUGUUAUUUCCUAUAACCAUCAAGAGCUGUUGAUAGCACAGAGCUGUGCUGCCAGUUUCGGGUGUUUUCAUUUUGUUUUUUAACCAUCCACAUUUCUGCUCUUUAGGAUUUGUCUGUGUGUGUGUGUGUUGGUUAGUUGAGCUUCAGAUCAGCUUCUGAAGUCCGAGUAUUUACACUGCUGAAAACAAUAGGACUUCUGAGUAGACUUUCAUAGGAUCGUUCUGUGGGUCAAUUGGCUAGAUCCAUUGCACUGUGGAGAGUGUACUAACUUAUGGUCUGUGUGUGUGGUUUGGGAGCUGCACGGCCAGGGAAAAAACAAUGCUGUCCAGGGUUGUAAAGACUGCAGAGAGAAUAAUUGGGUGCACUCUUCCCACCUUAGAUCAAAUCUAUGCUGUCGGGUGCCAUAAGAAAGCUGCAGAGAUAGCACAGGAUAGUACGCACCCCGGAAAUGAUCUCUUUCAGCUUCUGCCUUCUGGAAGAAGGUAUAGGGUUAUAAAGGCCAGGACUAGCCGCCUGAGAAACAGUUUCUACGCAAAUGCAAUUCUGGUUCUAAAUGCAGCAUAAGGAGUCUCUAUAGUAUAUUGUAUUUUAAAAUGGGGUUUCAGAGUUUUUAGGGGGUUUUGAAUGUUUUAUGUAGUUUUUCAAUUUCAUUGUUCUGUAUGGGACAAUGACAAUAAAGAUAUCGUAUUGUAUCAUUAACAAGCAAACAUUUUGAUCAACUAAAAAGAUCAACAGUUGCUUACAAAAACCAAAAGAAAACAAACUUCACUGAGCAGGUUUGCUCUUUGUAGAUUUUUGCAGGAGGUUCAGGAUCCCAGCUUGCACCAUCCGUCAUCAGCAUUGUUUGGCAAGCAUCAAACAUCCCAAAUUCCCCCAUAGCUUGCCCCUCCUGGAAUGUGGCAGCAACAUUGCUAGCAGGAGACUAUGGAGCAAGUGGCUCCAGCAAGGCAAGGUGGAAUAACAAAUAAGAUAAAGUAAAGCUAUCAUAUUUACUUACUCUUUUUUUGAGUUUUAUUUAUCAACGUUCUUAUGUUACAUCGGUAAACAGUAUCAUAUUACAUCACAAAGCUUAUUAUAAUAUAAUUUUUGGCAUGUAUACAAAGUUUAUAUACCUAAAGAAAAGAAACAAGGACAAAAAACUAUUCCAAAAUCAUAUAUGUACCAACACUUUGGACUUUCUGUCUAUCCCGUUGUACUGUAUAUUCCUUUUUUACAAAUGAAUGUACUCUUAUUAUUGUAUAUUUCUUUACAUUUUAUCUAAUACAUUCCUAUAUCAAUAUGUACCCUUGGUCUUAUUUCUCAACUCGGUCUCUCUCCAACUUUCUAUUGGACAGAGGAACCCUGGAAAGGGACAGGGAGUUUCCUGCAUCGCAGUCGUACAGUCAUAAGCAGGAGACUCCCCACCACCACCACCUUUGGGAUGCUUUCGUUCGUGGGCAACCUUCUAGUGCACACUUGUGGUGGGUGGGGUCAGGGGCAGGAGGGGGCAGAGCAGCAGACAUGACUCUUCUCUUUGCUCAAUCGGAUACAUUCCAGCCAGGCAAAAGCCAGGGGUUUCUGUAUACCACACCACCUAAUCUUGCUUGCUUCUAUCCAGGCAAGCUAGGGGCAUUGGCAUCAUUAAAGGGCACAUUCCACCCUGGCGAAAGCAUGUGGAGAGGGUGUGGAACAGAGCCAAUUGUGGGAAGAGUCCAGAGGGCUGGAUAGAGACACUCAGAAGGCUGCAUCAGUCUCAUGCGCCAGGAGUUCCCCACCCCUACUUAAGGGUCUCUAGUCGAUGUGGCAGUUAUCUGCCUUUGUGGUUUGUUCUGUAGUUAGGAGCACAAGAAAUGCUAGCCAGCAAAAAUGCAGGCACCUUUAUACAGUGGUACCUUGGGUUACAGAUUCUUCAGCUUAAAGACACUUCAGGUUACAGACUCCGCUAACCCAGAAAUAGUACCUACCUCAGGUUAAGAACAGUUUCAGGUUAAGAACAGACCUCUGGAACAAAUUAAGUUCUUAACUUGAGGUACCACUGUAUUUGGAUCAGUGGGACUUCCCUUUGCUAAAUGCAAGAAGCUAACCUGGCUGGAUUAAACAUGACAUACUCAGGAUAGUCAGAAUGUGAUCCGCAAUAUAUUCAGUUUCCAAAAUAAUUCUGGUGAAGUCAUGCCUCAGUUCUCCCGCCAAGAACAGAAUGAGUGUUCUGCAGCUUUGCUGUAAUGAAGGUUAUCCAUCUGAAUAUGAGUUAAGUGAUCUUUGGGUGUUGGCACAGCCAUUACACGCUACCAGAGUGGCUGGGGAAACCGAUCCAGAUGGGCAGGGUAUAAAGAAUUAUAAAAAAUUAUUACGAGAGAGAGAGAGAAAUAAUAUGUUGACUAUGCUGAAAUCAAACGUUGCUUUAUAGCAGGAAAUGGAUGAGUAAUUUUGGCCUUUUGCUUUUAAAACAAAUUAAAAGCGAAGGUAGGCUGGAACGAUUAAAAAUGGACGAAGGAUCAGCCGGCCACCAUUCUGGAGAGAUAAUGCUCUUUGAUUGUAAAAUAUAAGCUGAUGGAGAAGUUGGAUGCAUGUGUCAGGAACUCAUUUAGCUGAAUGAGCUCAGAUGGUCUGUAGGAAAUUUCUCAAUAUAGUGUUUAACUGAAGGGCUACAUAGAUGGGCGUCGGCAGGAGUUUCUUCAUAAGUACCCCAAAUAAAUAACUAAACAUAGUUAGCGUGCCUAUUCAUUCUGGUCCAUCUCUUGACUGAGUGGUGGUCAUACAGUGAGAAGCUUGUAUUCCAGGUCUAACCCUGCAUUGCUUCUCAGUGGGUAUUCAUCUUCUUAUGUAUAGAUCUGACAUCCAGACACUCUCUUUCCACCCACAGCUGAAAUCCCGCUUUACUUUCCCUGGCUCCUGUCACCCCCUUCAGCACUUAAUUAAGCACAUUGCUGCUACAGUCAACUUUGCACACACCCUGCAUUGCCCUAAAAACAAACAAGCCCACAUCAACUCACCAGGAUAACAAUUGCAUCUCAGGCUUGUCAUACGUCAUUCUGACUCAUUCUUUCUCCCAGUAAAAUGGGCAUAAUAAUAAUGAGCUACUUUGCAUGGUUGAUGAACCACAGCCCUGCCCCUACAAUAUUUGUAUAAUAAUUGUGGACUUUAUCUGUAUUGGCAUAGUAUCAUUUAAAAUGUUUUCUGACUCAGGAGGGAGAGAUGCUUUCUUUUGGUAUGAAAUAAGCCUCAGGUUAGAAAGAUCAUGAACUCCUGUCUUUGCGGCUACCUUUCAUUUUUCAGUUGACACACAACUUCCCAUUUGCAGCUAAACUAAAAUCCUGGAUAUCUGUGCAGCAGCAGCAGCAAUCACUUCCCCAGGGAAGACCAGCAGAAAAGGCUCAAAAACAAACUGGAGAUGUUCCUGCUCCAGAGUUCAGAAAAUGGGCAUUUCACUCUAGCCUUUAAUGGGCUUGAUCUGCAUUCCUACAUUUCAACCAUUGCUAUGACUUCAUUCAUUGGCUAAAAGCAUGGAAAAGUGGUUAGUUUCUCAUAAAACAAAUUAGGAGAUGAAUGCGUGUACUUUUUGUCUCGCAUCUCAGGUUCCCCAAGUGCUAGGAACUUGAUUUUUUUUUAAAAAAAUAAUGAAUACUGGGAGUCUUUAGGUUUAUGGUUCACGUCAUGGGCCACAUGGUGCAAAGUGAGACAGUGUGGCAAGAGCAGGAUCCUUCAGAGGAGGAGGACCCUGAAAUUGGGGAAAGUUCAGAUAGUGAUGUUGAAGAGGCCAUGCUCUGUAAGGGAGGGUGAGUUGGCCAGUUCCUCCUCUGCUUUCUGAGAACAAAGUUCAAAGGGUAGUCAUCAAAGAGGCAGCUGGCCAAUCAGUGGACAUGGCUGAAUUGGAUGUGGUGGUGAUGCACUUCCUGUUUUUUGGUGAUAUAUAAGUGAGCACCCUAUAGAUCAUGGGUAGGCAAACUAAGGUCCGGGGGCCGGAUUAGGCCCAAUUGCCUUCUAAAUCCGGCCCGCAGAUGGUCCAGGAAUCAGCACGUUUUUACAUGAGUAGAAUGUGUCCUUUUACAGUCAUACCUUGGGUUGAAGUCGCUUCAGGUUAAGCCUUUUCAGGUUGUGCUCCGCGGUGACCCAGAAGUAGCAGAGUGUGUUACUUCUGGGUUUCACCGCUCACACAUGCGCAGACGCUCAAAAUGACGUCACACGCAUGCAUGAAAGUGGCGAAUCGUGACCCGCGGAUGCGCGGACGAGGGUUGCAUUUGCUUCAGGAUGCGAACGGGGCUCCGGAACGCAUCCAGAGGUACCACUGUAUUUAAAAUGCAUCUCUGGGUUAUUUGUGGGGCAUAGGAAUUCGUUCAUUUGUUUUUGUCAAGAUAUAGUCCGGCCCCCUCAAAGUCUGAGGGACAGUGGACCGACCCUCUGCUGAAAACGUUUGCUGACCCCUGCUAUAGAUUGUACCCAGAAAAUAUCAAUCCCCCCCUUUAAGACAAUAUUUAUAUGACCAGGUAAAGAGAAAAUUUGGUUCCCCACUAAUUUUUCACUCAGCACACGAAAAUAAACUGUAGAAAAGUAAGCAACGAAAAUUAUCGCCUCAAGGAAGAGAAAAUCAGCCGAGCCUAAACAUAUUUAUAGAAGUGUAAUUUCCCCUCCCAUGAAGCAUUAUUAAAGCUUGAUUUCAUAACUGUUGAGUGUGUCUAAAUCUAUGAACGCUUUUGGCUGUAAUUCUCCAGGGCAGAUCUUGUCAGCUACAUUUGCUCAUUUUGUUGGGAGUUGUUAAAGAAACCCUUCUGCUGCCUGGGUAGACGAAGGCCUUGUCAAAGGAGAGCAUAUUUCCAUACCCUGCAACAUGUCCCAGUGGAAAACCUGGACGUCCAUCUUUCAGGACCUUGAUCUCGUGCACUUUGCACAAAAUGGAAUGUCAGGACAGUUGAGGGGUAUGUAAUUCAGUUGGCAGAUUGCCAUAAACCCAAACUUUUAAACUAGAGAUUACAAUGGGCAGGGAAUGUUUUUGAGACUGAGGGCCACAUUGCCUCAUGGACAGCUGGCUGAGGGCUGCAUGCCAGUGGUGGAUGGAGCCAGAGAGUUCCAGGGGCCAGAGAGAGAGAAGCUUGGAAAGCCGUAUACACCCCUUGGGCUUGAGGUUGCCCACCCCUAAAUAAUAACUAGGGAUUGGGAAUUAAUUGGUGUGACAGGUGGCAGUGUCAACCUAGGCCUCAGAUCCAAUGCAUGAUAAACUUCAGCCACUUUCUCCUAUGAAUCCUUGCACAAAGGGUGAGUUAGAUGACCCUCUUCAUGUGUACUGAAAGAAUCUGGGGGAAACUGGUCAGGCUAGACCCAUCCCUGUUCCAUGCACACUGUAACCACAAAUUUAUCAUCACCGUCACCGUCACCAUCACCAUCAUACCUGCAUGCUUCCCCAUUUAUCUGCCCUAAAUUGUAUUGUUUGUUCUGCCACCUGAUUCUGCUGCAUGUUUUCAGCAGCUCUCAUUUAUUUGUAAGGCUAAAGCAGGGGUAAUAAUACACACAAACACACACACACACACACACACACAGUUCCGUGGCUGUUCAUACUGAGGAGGAGGGAUAAAAGAGCCUUUUGUCCAUUUCUUGCUUUGCAUUGGCCAGCAUGCAGGCAGAACCAGUAUUGCUGGUUCUUCAUCAUGCUGUAUUCAAAUUGUUAUCCCUGAAAGAGGUUUCAGUUCCAAAGACCUACUCUUAACAAUAUUUGUGUUUAAAAUGGGGGGGGGGACCUACUGCAUUUCAUUCUUCAUAACUGAAUGACCCGUAUGAAAGCAUAGAUUCAUUCUCAGUGGGCCUUUCAGUGACUAUUUAUGUCUACCUAAGCCAACAACCAUCUAAAAAUUAUUAAAGAUCCUUACAAUAAAUUCCAGCAUUUAUUUACUGAGGUGGGUGGACGUAUUGUAUCCACAGGAAUAAACUGUGUCUUAAUAGUUGCUAUUAUGCAUUCCUGAAAGGUGUGGUUUGCCUUUCAACUUUAGUUUCUUCUUGGAAGGUAAAAGGCAACAGAAUUCAGCCUCACAGCAGGGAAACAAGUUUUACACCCAGAGGCUGUAAAAGUGGGAUUUACUUCUGAGUAAACAAGUUUAGGAUUACAUGCCACACCUGAGUUGAAGCCAGCCUAUUGAAACUGUUGAAACCUAACUUAGGUAUGUACCUAAAUUUCUGAGGGUCUGCUCUGAAUAUACCUUAGUUGAAUAACAGCCCCUAUUUCCCUGAAAGCAAGUCCCAUUGAUUUCAGUGGGAUUUAUUUCUAAGUAAGCGUGAGUAGUUCAAAGUGCAAAUAGAUAGAUAGGUACCACUCUGACAGGAAGGUAAACAGCGUUUCCGUGCGCUGCUCUGGUUCUCCAGAAGCGGCUUAGUCAUGCUGGCCACAUGACCCGGAAGCUGUACACUGGCUCCCUCAGCCAAUAAAGCGAGAUGAGCGCCACAACCCCAGAGUUGUCUGCGAUGGGACCUAAAGGUCAGGGGUCCCUUUUUACCUUUAAGCGUGUGUAGGACUGUUGACCUAGGGUCAGCGCACACGGAGGUGGCCAGAUGCAAAAGAGAAUGGGGCUCUUGAACCUUUUAGUUGUGAAGAAGUGGGAAUGUGAGCAGGUGUACCUUCGUCAUGCAAGCUAUACUUACUGAAAUCCCUUCUUCUACACAAUUCUUAUAGAUGUAAGAGCUCUGUCCUGCCUUGCAUCAGACUACCUUAUCCCACACAUUCCAUUUGGGAGACCUAUCUCUAUGUGCUGCUGCUUAAUAAUGUGCAAAAAUCACCACUGACUUAUCUUAGACAUCUUUUGAACACCAGCAAGCCUUUGAAACAGGAUCUUAUUUUUACAAACUGAUAUUUACCGAUGUUUUCAUUUGUGCAUUUAUCAACAUUAUUGCAAUGCUGUGUUUUUUAGGCCGUAUGCAACCUUGCGGUCUUUCUCUGAAAGUGUGCUCUAUGACUAUUUAAACAAAUAACACUGUAGCGUGGCUACAACAAAUGCUUGUACGGCGCAGGUAAACACAUCAGGGGCUUCUCAGUGACCGCACCUGGAGGCAACUUGAUUUUCCGGCCUGUGAAAAACGUGUCCAAAACAACUCUGACAAACUCUUCCUUAUUUCUAGGGAAGUCACCUGUUGCAGCAGCAAGAAUGAAGGGUCUUGGUAAUAUUUAUUGUGGCACAAGCCUUUUGUAGAUAGACUCUGCUUUAUAAUACAUGUACUUGCAAACCUGCAUAACAGUUACAGAAAGAGAAAUAGUUAUCAGUAGUGUACACAGGGGGUGGGAAAGACAUUAUAUGUCUGUCACAGCAUCAGGUCUAACAUUUCUGUGGAGAGCCCAAAUCAUAACUGGGUAGCCAUUUAGAACAGCAAUACUGCUACCCCACCCCCCAAGCUAUUGUGUGCUUAUUUAACUCUCUUGGUGUGGCAAGCGAAUCCCCAGUUCUGAUUGUGCAAAUUGAUUAGAAUCAUAUUUGCUGAUAAGGUCUAAUACAGCAAUUUCACUCUGGAAUCCUGCAUUUGAAGCCUUCUUGUUGGUUACAUGGUGGCUUUGAGGUCAGCAGCAGCGAGCAGAGCAUCCUUGGAGAAUGAAAUGUUCUCUUGUUGCAUCCUGAGUGUUGCCAGCUUCUAGGUCAACCUUCCCCCAUGCCCUUCUCCUGUUUGCGCACAGUACAAACAGGGCACUCUCUUGGCAAGGGAAUAACACAGUGCAAACCUGACAAUUGAAUGUUAAAUGAAUGGGAGGUUCACAAGAGCCAUUUCCAAUUUUUAACGCUAACUAAAAUACAUCUGUUAUAGAAAGCGUGCAGCAACAUGGUUUGCCUUCAGGCAUUAUGAUGAUGGAAAUGAAGAUUAUUGUAAAUAUUAUAUGUAAUAAGCCAAUUAACCCCAGAAAAAAAUAAGCAAUUCCAAUAUCAAUGAAAAUAAUGAGGCCUGAAUUCUGUUGGCAACUGAAUGCCAAUGCAGACAUUAAUUCUUCAGCUAGCAUUAUUACAUGUAUCUCUUGUUUAAAAAAGAAAAAAGAAAAGAAAACCAGUUGGGCAGGAAGUACCUACUGGUGUGUAAUUGUGCGUUCAUAAUUCUUUCUUCAAUCAUUAUACGAUUAUGACAUUUGUGGUUAGCUGGAACUGCUAGAUAUUGCAGAAUGGAGGCCUUUUGUAAGAAGACCUUCCGAUUUUCCAAUUUUGUGGUUUGGUGGAGCAAUGCCAGUGGUCUGUUUCUCUCCCUCCCCCCUCCCCAACACACUCACUUUCUCACACAGGCACACUUUGGCCUCCCCCUCCCAUCUUAGCUGCAUUGGAAUCUUGGGAUCACCGGGAGCGUAGGCUUUAAUCUGUGCUCACCCAAUGAUUCUGAUCCAGUGGUCCUGAAAUUGCAUGGAAAUGUAUUUCUUUUCCCAAUUGAUGACUGAUCAGCUGGGCAACAAGGAAAAGUGGGCAGGGCUCCCCAGAGCUUGGUGGCUACACUGAAAGCUGGCAAGGUGUGGGUAGUGUAGAUGUGUCCUACAGCAAUGUUCUUUCCCCAUACAGUAACUUACAUUAAGGACUCAGCUAUACAGCUGCAAAUGAAACAUUUUCAGUGUGUUGUAAAGUGCAAUAUACAAAUAUGGCACUAGAUGGCAACAAUGAGCUAUGCCAAAUUCAAUGUAUUUUUCACAACUUUUUUAAAAAAAGCAUUUUCACGGCAUUUUUAAUAUGCGUGUAGAUUCCACCUGUGUCUUUUAACGUGAUUAGAGAGGCUAUUUUGCACAUCCUAAUCAUCACUGUUGAUUGGGACAAACCCUUCCUUGUUCUCAACAUCUUAACCUUAAUCAGUCAUAGAGGAAGGCCAUUUUAAGCUCCAUGGAAAUGAUUUGCAAUGUACCAGUCAGCACUUGUGGAACUCCCUUCCUUAUUGGUCCUCAGGUGCCAGUUGCUGUGCCAGACCUAUGUUGCUUUCAGGAGAAGGAAAACUCUGAUGGAGAAGGAAAACUCUGACCCGAAACCUCCUCUGCCUUGUGGGUAUACUGUAGCAGGAACCCCCCACCCCAAUCAUUCAGUUUGUACAAACUUCACACACUCACACUCACACACUACAUAUGCCACACUUCUGUUAUAAAUUCAUAGAAAAAUCAACCAUACAUCGGAUUUGCACUGUUCCAUUUUUAUUUUACUCCAUAUGACAAGGACUAUCAAAGGGGGGUGGCUUGGUUCUGGUCAGCCAUAAUCCCUUCACCAUCCCAGCACAUCCACAGGAGCCCUGCCCAGUUGCUAUGCCAACCCUGAUGGUCCUAGACAGAAGACCAUCAAGAUCACAAAGAACUUGCAUAUGGGAGUGGAUUCAGCAUGGACUGAAACAAAGGACAAUGAUCAGAUCUUCCCUCUGGGGGCAGGAAACUGCCAACUCCCCUUUGUCUCCUGGAAGUGACUCAUGGGCAGGGGGAAAGGAGGAACCAGCCAGGUGACAGGACACUCAGGUUACCACCACAACUCCUCCCUCAACCCCUCCUUUCUGUAAUGUAUGCAUGAUGUCAACCCCUCCUUUCUGUAAUGUAUGCAUGAUGUCAACCCCUCCUUUCUGUAAUGUAUGCAUGAUGUUUCUGGGGGUGGGCUUGACCUAGAGGAUGGGAAUUUUAAAAGUUUUUAUAAGGUCUUGCACACCAUCUUUCUGGGUCUUUCCUCUCUCCUGCAAGUGAGGGGAACACCCUGUUGCAACAGUUCAAUAAAGGCCAAGCCUACAGGCUGCUGUUUUGCUCCAAGUUAUCCUGGUUGGUGUCUUUGUUUUUGUCCAAGGGAGCCCUCGGAUUUUUCCGGUAACAGUUUACAAUACCCAUCCAUGAGAAAGGCUUCGGGAGUAAACCCUCAGGAAAAAUCUGUACCUGCUGCCUUGCGGGACCUUUUUGGGAGAAGAAAAGGCUAUGGAGUAAACCCUACACAUAUCUGAAGUGGAGUCCCUAAGAUGGUUGGAUGGAGCCUUGUAUGCCUCCUUCCAGCAACUCCUGCAACCAAACUGGUGCUAAACAUACAGUGGUACCUCGGGUUACAUACGCUUCAGGUUACACACUCUGUUAACUCAGAAAUAGUGCUUCAGGUUAAGAACUUUGCUUCAGGAUAAGAACAGAAAUUGGGCUCUGGUGGCGCGGCAGCAGCAGGAGGCCCCAUUAGCUAAAGUGGUGCUUCAGGUUAAGAACAGUUUCAGGUUAAGUACGGACCUCCGGAAAGAAUUAAGUACUUAACCCGAGGUACCACUGUAUUGCUCUGCUUUCCUUUGGGCCACAUCAGCAAGACCGAAAGGGGCGUUGCUGGGCAGCGCAGAAUCUCCAUACACACUGCCCACGCUUGUGUCCCAUAGAAGUCAGUUCAGUGCUGCUAAUGCAACAAAAACAACAUAGGAGGCAGAAGUUACGAGUUACCAGUUUCCACAGACACAGCAGGCACUGUGAUUCUCCAGCGGCUUGACUUCCCCCUUGGAGGCACACGCUCUCAAGGCAGACAGAUGCCAACAACAACAAUGUUGUGUUUGGUUCUUGAAUGCAAAGAAGUAAUCCCUAGAUCAGAAUCUGGCAACCCUUCUCACCCUUGUAAGCCGGGGGUAGGCAACAUGGUGCCCUCCAUAUGUUUUCUCCUACAGUUCCCAUCAGCCUCAGCCAGUAUGGUCGAUGGUCAGGGAUGAUAGGAGUUUCGCUCCAAAGUACCGUAUCUGGAGGGCACCUUCGCAUUGAGUAGGAGGUUGGACGAAAUGACAUGAUUUUAUGAUCCAAUGAAAACCACAGCUUCUCUUGACAUCCCUUGGAGAGAUCCUCUUUGAGAACCAAAAGCUGAGAGUCAGUACCAAAUCUAAAUAUUAGGAUUUUACCUAUUGGCUUUCAUUAAAUAUUCCCCACUGAAAUAUUUAGCCUUAAAAAUAUUGACCUGGCAUGGAAAUCAUCUUGUGUUUGUUCUCAGUAGGGUGGCUGAAAAAUACCCGCUCAUGAAAGUUAAUCUUUCCGCUGCCUGUUGAGUAUUCUGAUUUAAGCAAAGCUAACAUUUCCUAACUCAUUCCUUCUAACUGGAUUUUUCCAGAUGUUGCUUUCCUUUUUGGAGGGUGGUAUUCUAAAAGCAUUUCCUUAGCAGAUAAGAUUUCUUUUAUUCUUAUUUGCAGGCACUGAGGUGGAAAGCAAGAAAUGUGAUACUCUUUUCUUUUCUUUUUUGAAAAAUAAGAUGAAACUACCUUCCCUAUUGUUUGCCAUUCCCCAAAGUGUUUCCUGUUCUACCUGUUGAAAGCGCUGAGCUCUUUCUUAAACAGAGCUUAGUUUGCUUCUAAUCAGCAAGUUAUUUGCUUACCUAAAUCAGUGCAACAGACAAGCCUCAUUAUUCUUGGUAGACUGGUAGAUAUUUAACCUGUGCGUGUGAGCCACUGCAUGUGUUAUUUUUCCCCCAGCUUUUCCCACCCGUGGCCAGUGUGUCUCUGACAUGAACCAAUAUUUCAACAUGUCAAUGGAGAACAAUGCACGAACCUUAUUAAUCUGAUAUUGUGGUUAAAUAGACCCAGCUAAGACAUUGGCUUUGUUUCUAGAAUAAGUUAAUUUAAGAAAGUUCAAGGAAGGAAAGUUUGCCACAUCUUCCUUUGCCCUACACGACACCUGCAACCCCAAAAGGCAUGGAGGCUGCUGGGGCUUGGGCUCCAAAUCCAGUUUGGGGAGAUUGACCCUCUAAUGUUAAUUCCAAAGAGUUCUUGCAAACCCAUGAUUCUCAUGCACUUUUUUUUCCAGCUUGGCUCCUCCUUGAGGCAUGAAUUUAAAAAUGCAGUAUCUAAAUCUGUUGCAGCAACACAGUGUAAUCAAUAUGCUGUUAAACGCUUAAAUGAAAGUUUUCAUCAUGGAUAUAUUAAAAUCUGUCGUCUCCUGAAUAGGAAAUUCAGGAGUGAUCAGGUAGGAGGCACCAACGUUCCUGAUACAUUAAAGCAAAAAGAAAGAAAAAGGAAAAAAGGAAAAGAAACAAAAAAAAAAAUGCUUGCUGACUGCUAAAAAAAAAAUUCUGAGCAUGCUUAGUUUUGUAUUUUAAAUAACACUAUGAUAACUACAAGGAAUAAAAUUGUUGGUGUAUGCACACCACAAAUAUAAAUCCACUUCUGCUGUUUUGGCUUGGUCACUGUUGUUGUUGUUGUUGUUGUUGCAUAUGCCACCCAUCAGCCCCAGCCACUCUGGACAGCUUCCAGAAAUAAAUAAAUAAAUAACCAUCAAACAUCAAAAACUUCCCUAUACAGUGGUACUUCGGGUUACAGACGCUUCAGGUUACAGACUCCUCUAACCCAGAAAUAGUACCUUGGGUUAAGAACUUUGCUUCAGGAUGAGAACAGAAAUCGCGUGGCAGCCACGUGGCGGCAGCAGGAGGCCCUAUUAGCUAAAGUGGCACCUCAGGUUAAGAACAGUUUCAGGUUAAGAACGGACCUCCGGAACGAUUUAACUUCUUAACCUGAGGUACCACUGUACAGGACUGCUCUCAGACUUCACUGUAGUUUGGUUUGUUUCUGUUGUUAAGAGACUCCCUUCCCAGCACCUUCACAGGGCUGCAGUCCCCAAGGGGUAGGCUUGAGGUGUUUGCUUCUGCUGCCCUGAUAAAAUGAGUACCUGUAUCCAUGCACGUGUCUGGCUUGUUGAUUAUAAAAUGUACUUAAAUAGAGGAACAAAGAAAAGGCAAGUGGCAGUUGCUGCAGAGUCUGGAAUGCUCAAGGUGACUAGCUGCUGACUCCAGCACUGUUUGUGCCCAUCAGCUGCCAUCUGGCUUAUAGUUUCAGGGGAACCCUGCGUUGUGGGGCCCUGCACCUCUGUAUGUGAAAGCCCUCUAUAUGUCAGGUACCUACAUGUUAGGGGAGACUUUGACCACACAGUCCCUUCAUACCACUCAAGGUGUACCCAAGUUUCACCAACUUAAAAUAAGUUUUGUUUGUUUCAGUGGUAUCCCCCCCCCCCCGGGAGUGUUUACAGUUGCAGCCCUACUACUACUACUACUAAUAAUAAUAAUAAUAAUAAUAAUAAUAACAAUUUUUUAUUUAUACCCUGCCCUCCCCGGCCAGAGCAAGGCUCAGGGCGGCUAAAACCAGUAAAAUUACAAUAAAAACAUAAUGCGGGGGGGAACCCAAUUUAAAAUAUGGGUUAGCAACUGGGCAGGGCUCCUUUGUAUGUGCUGGUAUGCUCAAGGGAUUAUGGCUGCCCUGUAUCAAACCUUCCCCAUUUUUUAGUCCUUCCUUCAUGGAGUAAAAUAAAAGUGGAACAGUGCAGAUCCGAUGUAUGGUUGAUUUUGUGUGUGUGUGUGUGUGUGUGUGUGUGUGUGUGUGAAGUUUGUACAAACUGAAUGAUUGGGGGGGGGGUUGCCUGCGACAGGGUUAAAUUACAAUUUAAAAUGCAGCCUCAUUUUAAUAGUAGGCCAUAGAUCAAUAUAGGCAUAACCAGGAUUUUUGUUGGGGGGCGGGGAGCAGGACUUUGUUAGAGGGGGCAGAACCGUGAUUGGUCAGUUAGUUAAGUAUUUCUAUUGCUUUACUUGAUCUAUGGGACAGCUGCCCCUGCCCCCCCCCCCCGGCUAUGCCCAUAGCCCUACAUCUUUUUACUUGUCGUUUCCCUACAUCCUGAUUCUUCAUGUUUGCCUAAACCCAGUGAAAUAAAUGUGUUUUGUUAGAACACACCUAGAUUUGCGUAGGAUCAGGUCGCAAAGGACGUUGUUGGCAAUUGAGCAGAAAUAUUCUCUGCAGGAGCUGAGCUGGGGGGGCCAAUUCUGCCCCAGAUGCUCACCAAACUGCAGAGGCACAAGACAGGAGCAGAUGGGAAACAAAUCAAGCUUUGGAGAAACAAGCCAUUGCAUGUUUGCUCAGCUGUAAGAUGACUCAUGGUUUGUUGAACAAACCAUGCUUAAAAUAAGCCAUAACUUUUGUGUUAUGUGUGAAUGCAGUCAGAGAUUGGCCCAAUAUCACCCAUGGCUGAAUCUCUGUGCUUCUACUGCUACAUUCUAACCAUUGCAUCACAUUGAUGUGUAUUAUUAACCUUUGCAGCCUGACUGUUUGCACCCAUUUACUCAGAAUUAGUCCUUACUGAGUUCUUUGGGGAUUGCUCUAAGAGCCAGGGCAGAAGGGCUGAAGUUUGUUGUUGUUUAGUCGUUUAGUCAUGUCCGACUCUUCAUGACCCCAUGGACCAGAGCACGCCAGGCACUCCUGUCUCCCACUGCCUCCCGCAGUUUGGUUAAACUCAUGCUGGUAGCUUCGCGAACACUAUCCAACCAUCUCGUCCUCUGUCGUCCCCUUCUCCUUGUGCCCUCCAUCUUUCCCAACAUCAGGGUCUUUUCCAGGGAGUCUUCUCUUCUCAUGAGGUGGCCAAAGUAUUGGAGCCUCAGCUUCAGGAUCAGAAGCUUUCGUGUGCAUGCACACUUCUUCAGAUACCCAGAUACACAGGGAAGCUUAUACCCAGAACAAACUUAGUUGGUCUCUAAGGUGCUACUGGACAAUUUUUAAAUUCAUUUUGACUGUGUCAGACCAACACGGCUACCUACCUGAAUCUGGAGGACGACACAGUUAGUCUGUGUAGGACUGCAGUCUUACAGUCUGAUCCUAUCUUUGUUAUCUUGGAAGUUAGUUCUACUUAUUUUAAUUUCCUCCAAAGCGUGAUAGGAUUGAAGCCUUCUGUGUUCAGGAUUGCACACUUGUAUUUAAAAACAAAACCCUACAACUGGUUUCUACACACAUGCACUCACAGUAAGUUUCUUGUAGUUAAAUGAAACUUCCUUCUUGGGCUAUCAGCAUUGUAGCCUGACCCUAUGCAUGUUUACUCUCAAGUAAGCAUAUGUAGGAUUACAGCCAUGCAGCGAGCCCUACAUAUAUGUACUCAGGCAAAAGUUAUAUGAGGGAUUUACUUCCAUUUUCCAGCUCUAGUUUUUUGUUUUUUUUACUUUCAUCAUGAUUGAUGUGAUGAGAGUGACAGGGAACAUUGACUUUACGAUCAAGGGGAGGUGCCUCAGCCUACCACUUUCUGGAUCGUACAGCUUUGGCAAGUUAAACAAAAUGCAAUUAAGCCUCAGACAUGAACUGCUUGAGAGUUUCGCUUCAUUGCUCUGUAUCCCAAGCCUUUGCAAAACCAGCCCAUUACGGAAGAGAUUUGUUUCAAUCAUUAAACUGCAUGUGCUGUAAGGGUGCUGCAGUGUACGCUAUGGUUUAUUUAUUUAUUUAUUUUUUAUUAUUGUUAUUUACGUAUUAUUAGUUAUUGAAUUUAUAUACCACCCUAUACCCGGAGGCCUCAGGGCGGUUCACAGAACAAAAUCAAAAAUAUAAAACCACAAAAUAUAUAAUCAAAAUACAAACAACAACCCAAUACCCCCCCCAAAAAAACCCCACAUUUUAAAAGGGCAGUGUUGACUAAAGGCAGUUGCUUGGUGACACAGUGCAAGUGCAUACUCUGAGAUUGUAUACAGAUCCGUACCUAAGUAUUCAGAUCAAAUAAGCAGUGACUGUGAACCCAAGUUACAACAUAGAAAGUUGCUCUGGCAGUUCAGUUAAAACUUUAUCAUUUAAUUUCCAGGUCACUUUUUGAAAGUGUUCAGAGCAGCUUACAUAAGGCCCAGAUGGAUCAGCCAGACCAGUGGCUUGCUGUGUUCAUCUGAUAAAACAAAAUGUACACUACAAUCCUAUGCAUGUCUACUCAGAAGUAAGCCCCAAGGAAUUCCACAGGGCUUAUUCCCACUUUUGCAGUGUGCAAAUGGCUGAAUUCUUUCCCAGGAUGCGAGAGUUAAGGACAAGAAUGGAAAUUAAAAUGUGGGAGAGGAUAAAGUUCUGGACAGAAUGGGGUGCUAAUCUUUGGGUUGAGGCAAAAAGUAUUGGAACAGACUGUUGAUGAGAGUUUCCCUUAGGUCUCUUAUGAAGUAAGAGGUUCUUUGCUGGGCUGUGAGGAGUUCAAUAUAUCUGUUGAUAAAGAAAAGUUUUUAUUGCCUUCCCAAGCUUCACCUGUGUUGCAAUAAUACCCUGCAGGCUAUGUGAGCAAAACAUUGUAAAAAGAAGGGUGGAGCCCAUGUAUUUUGCUUGUGUCCUUAAGACUGGUGAAGGUGGUUUGGUCAGGUGAUGGUGAGGUCAGAGGGAAAUCUGCAGCCUUUUACUUUUGGCCACAGCAAGAGUAAUAGAAUCAGAGCACAGGGCUAUCACCCAGAACCCAGUAUCUGACAACCAUUCAAUAAGGGAAGGCUUGUAGCUGAGAUGUAGAGCAUCUUACUUGCAUGCAGAAAAUCCCAGAUUUGAUCCUUGGCAUCAUGGGCUAUAGCCAGCGGGGUGGGAAGGGGGGCAGCUCCCCCCUCCAAUCAAGUAAAUAAAUAAAAACACUUAACUAAAAGUAGAAAACAAUUGGAAUAUUUGAAAUCAAAAUGCUCACUGAGGUCACAUGGAUGCAUUCUAGCGACACAACUGGCAUCCCGACUGUUGUUGAGACAUUUUGUUCCGAAUCUGCUAGACAGAGACAGACAGAGGAUGAGGGCAGGUGGGUGUCCUGCCCCUCCACAACAUAAAUCCUGGCUAUGCCCAUGCUUGGCAUCUCCAGGUAGGGCUCAGAGAGACCCCGGUCUGAAAUAUCUGGAGCCUCUGCCAGGCAGAGCUUGUUGCACUAGUAUUCUGACAUGAUGAAAGGUAGCUUUCUUUGUUCCUAUAGCCUAAAGUUUAGUGGACUAGGGUCUAUUUCAUCAAAAGCAUGAAGUACUGCAGCAGCAGCAGCAGCAGCAGCAGCAGCAAGGGGCUGGAUUUGUUAGCAGUGAGGUCAGAGGGAAAUGAAACCCAAGAGAGAAUAUUGGUUCUUAGUACAAGUAUAACCUGCCCUCCUUUAUUUAGAUAACUAACAACCCCGUAGGGACGCGGGUGGCGCUGUGGGUUAAACCACAGAGCCUAGGACGUGCUGAUCAGAAGGUCAGCAGUUCGAAUCCCCAUGACGGGGUGAGCUCCCGUUGCUCGGUCCCUGCUCCUGCCAACCUAGCAGUUCGAAAGCAUGUCAAAGUGCAAGUAGAUAAAUAGGUACCACUCCGGCGGGAAGGUAAACGGUGUUUCCGUGCGCUGCUCUGGUCUGCAAAAAGUGGCUUAGUCAUGCUGGCCACAUGACUCGGAAGCUGUACGCUGGCUCCCUCGGCCAAUAAAGCGAGAUGAGCGCCACAACCCCAGAGUCAGUCACGACUGGACCUAAUGGUCAGGGGUCCCUUUACCUUUACCUUUAACAACCCCGUGAGGCAGGCUUAGAUAGGCAUGGUUUGCCUAAGGCCAUCCAGUGAGCUUUAUAGCUGAGUUGGGAUUCAACCCAAACCAGCGGUUCUCAACCUGUGGGUCCCCAGAUGCUGUUGGACUACAACUCCCAUCAUCCCUGAGCUCUGGCCUUGCUAGCUAGGAGUGAUGGGAGUUGUAGUUCAACAACAUCUGGGGACCCACAGGUUGAGAAAGUCUGACCCAAACACUCUAAUGUGGGAAAUGUUUGGGGCUCCCAUCAUGGGAGUUGCUGAACUACAACUCCCAUCGUCCAGUUCCUGAACAACAACUCCUAUCACGCCUGGGCAUUGGCCGUGAUUGCUAGGGCUGAUGGGAGUUGUAGUUCAGCAGCUACUUGUGGGUCAAAGGUUCCCAUUGCUGCUCUGCUUUCUGCUCUGGAGGACGUAGCAGCUUUCCGAAAGGCUGGAGAAAUACGCCUGUGCUUAUUUAACACUGGGUUAAAUGGGUAGCAUCCCUAUUCAGAACUGAGGCAACAGCUACUGCAGGCAGACAGGAACUACAGUUGCCAAGCUGACCAGGUAAAAAUAAGCACCUCACCUCACUUAUGCCUUUUUCAUCAAUUUCAGCUCCAGAAAUCAACCUGGGAUUUUUCACAAUGUGCAGAUUAAGAUCAGCUGCUAAUGUCUGUGAUUAAACAGACCCUGCUACAGAGGCCAGGGGAAGAACUGACAACCCUAAUAGGGACAAUGGAAUCCAGUAGAAUGCCAAUAAUGUUAUUUUAGAAAAGUGUCUCCCCAGUUGCAGUGGGGGUUUACUCCCCAAAUAAUGUGUUUAGGACUGAAGUCUUAAGGCAAUGGGGCUAAACAAAUACCUCUCAACACAGACACACAGGAACAAACAUUUAAUCAGCCUUUGCUCAAAGAGUGGUUGGAUGUGGCCAUUGGCAGUUUCUGGCACCUGAUUAACAACCAGGAAGGUAGUCUCUGAUUGGAUGCAGGGUAUUUAAGAGGAGAAGCAAGCAGCUAAUUACAUUUUUAAAACCCCAAAACUAAGCAGCUGCUUUCCGUGCCUAUCAGUAGUUUAGGCCUCUUCUGGGAUUACUGGGCAGCGAAGGCUAUGAAGGAAUGGAGAGAAUUUGCCUAAGAGCUAAGUUCAGGUGAAUUCCUGGAUGAAUGUUGGAGUGUGCUUGUUCUUCCGGGAUCACAAGGGGAGGCUAGGGUGUGGCUUACAUGCUAUGCAUCAAGUUCAUUUUUCACAGUUGUGUGACUGUAUUUCCAGACCCUCCAAGUGUCCCUAUUUUCCAGGGAUGUCCCUGAUUUUUAGAAGCUGUCCCGGUUUCUGAUUUUAUCCCGGAAUGUCCCACUUUUCCUUAGGAUGUCCCUAUUUUCACUGGAGAAAUGUUGGAGGGUAUGGAGUUAUCCAAUCCCUGAGCCAUCUGAAGGCAAUCCUGUAUAGGGAAGUGGUUUCUUUAAGAAAUGUUUAAUGUUUUCUUAUUUUUUAUGUAUGUUGGAAGCUGCCCAGUGUGUCUGGGGUAAACCAGUAAGAUGUGUGAGGUAUUAAUAGUAAAUUAUCAUUAUGGAAUGGGAAGUCCCUAUUUUCACCAGAAAAAUGUUGGAGGGUAUGUAUUUCAGUUAUGGUAAUAGCAGACCCCCAACAUUUGAUUGCUUAUACCCUAUCUGUAAUUGUCUAUAUUCUAUUAAUUGGGGGCAAAGUAUAUUCUGUGAUCAUACUGUGCAGGUGUAACAAUCUUGGUUGUGUGUAGUUUUAGGAUUUGUUUGUUGUUUAAGCGUUUGUUGUCCUCAAGGAAGGUCAUGGGAUGGAGCCUCUCAUAAUUUUUAUAGUACAGUGGUACCUCGGGUUAAGUACUUAAUUCGUUCCAGAGGUCCGUUCUUAACCUGAAACUGUUCUUAACCUGAAGCACCACCUUAGCUAAUGGGGCCUCCUCCUGCCACUGCGCAGCCGGAGAACAAUUUCUGUUCUUAACCUGAAGCACUAUUUCUGGGUUAGCGGAGUCUGUAACCUGAAGCGUAUAUAACCUGAAGCAUAUGUAAUCUGAGGUACCACUGUAAUAAUUUUAUUAUUUGUAUCCCAUCCAUCUGACUGUGUUGCUCCAGCCACACUGGAUGUCUCUCAGAGGGUGCAAAGUUUAAUGACUGGAGCCCUGAGGCCCUAUCCAUUUCAUGUCUCCUUUUCCUCUUUACAGAGAACUGUUAUGGGGCCACACUUCCUUUAUGAGGCUGACCUCUCUGUGCCAUCAUCCUAAAAUGGUGUGGAAAGAGUUCCUGCUUUGUCGCAAUGCAGGAUUUGCAUGUAGAUUUAGAAUGUGGGGUCCGGUUCUAUUGUUCUUUAAUGCUAGUGUUUGAUUAGUGCUCCUGUUCAUGGACCUUUGUAUGUAUGGCACUACAUACAAGGAUAUGUUCAUGAUACGUUUCAAAGCAGUACUUGAAAUUCAGCAGGUGCAUUUUGCACCUGCCUCUUGGCCACUUAUGACCAAGUGAAGAUGCCCAGGCGCCAGGAUGGUGCCUGAUGUCUCCACCAUCUGGAGAUGCAUGCCUGGGAAUUCUUGGAUCUUGCCUCUUUUCACACACUAACAACACAUCUUGUAGAAUUCUAUCUGUGAUAUUUUAUUUGCAUGAUCAGAGAGAAUUUCAGGAACCCCAAAAUUGCAUUGAAAAAUACGACUUUUGAGCCAUCUGACCCCAAAAUGGCAACUAGACAUUCCGUUUUGGCGACAGUAACCCUGGUGUAGGAGCCAUUUGGUGCCUAGCGAUUGUCUUAAGGCUAUGAGACAACUUCCUGAGCUCCGGGGAAGAGGAAUUGAUUGUUGAAGCGCUCUGUAAACUGUAGCUCUGUGAGAGGAAUAGGAAUCGCUGAACAAUUCUCAGCACACUUAACCAAACUACAGCUCCCAGAAUUCUUUGGGGAAAGCCAUGACUAUUUAAAGUGAUAUCAUAGUGCGAAUGGUGUGAAUGCAGCCUUGGUCUGUAUGACUCAGACUGCCCUUUCCUAGUAUGUACUGUGGUACCUUGGUUCUCAAACUUAAUCCAAAACCAAAGCAUUCGAAAAACCAAGGCACACUUUCCCAUAGAAAGUAAUGCAAAACAGAUUAAUUCAUUCCAGACUUUUAAAAACAACCCCUAAAACAGAAUUUUAACAUGGAUUUUACUAUCUAAUGACACCAUUAAUCCAUAAAAUGAAACAAUAAUCAAUGUAAUGUACUACAAAAUAAGACAGUAUUUUAGAUGAUAAAAAAUAAGUUUUUUUUCCUUACCUUUGCUGAUGAUAGUCAUUGUUUGGAUGGGGGGCUUUUUUUUUAAAAAAAAUGAUAUUUAUUAAAGUUUCCAUAAAAGAUUAAACAUAAAACAUAAAAAAGAAAUACACAAUUCAAAAAAUACACAAUACAUAAUCCAAAAAAGAAAAAAAGAACAAAAAACAAAAGACAAAAAAGAGGAAAAAAAAACAGUUAAAAACAAUAUCACCUUUUCAUUUCCAUUUUUAAAUUUACUUAUUUUCUGGACCUUCUCAUACCUCCCUCUUUUGUAUUCCAGUUCAAAUUGUUUGUCCAGCAAUUUCUUUCCCUCUUUUUUAAUCCCAAUCUUUGGUCUUAAUAUAAUAUGUUUGGAUGGGGGGCUUUUAUCCAUUUCCGCAGUCACACAAUCAGUCAGUCAGUCAGUAGCUAAACUGGGUUCCACACAGUCACAAAAACAAUUUAACUGAAAAAGCCUCAAAAACAAAAACGCAAAAUAAAUGUUCGAAAUCCAAGGCGCAGCUUCUGAUUGCCCCAGAAACAAUAACUGACAGCCGGAUUGGAUGUUCGGCUUCCGAAAACCGUUCAAAAACUGGUACACUUACUUCUGGGUUUUCGGCAUUUGGGACCCAAGGCAUUUGAGUACCAAGGUGUUUGAGAACCAAGGUACCACUGUAAGUUCCAACAACAUCCAUUGUACUGACCACUCCUGGAAAAGGUCAUUGUCUUCUUGGCAUCCUGUGGGCUUCCUGUUUGGCCAUUGUUGAAAAUGGAAUCCUAGACCGUAUGGGCCCAAGGACUGAUCAAUCAGGGCUCUUAUGGUAGCUGUCCUCAAUGCAAUACAUUUUUAAAACUUCCCCCACCUCCUACAGAUGUUGCGAGUGCCUAAGAUGUUGUGGAAGAAGAGACCCAAGGCCUCGGACGGUUUGGCUUGGCCAUCCAGAAAAGAGGGACCAGCGAUACCCACGCAAUGUGAUCAACAACCAGAAGUACAACUUUUUCACUUUCCUACCAGGGGUAUGUAUUCCAUGUUGAAAAACCGUGUGCUUUCCUCUUCUAUUGAUAUUUGAGGGUUGAGUGCCAGUGGUUUAUUUGGAGUGGGCAAUCAAGACAGCUGUAACCUGGAUUGGCUCAAUCUACUCUUCUGCAUUUAAGUGAAGCUUAAUUUUGCUUCUCCCUGUCUGUGCACCAAUAAGCCAUCCUGUUGCCUACAGUAGUGAAGAAGUCGCUGAGGAAUUUCCCAGUCCAACACAACUGAAUGGAGGGAAGAGAAGGGGCUGAAAUUGGGACUUUUCCUAUUUCAGUCCUCUUUCCCUGUGAUAUAUGUAUCAAUGGACACACUGUCCUUUCCGUAUAGAUGCAGCGUUUAAACUGUGCUAUAAUGGGGAAAAUAGAGGGGGGAGCCACAGUUGACUCCAUAUCUUUAAUGUCCUGGAAUGUGCUGGAGUUUGCAUUUUUUUUCUUAAAGCUUUCCUGGUUAGCUGAAUUCCUAAAAUGUUGCUAGAUGCCUUGGAACAGCCUUCAACUUGGUAUCCUCCAAAUAUUUUGAACUACAACUCCCAUCAGCUCCAUCCAGUUGAUGGGAGUUGUAGUCCAGAACUUUGGGAGGGCACCGGGUUGCGAAAAGCUGUCUUAAACAUUUCCAUGGUGAGGCGUGUUAACCUUAGAUGUGCUGCUACAAAUGCCUUUCUUGUUCCUCACUCUGUUUCUUAGGUGCUGUUCAACCAAUUCAAGUACUUCUUCAACCUCUACUUCUUGUUUCUGGCCUGUUCUCAAUUUGUUCCUGAAAUGAGGCUCGGUGCUCUUUACACGUAUUGGGUUCCUUUGGUAGGUAGUAUCGAGUUUAUUUAUUCAAGAAAAGUUUCAGUGUUUGAAUACAAGAUGUCCUUUGUUACCUUAUCUCAGAGAUCCAAGUGGUGCCGUAACUUAAAAUGGUUUUUGUUAGCUUGUUUCAUGAAGCCUGUCCUUUAUGUGUUUGGGAAUUGUAGCUGCCGAAAGUGAUUUAAUAAAGGUUUGCUAUUCAAAAUUGGGACCUUCAGCGGUCUAAGGAAAUGCACGAGGGAUAUUUGAUCCAAAAAGGUAAUUUAUCCCAUAAAUCAGCCAUUCUAGGAGUACAGCUAAGGGAGAUUCCCUUGGGUUAACCCUGGGAAGAGUAAGACAUCAUGUGAACGUUCCACCAGUUAAUCCCGCAACAAUUAACUAUACAGGUGAAACUCAGAAAAUUAGAAUAUCGUGGAAAAGUUCAUUUAUUUCAGUAAUUCAACUUAAAAGGUGACAUGGCUCCCCAAAUAUCUUUUCUGAUGAGAGCAGCUUUUGCAUCUCGUUUGGAAACCAAGGACCCAGAAUCUGGAGGAAGAAUGGGGAGGGACACAAUGCCAGAUGCUUGAAGUUCAGUGUGAAGUUUCCACAGUCUGUGUUGAUUUGGGGAGCCAUGUCAUCAGCUGAUGUUUGUCCACUGUGCUUCAUUGAGUCCAGGGUCAACGCAGCCGUCUGCCAGGAGAUUUUGGAGCACAUCAUGCUUUCCCCCCGCAGAUGAGCUUUAUGGGGAUGCUGACUUCAUUUUCCAGCAGGACCUUGGCACCUGCCCACACUGCCCAAAGUACCAAAACCUGGUUCAAUGCCCAUGGGAUUACUGUGCUUGAUUGGCCAGCAAACUCGCCUGACCUGAACCCCAUAGAGAAUCUAUGGGGCAUUGCCAAGAGACAGAUGAGAGACAUGAGACCGAGCAAUGCAGAAGAGCUGAAGGCUGCUAUUGAAGCAUCCUGGUCUUCCAUAACACCUCAGCAGUGCCACAGGCUGAUAGCAUCCAUGCCACGCCGCAUUGAGGCAGUAAUUGAUGCAAAAAGGGCCCAAACCAAGCACUGAGUACAUAUGCAUGCUUCUACUUCUCAGAGGUCCAAUAUUGCUCUAUUUGCAGUCCUUGUUUUGCUAAUUUCAUUUAACAUUCUAAUUUUCUGGGAUUGUUAAUUUGGGGCUUUCAUCAGCUGUGCUCCAUGACCAAUUAUAACAAAUAAAGGCUUGACAUAUCUUGCUUUGCAUGUCAUGAGUCUAUCUCAUAUAUUAGUUUCACCUUUUAAGUUGAAUUACUGAAAUAAAUGAACUUUUCCAUGAUAUUCUAAUUUUCUGAGUUUCACCUGUAUAUUAUUUGGCUAGUGUUUCAGACAUUUUGUAUGUUGGGUUCAGAAUUAAGCUUGUACACCAUAUUAAACCAAAUGAUCUAGAGCUAGGGGUGAGCAGUAUGGUAGCCAAGUUUGUGGAUGAUGCCAAAUCAUUCAAGGCGACAAAAAUAAAGUGGGAUUUCAAGGAGCUCCAAAAGGAGUCCAAACUGGAUGAAUGGGUAGUAAAAUGGCAAAUGCAAUUCAAUGUAAGCAUGUGUAAAGCCAGUGGAAAAAAUAUAUUUAAAAAUCCAAACUUCGUAUAUAUGCCCAUGGUGGUCUGAACUGGUGGUCACUAACCAUGAACAAAACUGUGGGGUCAAAGUUGAUAGCUCAGUGAAGAUGUCAACCCAGGGCAUCUUCCCAGGAAGAUUCCAAGCCCAAUUCAAAGUGUUGGUGGUGACUUUUAAAGCCCUAAACGGCCUUAGCCCAGUAUACCUGAAGGAGCAUCUCCACCUCCAUUGUUCUGCCCGGACACUGAGGUCCAGCGCCAAGGGCCUUCUGGCGGUUCCCUCCCUACGAGAAGCCAAGUUACAGGGAACCAGGCAGAGGGCCUUCUCAGUAGUGGCGCCCACCCUGUGGAACACCCUCCCACCAGAUGUCAAAGAGAAGAACAACUACCAGACUUUUGGAAGACAUCUGAAGGCAGCCCUGUGUAGGGAAGCUUUUAAUGUUUAACUAACCACUGUAUUUUAAUACUUCGUUGGAAGCCGCCCAGAGUGGCUGGGGAAGCCCAGCCAGAUGGGCGGGGUAUAAAUAAUAAAUUAUUUUAUAUUAUAUAUGAAGCAACCCACCAAGUCUAGAUUUAAAUGACAAACUAGGCUCUGUCCAUGGGAACUUGUUCACAUUAAACCAUUGUUUGCUUUUGUUUUUAAUAUUACUUUAUAUGAUGUUCAGACAGGUUUGCUGUGUAGUUUUCCCAGAAGGUUUUAUUUUAAUUUUAAGCCAAGGAGGGUAGCUUUAAAUUUGAUUGGAACAGUGUGGUGUCUUUGUCUGAAUUGCACCUCCCUGAAACCUGUUAGAGCAAUUAAUUAAUUUGUUUUCCAAAUUGUCUUGUUUUGCACCAUCCUUUUAUUUUAACUCCUUUGCACGUUGUUGGGUUUGCUAGUCAUUGGGAAGGGCAGGAAACAAAUUCAAGGUAGCUACUGGAAGCCCCCAGCCACGAGCUUUCUGAGAUUUCGGCAGACUUUGCCUGCACCCUUUCAAGCAUACCUCUACAGCUGCGAGGACAAGAAACUUGAACCCGUUUAAACAAAAGCCGAGAUUCUUGUGAUCCCGAAUUCUGCGGCCUCAUUUUAUAUAUGCCAUUGUGUCAACAAUCGGGUGCUUGCCUGUAGCUGCACUGUUUCAUUUGUUAUGGCUUGGGAAAGAGAAGUUAGAGGCUAGUUUUUGCAAGGCUGGCUUGCAAACCUAUAAGGCCAUUGUGAUUUGCCCCACAUCACACGAACCAUUGAAAUUCAGCAUGUGAGCGGCCAGGGCUAUAUAUAAAAGGCCUUUUGUUCAUUGCAGGCUGCUAAUGCAACCAUUUUGGUAUAGAAUAGCAACUUGGGAUAGCUUAGUGAAGCAGAACAUGAAGGGGGUUUUUUUUGGGGAGGGGGAAGGAGUGAUUAUUUGAAAUCCUUGAUUGGCAAAUGCAUAUAGAUUAUUUAUAAAAAAAUAUAUACUGCUGUAUCAUAAAAAUACAUCACAGCGGCUUAUCACUUUGUGUGUGUGUUGCCUGUAGCAAUAACAAGCUAUGUUUUUGGACUCUUUAUCAGAAUGCUAAUUAAAAGCAAUAGUUUGAAAUGCUGCAAAACAUUCAGAAGCCAUGGUAUAUAAAGUCUAUAAGUGCCAGAGGAGAUUUCCAUCUUUUUGGGGGGUGAGGGGGGCACAUGCAUGCCAUGACAACUUGGUGCCCUCAAAGGAGAAAUAAUGAAACCCCUUAGGGCUGGCUUCAUGCAGUGACUUCCAAAUUUGUGCAGCUGUCCUGUAUCCCCUCAGCAGGAUUUGCAUCUCUUUGCAAAGCGUCCCCAAGCCUUGAGGGCAUGUAGCAAUGCACUUCUGAAUUAAUGUUCAUGAGAAGUUUUGUAAGGGAUGCCCUGAAAUUAGCCAGACAGAUUAGUUUCCUUUGAGGAGGCGUUGUGGCAGGUGGGUAGGGCUUAAUUUCAUUUAAGUAACAAAUUAUAAUUUCAUGAUACAAGUAAGGAAAAGAAAUAUUAGGAGACAUGUGUGCCAACAUUGAGAAUGUUCUUUUGGAUAUUUUUGUGCAUUGGUUUUUUUAAAAACAAAACAAAACAAAACAAGGAAUUCCUCCAGACCAGGGGUCAGCAACGUUUUUCAGCCGUAGGCCAGUCCACCGUCCCUCAGACCUUGUGGGGGGGGGCGGAUUAUAUUUUGGGGGGAAAAAAAUUGAACAAAUUCCUAUUCCCCACAAAUAACCCAGAGAUGCAUUUUAAAUAAAAGGACACAUUCUACUCAUGUAAAAACAUGCUGCUUCCCAGACCGUCCGCAGGCUAGAUUGAGCAGGCAAUUGGGCCGUAUCCUGCCCCCCAGCCUUAGGUUGCCUACCCCUGCUCCAGACUGUCAAUAUUUUGCAGGAGGGAUUCGAAUGCUUAUGCCAGACCCUCCAAGUGUCCCUAUUUUCCAGGGAUGUCCCUGAUUUAGAGAAGGUUUCUGAUUUGAUCCUGGAAUGUCCCGCUUUUCCUUAGGAUGUCUAUAUUUUCACUGGAGAAAUGUUGGAGGGGAUGGAAUUAUCUGACUCUGGAGCCCUCUGAAGGCAAUCCUGAAUAGCGAAGGGUGGUUUUUUUAAACAUGUUUAAUGUUUUAUUAUGUUUUGAUAUAUGUUGGAAGCUGCCCAGAGUGGCUGCAGCAACCCAGUAAGGGGUGUAGGGUAUAAAUAGUAAAAUUAUCAUUAUGGAAUGGGAUGUCCCUAUUUUCAUCAGAGAAAUGUUGGAGGGUAUGUUACUCUGGAAAUUUAGGUUUUUUGCAAUGUCAGUGGAUUAAAGCACUCUGUCACCCUCAUAUAACAAAUGCGAUUCUUAAAAAGAAACAGACUAAAAGAAAAAAAUUAUUGAAUAAACAUAGUACAAAAAGAUAAUACGUUAAAUAAUUAUAUGUUUGUGUUGUUAUUAUAAUAUUUAUUUAUCCUGCCUUUUCCCUAGACUGGGACUCAAGGCAACUUACAGAAAUUAAAACAAUAAGGUUAAAAUGCAGAAAGCUUUAAAACAUAUAGAGUAACUAAAAAGCAAUUAAACUGUAAUAGAAUUAAAACAAUAUAAAAUUACAUAAAAAAUAGAAUACAAAAACAAAUCUAUUAAAAUGCAGAUAGUAAAAACAGCACAGCACUAUAGAAAGUCCUUUCCUUAAAACUAGUCUAUUGCCAAAAACAUGCUGGAAUAAAAUAGUCUUCACCGGCCAAUGAAGGACAUCAAGGCGUUUAACAUACAUUGAGUGCUAAGAAUCUCAGGGCGGAUUAUAUAAAUAUAUAACCAAGUAGUCCUUAGUCCUGGUAGCUAUCAUUCGACCCUUUCAUGACAAAUGAUUACCAAAACAUUCAGUUUAUAAAUGUGCAGUCAGCUUGCGGAUACAUAAAAUCUACACCCUUUUUGCACAUAGGAACAUAGCAGAGAACUGACCUGAAAAGUGUGUAAUGAACAAAUGGCUAAUGGAAAGAUGUAUAAAUACUCCACAACCAAAUCAGGAAUAAGGCAAGAUGAGUGCUCAUUGUCGUAUAAUUUAAUAUCCUCAUAAACGUUGUGCAAGCAAAUCAGGAUAGAUGUUCAAUAAAUAAACAAACAGGUCCUCUGGAGCUGCCCAAGUACUUAAAACAUGAAGAAAGUUUAGCUUUAAGGUUUUGUGGAGCUCCUUUUUAAAUGAAGACACAGCUCAAUGCUUAGUUUUCUCUAUAGAGUCUGACAAUUUUAAUGAAAAGUGUCACCGUAUAUCAUCUGGUAGGCCGCACACUCCAGAAUGUAUUCCCGACAUUCAGUGGCUUUCCAUGCACUGAGUGGGAGUUCCUUGGGCUUUUAUCCACACAUUUUCAAUGACCCCUCUCCCUCCCGCUCUCUCCUAGGGCUUUGUCCUCGCCGUUACCAUCAUCCGCGAGGCUGUGGAAGAGAUCCGGUGCUACAUGCGUGACAAGGAAGUGAACUCGCAGAUCUACAGCAAGCUCACAGCGAGAGGUCAGCUAUUUGGCUCCAGCUUUCUACAUCUGCUUGCAGAGUCCCUUAGCUGACUGCCCGAACAGCAGGGAGUUGCAACUCAAUCAAAUGUUGCUGACAAUUGGAGGAGCAAAGUUUCUGAAAGGGGGGUGGGGUUUGACUGUGGGGAGGGGGGAAGGUUGCCAAGCACACAGGCACAUGGCUUAGCAAGUCCCCUCUGCUUCAUCUGGCCCUGGCAGAGCAUCAGAGACUCCUGAUGACAGUACAGAUAAAUUUCCAGCUACAAUUGGGCAAUAAGUUCUCAGGGAAUGGGAACCUUCCACAUAUUCAAUGCAUAUUGGGAUGUGGCCAGUUACUCAGAAUAAUUAUGGCGUAUGUUGUAUCGAAGGGAAGAAUAUGAAGGAGUUCCUAUUUUUGAGAUGAUGGCUGCUACAGCCACAUCCAUUUUAUAGAUUAUAAGCGAUAGGUGGUCUGAAUUUGUUGACUAUCCUAAUCCUGACUUGGAUCUUUUAAGAAUGGGAAUGCGUGUUGCAAAUUAGGCAUGCAACCUAAUCCCAUUCAUGUUUGUUCAGAAGUAAGGCUCCUUGGGUGAAAUCCCAUUGUGAGCAUCCGCUAGCAGAAUGGGCUUAAACUCCUGCACCAGGACUCUCCCUCCCUCUCCUCCCUCUUGCAAGCUGCAUGCUGACCAGAUUUGCUUUGGACAGUUGGAGGACCCUGUAGAUAUAUAGGGUUAUUGGGGGUGGGGGAAGCUGGAGGACGAGGAGGAGGACGAGGAGGAGAGAACGUGCCAUUUAAAAACGAUUUAAUAUGCCCAAAUCUAGACCACCUUUUAAUUCCUAGGAUGUAGGAAGCACACUCCUAUGAAAUUAUGCAAAUAUUGCUAUGAGGGCUGUCACCUAAAUGGAGAUGCUUGAGACUUGAUCCUGGACAAUUGCAAUAAUGGGGAUCCUGAAGUACAUGAAAUUCACAGAAGGGGGUCUACCUCCAAAAGGCUUUUCUAAGUACCAGGAGCCCUUGCAAACAGCAUGAAGUAUUUUGGGAUGACUCAUCAUAUGUCCUAUUACACUUCUCACAAGAAAAUUUCCCCUUCCUCCUCCUCCUCCUCCAGCUCCCCCACCCCCAAAUAACCCUUUAUAUCUGGCUUAUUUGAAACAAGUCACAGUUAACCGCAGUUCAGGUUUCAGGUGAAAGACUAAACUAUAUGACAUCUAAUCAUGGCCAGUGACCAACCCAAGGGAGGAAGUUCCAAAACUUUGCUUGCUCUCUCCUCCCGCCCACCAACUGCUUAUAUAUAGAGUAUACCUCUCCCUUCUAGCAAUGACCUGUUUUUCUGGAGCAGGUGUUUCAGGGCUUUUUUUGACACAACCUUGAUGGCAGAAAGUGAGGAGGAAUUAAAGAACCUUUUAAUGAGGGUGAAAGAGGAGAGUGCAAAAUAUGGUCUGAAGCUCAACAUCAAAAAAACGAAGAUCAUGGCCACUGGUCCCAUCACCUCCUGGCAAAUAGAAGGGGAAGAAAUGGAGGCAGUGAGAGAUUUUACUUUCUUGGGCUCCAUGAUCACUGCAGAUGGUGACAGCAGUCACGAAAUUAAAAGACGCCUGCUCCUUGGGAGAAAGGCGAUGGCAAACCUAGACAGCAUCCUAAAAAGCAGAGACAUCACCUUGCCAACAAAGGUCCAUAUAGUUAAAGCUAUGGUUUUCCCAGUAGUGAUGUAUGGAAGUGAGAGCUGGACUAUAAAGAAGGCUGAUCGCCGAAGAAUUGAUGCUUUUGAAUUAUGGUGCUGGAGGAGACUCUUGAGAGUCCCAUGGACUGCAAGAAGAUCAAACGCAUCCAUUCUUAAGGAAAUUAGCCCUGAGUGCUCACUGGAAGGACAGAUCGUGAAGCUGAGGCUCCAAUACUUUGGCCACCUCAUGAGAAGAGAAGACUCCCUGGAAAAGACCCUGAUGUUGGGAAAGAUUGAGGGCACAAGAAGGGGACGACAGAGGAUGAGAUGGUUGGACAGUGUUCUCGAAGCUACAAACGUGAGUCUGACCAAACUGCAGGAGACAGUGGAAGACAGAAGUGCCUGGCGUGCUCUGGUCCAUGGGGUCACGAAGAGUCGGACACGACUAAACAACAACAACAUUUGCAUCUGAUUCUUCUGCUGCUAUUUUGAGUGGGGGGUGGGGAAGGAUAUGAUGUGAACUAGCUGUGCUAGAAGAGAGAAGUGUUCUCUAUGUAUAAGCAGUUGGUGGGCAGGACUUGUUUCAAACGAGCCAGAUUCAUAACUCAUGGUUUGAAGUUGGCUUUUUUGGUGUCGUUGUUGUUUAGUCGUUUAGUCAUGUCCGACUCUUCGUGACCCCAUGGACCAGAGUACACCAGGCACUCCUGUCUUCCACUGCCUCCUGCAGUUUGGUCAAACUCAUGCUGGUAGCUUCAAGAACACUGUCCAACCAUCUCAUCCUCUGUCGUUCCCUUCUCCUUGUGCCCUCAAUCUUUCCCAACAUCAGGGUCUUUUCCAGGGAGUCUUCUCUUCUCAUGAGGUGGCCAAAGUAUUGGAGUCUCAGCUUCAGGAUCUGUCCUUCCAGUGAGCACUCAGGGCUGAUUGGUGAUAAACUGUAAUUAAGCUGAACCGAAGUUUGUCAGAUUCAGAUGAUAUACUAAGCCAGCGAUGGGGAACCUGUGGCUCUUGAUGUUGUUGGGCUCCCAGCUCCCAUCAGCCCCAGCCAAUGUGGCCCAUGGUCAGGGAUGAUGGGAGUUGGAGUCCAGCAGCUUCUGGAGAUUCCCCAUCCCUGUGCUAAACUGUGCUCGAGGGAAGUCAGAGGUGUGGCCUUGGACCUGGGAUAGCUCAGUUAGUAGAGCAUUAGUCUCUUAAUCUCAAGGUUGUGGGUUUGAGCCUCAUGUUGGGCAAAGGAUUCCUGCAUAGCAGGGAGAGUUGGACUACAUGACCCUCGUGGUCCUUUCCAACUCCACAAAACUAUGAUUUUAAACUUGUGAUGGGCAGCGGAAUACCAUAACUGGAGAAAGGGUAGGAUGCAAGUAUAAUUGAAAAUAUGAUGUGGCAGCCCCAAAUCUUUUCAAAUUUCCCUUCAGUUUACUGGGCUGGUUAUGGGAGAGGGUGAAAUAGAAGUAAUUGUAUUGUGAAAAUUUGACAACUUUCUUUUACAUUUAAUUUUAUAUUGGGCAAUCACAGCUUGUUAUCUUUACGACUUGUUUUACUGCUACCUUUUGAGGCAGCAAAGAGGAGCUUUGCAAAUAGUUUCAAACCAUCUGUAUAAAUCAGAUUCGGGUUUCCUAUUCAUCCAUCCAUCAACCCAACUUUGCUAUUAAAUUUGCAGGCCAGAUUUCUGUUUUGAUACUCACUAGGCUGUUGAUUUAAAAUUCCAGAGUUGUUUUUCUUUUCUUGCUUCCCCUCCUCAACCCCCUUUCAAGAUUACAGAGCGUAGUAAGGGAGAACUACAUAAAAAAACCAAAACCCACCCUAUGAAAUGGAAAGAGACCUCCUGCCAGCAGAGUGCUCCUUUGAUACAGAUCACUGGCAUUUACCAGCUGUAUCGAAAAACAAUAUUUUCCCAAACCUUUUGUGCUCUUAUUUUUGCAAGUUACAGAGCGCAAGGCCACCUAAAAGCCAAAAGCGUACCAAAACAGAUGAAAACUGUCUUGGGUAUGUUUUGAUUUGUUCCUGGGGACGUUUUGUUUUGAUUUUGUGUUUGCAAAUGAUAGGCAUCCCGGUCACUGAGGAGCUCAGGGCUGCAGUGAGCCAUCACAGAUAUGUCUCCGCUGGGAGUUUUAUAUAAAGAGGGCAUUCCCCGUUGCUAGUGCUGGUUACCUUUGCAGUGUCAAGGAUCACGUCAGAGAGGUCUAUAUAAAGAACCCGAAAGCAAACAGCUAAUUGGCAAUACCAGUUGCAUUAUCAGUUUUAUCUUGGUGCCACUUUUUCAUACUGUAAAGGCGCAGUGCUGCCAUUAAUGGGAUAUAUUAAAUUUUCACUUCCGUAGUAUUAUUAUUUUGCAGUUGUGGCACUUGGAUCAUCAUGAACCUCAGUUGACUCUCUUAAAAAAAGUUGGUAUGCAUAGCUGGAAAUUAAGACUGGAAUGACAUAGUUGCUUGCCUAAUUUGGAUAAUAAUAAUAAUAAUAAUAAUAAUAAUAAUAAUAAUAAUAAUGAUGGUUUGGACUAUCACAGUUUAAUAAGCUGUGAUAUACACGUGCUUCAUCCUUGUGCAGCCACUUUUCUCUUCCCUUCUCAACACAAUUAACCCUGGAAGUCUUCACCAUAGCAUCCAUUGCAUUGGAACUGGGAAGCUAUGGUUAAGGAAAAGCCAGGAUCUUAACCCUCUGCUUAAUAUGCCUUGUAACCAUAGCCUUGUAUACAACCAAGUUUUACUCGGGAGUAGGACCAUUGAAAUUAGUAGAUCUAAUUUAGUGAGUCUUACUAAUUUCACUAGGUUUACUCUGAGUAGGACUAAUGUUGGGUGCAACCCAUAGUUUCCUUGUUCAGCUAUCAUGGGGAACUAGGGUUUAUUGAAGACUUCUGGGAUUAAUGGUGGUAUGGCCAGAGGGGAAGAAGGAAGGGGCUGCGUGCUCUGGCAGGUCCCCCUUUUUCAAGUCCUGAGGAUCAGAUGAUUGUCAAGGUUUGCAAAGUGCCUGCAUGCCCAUUUGGGGCCCAGCUAUGUCUUUACCUAACAACACCAAAAGGGUAACGUAAGACACAGUAGCAUAUUGGCAAAGCAAGAGCAAACAAUAAACAAUUAAUGCAGCUUAAUAUAUGAGCCCCUGAUAUAAUAAUAAUAAUAAUAAUAAUAAUAAUAAUAAUAAUAACAACAACAACUUUUAUUUUUAUUUAUAUCCCACCCUCUCCGGCCAAAGUCAGGCUCAGGGCGGCUAACAUCGCAUAUAUAACAUUGGUAUAAAAUCAAACAAUAAUUAAAUUACCUCCUAAAAACAGGUCAGAAUCAAAUUAAAUUCUAAUUACAUGGCUUUCUGCAGGGUUAGGGUUGGGAACAGUAAGUGCUCAACUGCCCAACUGUUUACUCUGAUCUUAUAUGGGCCUAUGAGAAUGCAACAAGGAGCUGCAGUGUGUGUGUGUGUGUGUGUGUGUGUGUGUAUGUAUGUAUGUAUGUGUGUAAGACCGCCCAAUGUGUGCACAUUCAACUCUCCCUGAAAAGAAUAUUUGAGUCACACAGCCAAUAUUUUGCUGCUGUGCAGCGUUGGCCAGCAGUUGUGAGCGAAAGGAAUUUGUUAGAGCCUUUUUCUCCCCCUUUUCCUCUUUACCAGUGAAUCGAUAUUGUUGCAACUGUUUCCCCAUGACUUAGUUUUGCAAUUUGUAGCAAUCAUUACAGCAUCAAAGGAAGUCUGUGGCUUUUAUUAGCAGAAGCCAGGAGGCACUUUUGUUAAAUGUGCUGUUUGUCACCAGCACAGCAGGGGUUUAGAAGUAGUUUCAGUUGUUUCGCUCAGGAGUCAGGACACUGGGCAUAUGUCCAGCCGAGGCAUAAAAGUGUUUUAAAUCCGGGGCAACUCCUGUUUUGGCCUAAUGUGUCCCUUAAGUUGGGUGCAAAGAGCUAGCUCUGCCUUUGUGGAAUGAAGUGGAAACCACUGAUGAUGGUGGUGGCGUCCUGUUAUAAAGAUGCUCCAUGGUGUUUGGUUGUUCUAAAAGGGACUUUUGGAGAGCCUAGGGCUUGCCGAUCAGAAGGUCGGCGGUUCGAAUCCCCGUGACAGGGUGAGCUCCCGUUGCUUGGUCCCUGCUCCUGCCAACCUAGCAGUUCAAAAGCAUGUCAAAGUGCAAGUAGAUAAAUAGGUACUGCUCUGGCAGGAAGGUAAACGGCGUUUCCGUGCACUGCUCUGGUUCACCAGAAGCGGCUUAGUCAUGCUGGCCACAUGACCCGGAAGCUGUACGCUGGCUCCCUCGGCCAGUACAGUGAGAUGAGCGCCGCAACCCCAGAGUCGUUUGCCACUGGACUUAAUGGUCAGGGGUCCCUUUACCUUUUAAGUGAGGGAAUAAAGUUGACAAGCAGUACACGAUUUCCUUCCUAGUGCAAUGCCCUAAGAUGCAUGGCGCCUUCCUCUUUGCACCAGCACGGCAUUGCACCGGUUGGGAAGAUAUACCAGGGAAGAUUGGAGUCAUAGAAUCAUACAAUUUUAGAAUUGGAAGGACCCCUGAGGGGCAUCUAGUCCAACCCCCUGCAAAGCAGGAUUCUUUUUCCCCAACACAGGGCUCAAACUCAAGACCCUGAGAUGAAGAGCUUCAGGCUCUUCUGACUGAGCUAUGUCAUUAUUCUUUUUUAAGGCAUGGGACCAUAGCUAAGUGUCAGAGCAUGUAGGUUGUAUGCAGACGGUUACAGGUUCUAAUCCUGGCAUCUCCAGUUACCAGGAUCAGGAAACGGGGAAUGUGAACAGCCUGUGUGGUCUCAGAGAACUGGCAGGCAGAGUAGGCAAAUAGGGUCACUCCUCUAUAGUAUUAGACAGCUAACUAUUCUCCUAUGGUGCAUGAAGCCAUGUUAACUUGUCAUCCAUGUGUUUUAUACUUGACGACCCCGGUGUAGACCUGUAGGACCACUAGAAUAAUCUGGGGAGGAUUUUGCUCAUGGGACUAGACCAGGGGUCAGUAAACUUACCGCACCUCGGGCCGGUGUCUCCAGCGCCAAUGGUGCAGUGGGCCGGAGGGCGGGGGAGCGCAUGCCCAUACGCGUGCGCACACACUAUUUCCGGGUCGGAGGAGCACCGGAAAUAGCUUGUGUGCAUGUGCACGGGCCUCCUCCAACCCAGAUGUGCACCGAAAAUAAUGCUUACGCAUGCGCACAAGCUAUUUCUGGUGCUCCUCCAAUCCGCAAGUUGGCAGCCGCGCAGCGCAGUGCCGGUAAGAGCGGGUGGCGGGGGUCACUGCCGGCUGGAUAAAUGAGUCCCUCUGGCCUUAUCCAACCUGCGGGCCUUAGUUUGGGGACCCUUGGACUAGACCCUACAAAAUAUUGCAGGGUGGUGACCUGGAAAUAGGAUUUUUUUUUCAUCGCCCCUACACUGCAGAGGGUCUUCAUUCUGCUUUAUGUUAAAUAGUACCCACUUGCUGCUUCAGAUGUCUUGUAAAGAUAUAUCUCUUUACCUAGGCUUUCCCUGAUGCAUAAAAUUGACUUUGGGUUUGGGGGUGGGUUUUUUCCUUUUACCGUAUUUUUCGCUCUAUAAGACGCACCAGACCACAAGACGCACCUAGUUUUUGGAGGAGGAAAACAAGAAAAAAAAUAUUCUGAAUCUCAGAAGCCAGAACAGCAAGAGGGAUCACUGCACAGUGAAAGCAGCAAUCCCUCUUGCUGUUCUGGCUUCUGGGAUAGCUGCGCAGCCUGCAUUCACUCCAUAAGACGCACACACAUUUCCCCUUACUUUUUAGGAGGGAAAAAGUGAGUCUUAUAGAGCAAAAAAUACGGUAAUUCUGGUUUACUAGUUUUUGUGUUGCAUCUCUGUUUUUAGGAUGCUGUUUUAAUUGUUUUUAUAUUAUGUAUGGUAUACUGAUUAAAAUAUUUUUAAAUAUUAAGCUUUUUAUAAAUGCUUUUAAGUAAAUAAAAUGUAAGUUUAGAUGUUAGAAAUGCAGGGCAGGAUAUCAACAUAAAAGAAGAAGAAAUUUUAGUUGAUUGAUUUUUAUUUUUUUGGAGGACAAUUUCAGUCAAUCAACCACUUACUUUGAAGUUCUUUUAAUGGCGCUGCAGUUUAAGGCAAAAAUAUUGAUUCCACAUAUUUCCGAAAUGUGCUACCAAGGUAAACAACAUGGGAGAGAUAUGAAUGUUAUUAAAGUGUAUCUUUCCCCCCACAACAGGUACAGUAAAAGUGAAAAGUUCCAGUAUUCAAGUUGGGGACCUUAUUAUUGUGGAAAAGGUACAUAUGGAUUUGUAAAGAUUUUAUACUUUUCUUACUACUUCUAGCAUGCUGGGAGGGAGAACCAGCUUAGUCUGACAUUGUACACUAUCAUUUUGUCUCUCUUUUCCUAACACUAUUAACACUGAAAAUGUACCUCUUCAGCUGAGCAUUUUCUUGACCAUUAAUACUGGUUCCUGGCCUUCCAGGUUCCUGUGAUUGAUAACUUUAACUUUGCUUCACUGGGCUGCUUUUAUUGCAAUAUUCUGUUGUUUUAGAUUGUGAACCGCCUUGACAUUUCAUUUUGAAAUGGAAGGAGGCAUAUAAAUUCUCUUAAUACAUAAACACCCUAGCUUAAAUGUUUCAAAGUCUUUAAAGUAGUAAUGCACAGCAUUAUCAUAGAAACAAGGAUAACAUUUUAAUAAAAUAUGCGGAACUGCUCUUUAUAUUUUAUAACACCCACCCACAUUGUUAACUUAAUUAAUAAUAUGGGGUUAGACCAGCAGGUGCAGCUUCCUUUAUGUGAUCAUAAUCGUGUGGAGGAUAAUAGCCAAAAAAGUGCUUUUCUUAACCACUCUGUUGCACCAGUUAAUAUAACAAGAGCCCCGCCAGGUGAGACCAAAGGCCCAGCAAGCCCACCAUUUCAGUGGCCAACAAAAGGCCUAUGGGAUGCCUAGUUUACUAAGCAGUGACUAGUAGCCAUUGAUUGUAUGCUGAACACUCAAAACCCACCUUCCAUCUCUCAAAACAGAACCAGAGGGUCCCUGCUGACAUGAUCUUCCUCAGGACGUCAGAAAAGAACGGUAAACAUCUGGAAACAAUAGUGAAAAUGAUCUUUAAUGGUGGUUUGUUGUUGUUUUUAUGGGACAAAAGAAUCGUUUUGAAAACGUAACCCAAGUGGAUACGAUUUUUAGGCUUAGCAUGUCUGCCCGAUUCAGAGGCUCCUUUUUCGAUAGCGUGGCUACUGUCCUUGUUUUAUCAUUUGUGAUUGUUCAAACCAUAGCAAUUAGUUUAUCCUGUAGGGUGUCCUGUUGCGCGAGGUCAGGCAAUGCGAGGAUAAAGGAGAUUGAUGCUGCGCACCGUCGCUCACUGGGAGCCUCAUACUGGCUUGUCUUUUGACAUGUGCCGCCAUUUAUUCAGAGUGUGAAAAAUGCAUCCUUUAAAACCGAUAGAUAGAUAGAUUAUAUAUAUUAUAUAAGCGGUCAUCCUGGGGUUCCUUCUCAUGUUUAUUUUCUUGGCCCCCAAGAAGAACUGCAAGAAAAGAAAAGACUUUAUUUUUUUAAAAAAAAAAGCUUGCAUGGUUUUGCAGACACUGGGACCCUGUCUGUGUGCAAUAAUAUUUAUCAAGCGGACAGCUGCCGGUAGCAGUGUUUAUUCAAGUGCAGUCAUAUUACAGUCUUGGUGGCCGCGGUCAAAUUGUUUGUGGGUCAUACGGAGACAAUGACCCAGAUCAAAAGUGCAGUGGGGAGGCACACAUGGAGCCACCCCAAGCACUGGAGCAAUUGGGUUGAUAGGCUUGCAGCCAUGCCAAAGAAAGAGAGAGAUGAUGAAUAGGAAAGCCUCUGCUCACAUCACACCCCUAGUGGGAUACUGGCUUGGACGAAUUAUGCCUAGUAGUUUUGCUUCCAUUUAGUGUGGAUGGGGCCAGUGUGGAUGGUCAGAGCUAAUAGACUUCAGACAAGUAAAUAGGGUCCUUCCCUCCAUGCUUAACACCAGCCUUCUCCAAACUGGUUCCCUCCAAAAAAUUUGAACUACAGACUCAGCUACAUUAGUCAAUUUAUAACGUUAUAAAUGCAUUAUAACAAUGUGACACCAGGUGGUGCCGUGGAGCUGAAAUCCGAAGUCAAUGAUAAUUUCCAUUGUGAGCUUUUAUAACUUUUUAAAAAUAACUUUUUAAAAUAGCUGUGUAGAUCCAGCCUACAACACCUAUCAGCCCCAGACAACAUAGCACAAGUCACCCUGUUCUAGGCUGCUGUGCUAAGCUCUUGAAUCUGUGCAGCACAUGCAAAUCAAGCAAAUUACGUGGUUUUUGCUUAAUUUGCACUAGGAAUGUGCCCGGCAUUGCUUGGGAAUUCUAAGAAACAUUUUUGAAGCCUGCUUCUUGAUCUCGGGAGUCGUCAUUCAAAAUCUGAUUGCUAUACAUUUUGACACCUGAUAAGAUGUUGUAAUAAGACAAACAACUUUUCAUAAUGUGUAGAUUUAAUCAAAUUAAAUCUUGUCUGCAAAUCAUGGAGGAGGAGGAAGGGGCAAUGAAGGAUUCUGGCUCAUGGUUCUGUUUUGUUAUAAGAACCAAUGGCAUGCCACAUGAAACAAGAUGGUGUAUCCUUCUGGUGUGGUGCUAUUCAGUAAGAGUGUUUAAACUGCACAGAAAGCUCUCAUACCAGUUCAGUCUAUUUGUCCAUCUAGCAGUAGCUCUUAUGAAUCUUAGGGAGAGGUCUUUUGUCCUCACAAGCUCUCUGAUCCAUCUUACUGGGUAUGCCAGGAAUUGAACACAACCAGAUGAAGGUUUCAUUUCUGGAAUACAAUGGUACCUCGGUUUACAAAUUUAAUCCAUUCUGGAAGUCCGCUCUUAAACUGAAACCAUUCUUAAACCAAGGUGCACUUUCCCUAAUGAGGCCUCCCACUGCCAAUGCCCUUCCACCGUUUGGAUUCUGUUCUUAGACCGAGGUAAAGUUCGCAAACCGGGACACUACUUCUGGUUUUGCAGAGUUCAUAAACCGAAUCGUUCGUAAACAGGACUGUUCUUAAACCGAGGUACCGCUGUAUCUUUAUAAUGCAGAGUUGGUCUGUCAGCAGGCCUGGUGCCUGAGGCCAGCUCCAAGGUCUACUGGAACACUCUCUCCCUAAAUAUGUAGCUGCCUUGGAGAUGCAGUUUGAAGAGCAACCACCAAAGCUCCAUUAACACAGAUUUAAAACCCACAGGGUCCUGCUUUCUACGUACGGAUCAGCUGGAUGGUGAAACAGACUGGAAGUUGCGCCUGCCUGUUAGCUGCACUCAGAGGCUGCCCACUGCUUCUGUACGUAAAGUUUUCUAAUUUGUCGUUUUUAACCAUUGCCCUCUAAAAUGCAGCCAUAAUUUUUAAAAAACCAGGGACACAGUUCACAGUAGCAUGUAUUUUCCUGCAGCUCCAAUGAGAUUGAUGGCAUCUGUAAAAAACAAAGUAUGUUGAAGCAUUCUCUAACCAUGAUAGUCAAUUAGAUGGAAAGUUGGUGUACAUAUUUCACUAAUUUAAAAGAAGUUUCCUCUUCAUCUGCCCUCUCCUGCUUCCCCCUCCUCAGAAGCACCUGUCAUUUAUUUGAAAAAGAGGACUUACUUUAAACAGCAAUGUUUUUAACUCGUCGUUGUAACAACUCAUUUUUAUCCUUCUCCAUAGGACCUUCUCCAGAUCCGAUCAUACGUGUAUGCAGAGGAGCCUAACAUUGACAUCCACAACUUUGUUGGCACUUUCACUAGAGUAAGUGGUUGCUGUUGGGCAAGAAAUCUAAAAACCUCUUAAGAACCCUGGGGUAGUGGAGACAACCUCCAGAUUAUUUCAAAAGAGGUUGGAGAUGUUCAGUGUGUUGGGAGGAUCAUAAAACAUGACUUGCAGAAGUGCCUUGCGCUUUCUGGGACAAAUAAGUUGCUGUUCUUCUGUAACAAAACAUUGCAGUGCAGAGUGCUGCUGCUCAGGGAGCCAGCCAGCCAUUCAUUCCCUUUCUAAGGUAUUCCAUUCCAUUGCUCGUCUCCUUAGUUUUCCACCUCCCACAAUCAUGUUCAGGUCUCAUUAAGCUAUUCCCUCCCACCCCAAUCACACACCACACUUGGGGUUCCACCCAAACUUUUUUUCUGACUUGCAUUUCCCCAAGCUUGUAGAUACCUCCCCCAUGUGUCGAUAGAGCUAUUUUGACCUAUUUUUGGUGACUCUUUCAGGAGGACAGUGACCCUCCAGUGAACGAGAGCUUAAGCAUCGAAAACACCCUGUGGGCCAGCACAGUGAUUGCUUCAGGUAAGGCCAGAGUAAAUGUUGAAUGUCUCUGGGAGUAUGUUAGCAAUUUUUUAAAACUCCCUUUGCAAUUUAAAUAAUCAUCUCUUGUCAGUGGGAAUUAGUGGCUGGGAUGAAGUUCCCCACUUGUCCUAACACCUCUAGGGACUUUGAGCUGACGUCUAAUUACCCCUCGAACAUUUAUAGAUGAGAAAGCCUUUGGAAUUCCAAUAACCUUUGGGCAAAGCAUCCCCUGCUUGAAUAACACUUAAUUGCUCUCAAUAUUGACAUUUGAAAUCUGUAACAGAAAGGGUGUCAAAGAGAUUUUAAAUGGAAGCUAGGGUAAAAGAUCUCCAAAUAAAGGCUACCCCCUGGUUUGUAGCUCUGUAAGAGAGCAUCUUGUAAAAGCAAGACCAGAUGUGUUAUGCGUUAAGGGCAGGGAGUGGAAGAGCUCAUUAAUAUAUGGAAGAGCCUAAUAUCUAAUAUCCUCCAUGGAACCACAACUCCCAUUAGACCCAGCCAACGUGACCAAUGGUUGGAGCUGAUUGGAACUGUAGGAGAAGGGCAUAUGUACCCUUACUUUGCUCUAGUAAAUGCAUUUCAAUAAAGAGCUAUUUUUUUUAUUCCUGCUAGUGCAGCUUGUGCAUCUCUCCCUUAGAAAGCUUUGUGUUUAGUUGAGGCAUUAAAAGGUGCAUCUGAUUUGAUGUCAGUUUGGUACUUGCUGUCAAGGUCUGACAGCACUCAAGUGCUGGUAUAAUUUUGGACACUCAGCAGUGUUCAAGGGGAGAAAUCCCAUGGUGUGAAGUUGAACCUGAGCCCAAUGCUCAGUGCCAUGCAAUGCAGGAAUCUCAGCUAAAGCAUCCAUGAUAGAUGGCCAUCUAAUUUCUGCUUAAAAACCUCCAAUGAAGGAGAGACCACAACCUCCUGAAGGAGUACAUUUCCACGUGUCCACUUUCCGUUUUUUAAACAACUAUUUCCUUUCCAAUUGGGAUCAAUCUGGAAUCUGAAUCUUUUUGUUUCCUCAGGAACGGUUGUGGGAGUUGUUCUAUACACAGGGCGGGAGCUGCGUAGUGUCAUGAACACUUCAAAUCCACGGAGUAAGGUAAGGAGAGAUUUCUUGGUCCGCUCUACUUAUUCUCAUCUAGCAGACCCAGGUUUCCCAGCUUUGACCAGUCCUGACUUGCAGGAUUUGUACUUGUAUAAUGGGUGUGUUUGUCACCUAAGUGAGCUGUACCCCUAAAAAUGCAGUGUGCGAGCUGACAUUUCUUGAUGGGGUGGCUUUGCACAUUAUGGCUCCCACAUGGCAACCAACCCAAACAGCUUCUUGGGUCUUCGAUAUUAAGGGCAUUGUAGCCUUCAGGCGCUUGGCCUGAACAUGGAAGGGCCAAGAUAUGUAAAGGAAAAUAAGGACCAAGCCCUGCUCUACUCCCCAUGUUUGUGUGGAGAACCGACGCAAGCUUGUAAGUGCUUUUGCCUGAAUUACAACCCUCCUCAUGAACAGGCCCCAAAUACUUGGAAGACCACCUUCUUCCUGAUAGACCCUCUUGGGUGCUAAGAGUAGCAGAGGGGGCUCUCUUGGUCAUUCACCGCUCUCAGAAGCCCUGGGGGUGGAGGCCUGGGAAGGGCAUUCUGGUAGCAGCCCCUAAGUUGUGGAGCUCCCUCCCCACAGAGGUGUGUCUGGCACCUUCAUUGUACAGCUUUUGACAAAUGCUGAAGAUUCACCUCUUUACCAUGUCUUUUGACGUUUGAGAUGUUUAGUUUUUAGGAUCUACCUUAUUUCUGUGAUUGUAAGUUGUUUUCAGUGUUGGGUUUAAAUUGCCUUUACCUACCCUGGGAACUUAGGGCGAAGAACCCGGUUGUUGUAGUACUAGUAGUUGUUGUUCAGAGUUCCCAGUCGCAAGGAGGUUUGUGAGUGCGUUCAAGCCAACAUACUUAGAAACCCUCUUCAGAGAGGGAUGAGUCCAAGUUCCUUAUGAGACGGGGAGGGGAAACUACGCAAUAUCUACUUUCUCCACACCUCAGGGUGUGACUUUGCUCAGCAUGGACUACUGAGAGUGAAUAAUAGCCCAUCACUGUUGUGUGUUGCAAGAAAUAUCUUUGUUGCUGUUCUCCUCCUCAGAUUGGCCUCUUCGAUCUGGAAGUGAACUGCCUCACCAAGAUUCUCUUUGGGGCCUUGGUGGUGGUCUCUCUUGUCAUGGUCGCCCUUCAGCACUUCGCUGGCCGCUGGUACCUUCAGAUCAUCAGAUUUCUUCUUCUCUUCUCAAAUAUAAUUCCUAUUAGGUAUGAUAUUCUCCCCUCCCAUUACUUUCGUUGUGUUAUUCAUAGCUUCUUAUUUGCUUGGCCCUUACUUGAACUAUACCAUAAAUAGCAAGCUGAGCCCGCUCCCUUAUUCUGAGCACCAUUAAAGCUGCGUUUCAGGAAAAAGCUGCUUUUAGAACUAACGCUAAAGAGUAGGAUUCCACAUGUAAUGCACCUUUGGCCCAGUUCAGACAUCAUAACAAACCAUGGUUUGUUACACAGAUGAGGCAGCAUGAGCUCAGGCAUGUGUGCAUUGUCCUGCCCUUGUGCGCAAAAUGAUAUUUUAAAGCUUCCAUAUUUGGUAAUAAACCAAACCAGGCCUGGAUGGAAAAACACAUGGUGGUUUGCUGCUAACGAGUUAUUGGGUGCUUUACAUUUCCACUUGCACACAAAGUGGCAAAGCACGGUUUACAGUGUCUGUACCGGGCCUAGGAGUGGAAUUCUGAGAGUUUGAGCCUUCAGAUAAAACAGUUUCAUGAAUCAUGAAACUCACGUGAAACACUGCAUGCUGAUUUCAUAUGUACAAGGGAUGUUUUAUGUGGGGGAAGUUGACCGACAUACUCAAUCCAUGGGGCCACAGAGGAACUUGGGGGGAGGGGUUGAUUUCAAUCAGAAAAACUGUACAGGAAUUGUUCCUCAGUUGUUUUCCCUGCUGAAUUUUUCACCUCUCUACAGUUUACGUGUCAACCUUGACAUGGGGAAAAUAGUUUACAGCUGGAUGAUCCGGAAGGAUUCUAAAAUUCCUGGCACUGUAGUCCGAUCUAGCACAAUCCCAGAGCAACUUGGAAGAAUAUCCUAUUUACUUACAGAUAAAACAGGUAUGUUAGAGAGAGACCUGGUUUUUAUUUAUUAAUAUUAUUCUUAUUUUAUUUUCACUACUCUGGGAAACUUUUCCCCCCCAAGGGCAGGAUACAAACCUUUUUAAAAAAAUGAAUACAGUCUUUGCAGGGAAAGAAGUCAUAAUGUACAUCUUGCAUAGCUAAAGGUUAUUGUUAGAGGCAAAUGAAAUGAUAAGUAACAAUAGGAAAGGAGACUCUUGUAAUGGUGUGCUGGUUUAUUUUAUUAUUACAGUUGUACCCCAAGGGCUCAAGGUGGUAUACAGGGUCCUCCCUACUUUCCACAUUAUCCUCACACCAACCCUAUGAGGUAGGCUAGGCUGAGAGGCAGUGACUGGCCCAUGGUCACCCAGUGAGCUUUGCACUUGAGAGGGGAUUUGAACUCUCGUCCUAGCCUGAAAAUCUAAGCACUAUGCCAUGCUGCCUCUCAAAGUGGUUGUGUGGGUAUAUGUGUAGCUGAUGAAAAUGCAAGAUUGUAAGAGCAAUUGUGUGGGAGCUUGAUUUAUGUUUUAAGGUAGGGGUGUGUGUGUGUGUGUGUGUGUGUGUGUGUGUGUGUGAAUAAAGACUUCUUUUAAUUUUUAGAAUUGCAGACUGAUAGAAGAUUAUUGAUACAUACAGUCAUACCUCGGGUUGUGAACGUGAUCUGUGCGGGAGGCACGUUCGCAACCCGCUGCGCCGUGUCUGCGCACACACGUGAUGCGAUCCGGGGCUUCUGCGCAUGUGCAAAGCACGAGUUAGUGCUUCUGUGCAUGCGCGAGUGCUGAAACCCAGAAGUAACCCGUUCCGGUACUUCCGGGUUCAGCACGGUCCGUAACCCGAAAACACAAAACCCGCAGCGUUCGCAACCCGAACGCUGCACAUGGCUAUUUGUGCUGUAUUAUCUGUGUUUAGAUUUUAUUUUAUUCAUAAAUGGUUUAGAAUAUGUUUAUGAUAUAUUUACAUACCUGGGUUGUUGUAGUUGUUAGAUCUGUUGCUUGUAAGUGGUCUGUAAAUGUCUCAAAUUAGUAAAAUAAGUAAAUAAAAAUGAAAGGAGGGUGGCCUUUCUCUUCUUCAUAAAUUCGAUAGCAUGGGUAUGUGUGUGAGAGAGAGAAACAGCCAUUUCCACCUUUUUGCACUUACUUGGGUCUUGACUUUAUAAUUCUGCACUUGUUCCAGGGACCCUGACUCAGAAUGAGAUGGUUUUCAAACGCCUUCAUCUCGGAACAGUUGCUUAUGGACUAGACUCCAUGGAUGAAGUUCAGAGCCAUAUAUUUAGUAUAUAUACACAGGUGAGCUCCGCACAAUGUCAGAAUAAAAAUGGCAACCCAUAUUCUUCAUGUAGUUAACCCAGAUUUUCCCUUUUCAUUGAGAAUUCAGUAAGUUGUUGUUGUUGUUGUUGUUGUUGAAUAGUUGAAUAGUUGUGGUCUCACCUUCGCACAAUAAUUGAAAGCAUGAAAAGUAGAUGUGCAGGUCCCUUUCCCCUUCUGUCCAUGCUUUCAUGGUACUGAGCAAGGCAGUAUUCAGGCAGCUCAAUGUAUCAAACUGUAUUCAAAACCCAACUUUAACUAAUACAGCUUUAUUUAAGAAUGAGGAAAGCAGCCCCUAACCACAUUAAAGAGAGCUUCCAAGCAAGUAUAAGUUUAAAUAUAAUUAAAAGGUUAGAUUCUUUGGUAAUUGGAAGCAUUUGCUGGCCAUGAUUCAUUUAAACUGUAGUUCUGAUUCAUUGCUCUAAUUAUUGUUACCAUGCUAUGCCCUUUGACCUGGAAGUGAAACUUCUGUCCUCUUGACACAAGAGGUUAACAGAGCAGGAAACUGGAUGACUAUAUGUUCCCCCUGUGGCCAGCAUAAUUUAGUAAUUGUAAAAUUACCUGGAAGGUCCGAUGCAGACUCUAAAAAUAGUAUUAAAAAUCAAAACGAUCAGCUUUCUACCUACCUCUAUGCUGACCCAUCUGUUUUUUCUUUUUCGGUUGGCUGUGUGUUUACGAACAUAAAACCCUGUUCAUUUCAAAUUAUCCGUCUCUCGCUGAGGAAAGGGAUUUCACUGAAAAGACCUUUAUGGGGCUGAGUUUUAGAGGCCAAACUGGUGGCGGGAUCUUUAAGAAACCUACUUUUCCUGACCAACUAGGAAAACUUAGGUACAGUUGUCUCACGUCAGGAAUCUCCUUUAUUGCUACAAACUGGAGUGGGCAGAAGGCAAACUGGGAUCUAAUGGUCAAUCUUUAGGUGAUUUGCAGAUUGGUAGGAAUAUCUGACUCCCAUUUUUUAAUUGUUUAAUAAUAGCAAUAAGAAAAAGAGGGUCUUCCGCCCCGCAAAAACUAGACUCAGAGUUUGUGACGUAGGUUGCCUUUGAAUUGUUGACUUUCUAUUACCUCUCUCUCCAAGUUGGAAACUAAGAGUCUUUAAUUUCAAUAGGUCUUCUCUGAGUAGAAUGUAACUGAAUACCACCUUUCAAUGACACAAGGGCAAAUUGUAUUUAUUCCAUAGAAUUUUAUACACUGCUUGAUUUAAAAAAACAACAGAAAACCCUCAAAGCAGUUUACAAAAGAAAAACAACAUGAAAAUCAUGAAAAAUUCACAGCCAUACUUUAAAACAUACAAAAGACAAAAUACUAAAACAUUAAAAUUACCUCUUUGUAUGGCAAAGGUGAUGCCUGGAUUUGCCCUAAAUUAGGCUGCUGAAGGAAAGUUUAUGAGAAGACCUGAAGUGCAUUUUUAUGCAAUGAGGACUGUGGGCUCGGUUCUGAUACUGGGAAGACGCUCCUGGGCUAAGCACAUACUCAGAGGCACCCUCUUCCCUAGUUCUAGCCUCUCCUGCCCCACGUACCUCCAAGCAGCUAUUUGUACCUGGCUCCAGUAGGUGGGCUUCAGGAGUCUAGUAAGUCACUUGGGGACUCUUGUGUACCAAGCAGCUAAUACAAGAAAUAAACAAUAAUAAUCCAUAACAGUGGCAAGAAAACAGAGUUCCCACAAGUCUGCUUCCUUUCCAGAUUCAGGUAAAAGUUUCACAAUAGGUUUCAUUGGCAUGGAAGCAUUUAAAAAUAUUCACUUGAUACUGAUUUUGAGAGUCCAUUGUGUUUUGGAGGAGAGGGCACUGGUUUUGGAUAUAGAUCUGAAUUCAAAUCCUGGUUUGGAAUCCCCAUUGAGCUGUAGAGGGUUUGCUCAACUUGGUCACUUUCAGCCUUAGUUCCCUGUCUUUCAGUGACUCAUGAGCAGGCCUGAUGAGGCAAGGUGAAGCACACAAGCUCUUGUGAGGGCUUCUAGACUGCAGAGAAUGCGGAAUAUGUGGCCUGCCACAUGUUGUUGAACUUCAGCUUCCAUCAUUCUGGAGCAAUGGCCUUAACCACAUGCCAUUGAUGUCAGUUGUCAGCGUCUUGCCAGUCCCUGACACCAGGUCCUGGCUUGCAGUGGCCGUGGUGACCUAUUUUUGCAUUCUUCAGCAUAUUUUUUGCAACCAAAUUUGUAUUUGCUCAUCAAGGAUCUCAGCCUGUAUUCCUAGGCUUCCCACCCUUCCCCUGUGCAAAUGGCGAGUAUUAAUGAAAGCCAGGUCUUUUUUUCCUAGCUAAUAUAAUUGUGCUUUAUCCUCUUUUCUUAGCAGUCUCAGGAGCCACCUGCUUUAAAAGGCCCCACCCUGGCUACCAAGGUACGGAAAACCCUGAGCAGCAGAGUCCAUGAGGCAGUGAAAGCGAUCGCCCUCUGCCACAAUGUGACUCCUGUCUAUGAAUCGAAUGGUGUGACGGAUCAGGCUGAAGCUGAGCGGCACUAUGAAGAUUCUUGCAGGGUGUACCAAGCUGCUAGUCCUGAUGAGGUAAAUUGUGCCUUGGAAACGAUGGUUUGACUUCCUGUAAACUGUUUGUUGAAAUGCAGCUAUUGAUAUAUUGCUAGUCAGUAUCUGUGCACAGCUGUUAAAUUUCAGACAGCAUCAGGGAUGGAAGAUUUGAUGGUAUUUAGAAGAAUAAUAAGGUAAAGGUAAAGGGACCCCUGACCUUUAGCCCAGUCAUGGCCGACUCUGGAGUUGCGGCGCUCAUCUCGCUUUAUUGGCUGAAGGAGCCGGCAUUUGUCCACAGAAAGCUUCCGGGUCAUGUGGCCAGCAUGACUAAGCCACUUCUGGCGAACCAGAGCAGCGUACGGAAACACCAUUUACCUUCCCGCCAGAGCGGUACCUAUUUAUCUACUUGCACUUUGAUGUGCUUUCAAACUGCUAAGUUGGCAGGAGCAGGGACCGAGCAACAGGAGCUCACCCCGCCACGGGGAUUCGAACCACCAGCCUUCUGAUUGGCAAGUCCUAGGCUCUGUGGUUUAACCCACAGCUCCACCUGCGUCUUCUUUAGAAGAAUACAAUUUAUCUAACCCUAUAGAAAAAGGAGCUUCUAGUCUAUACCAUCAGUCCUGCCCAGACUGCCUUGCCAUUGUUUAGAAAAUGCACAAAUGACAAUUACAAAAUAAACAAAAUGUACAAGAAGCUCAUUUCCUUUUAAAAGCAAAUUCUAAAUGGGUGAUUUUUAUGUCUCAUACUUUGCCCUUCCUCUUAUGAAGGCUCAAGGACCCCAAAAUGGAACAUUAAAAGCAAAAGUAGAGCUGUGGAAUGAAGCAAACAAUACAGUAAUAAUCCACAUUAGAUUAUGGUAUACAAAAUUCGUCACUCCUGUCGUGCUCCAACGCCCUGCCACAAUAAAUAGGUCGUAAGCAGGUCAGGAGGGGCAGCGGGUGGUGCUGUGGGUAAAACCUCAGUGCCUAGGACUUGCCGAUCGUAUGGUCGGCGGUUCGAAUCCCCGCAACGGGGUGAGCUCCCGUCGUUCGGUCCCAGCUCCUGCCCACCUAGCAGUUCGAAAGCACUCCAAAGUGCAAGUAGAUAAAUAGGGACCGCUUUCUAGCGGGAAGGUAAACGGCGUUUCCGUGUGCUGCGCUGGUGCUGGCUCGCCAGCUGCAGCUUCGUCACGCUGGCCACGUGACCCGGAAGUGUCUUCGGAUGGCGCCGGCUCACGGCCUCUAGAGCGAGAUGAGCACGCAACCCUAGAGUCGGACACGACUGGCCCGUACGGGCAGGGGUACCUUUACCUUUACCUUUAAGCAGGUCAGGACAAAUAAAUAAGACAUUAUUGAGCAUUGUGUGGGGGACAAAUCUGAUAUCUUUAAAGGGAAGGAUGAUAAGAAUCUGGCUCAGUUUUGAGGGGGGAUGCAAUUGGCACAGCAAGCGUUAAGCAAUAUGAAAUACACAUAUCAUUUACACUGUCUCAGCUCUGCAACAGAUGGUUGCUGAGUAAGAGCUGGACGCUUCCAGGAACCUUCAAAUACAAGAUACUAUGAAGCAGCAAUUCCCUAAGGGUGACUCCCCGAAAAGCCUCUUUAAUAGGCGUCCAAACUCUGCCUUUGAAAUCCUAUAGCAAUAAAAGAUUGUUAAGGCAGGAAGGUCAGUUUACCCUCCGAAUCGGAACAAAACCUUGGAGGUGUUUUCCUCCCCCCCACCUCCACCAAACUUUUGAACAGCAAGGGUAAUUUCUACCAGUUGGCACAGAAUUCAUUUCCUGAAACACAAAGCAGGAUUUCCUAGAUUUGUUUCCUGUAUGCAUUCCUGGGCAGAGACUCCUGAAAGCAUCUUUAUUGAGAGAUCAGUUACAGCCUCUGGGGCUCUGUGCUCCUGUCAGGUUGAGGCCAUACAGUAACAGAGAGGGGAAAUGUAAUAGGUAGAAUCAGAUCAGAGAUAACUCGCCCGGGAGGAAUCCUGGCAAUCUGGCCUUUAACCCUGACGACACUUCGCUGCGCUCGAGGAUGUGAAAGAAUGUGCAGAUCAGAUGUGUUGCCAACAGCGGCAGUCCCUGGGACCAGGCAGCCCAGUAGAAGCGUGGGGCAGCGACUAAUGACAAACAGGGGUCCAUUUCUCUCUCUCUCUGAUUCUGAAGUGAUUUUAAUAGCCUUUUAUUUUUUGGUUUGACGCAAUUCAGUGAACGGAAAGCGUUAACGCUCAGUCGGAUGAGCUGGGGAGUUGCGGAAGGCUGAAAAUUCGUAGAGAGCAGUAAUUCAUAAAGCGUAGUAACGAUCCACUUUUGCCCACCGAAGUCCUACUCAGAGUUGACCCAUUGAUCUCAAUGAAUGAAUGUAUGUUUAUUAUGAACGGCCAAGCAGCCAGCAUACUAAGAAAUCAAUGUUAUGGAGUUUGCAGGGCCCAUUAAUUUGAAUGGGUCUACUCUGAGUAGGACUAGGAUUGAAUGAAACCCAAUAUUGUUUCAUGCUCAUUGUUUCCCUGGGUGGAAACUCUGGGACGGUUUUAUAGGAUCAUGGUCUCUGUCCUUGUCUGCCCCCCCUUACCUUGUCCCCCCAUAGAUUGUUUACAAAUAUGCAGGUUGAGUGGGCAGGCAAGCAAGUCCCUUUAAACUGGAAGAGUUAGCUCUUCAGCAGCAGCAUUUUUCAGAAACAGGACCACAAUGGUACCUCGGGUUACAGACGCUUCAGGUUACAGAUGCUUCAGGUUACAGACUCCACUAACCCAGAAAUAGUACCUCAGGUAAAGAACUUUGCUUCAGGAUGAACACAGAAAUCGAGUGGCGGCAGCAGGAGGCCCCAUUAGCUAAAGUGGUACCUCAGAACAGUUUCAGGUUAAGAACGGACCUCCGGAACGGAUUAAGUUCUUAACCCAAGGUACCACUGCACUUCCAAAACUGCUUCAGCUCCAAAUUCCCAGAAGUUUCUCUUUUCUAGGGUAAGUGCCACUCUUUUUCCCAGCUCAAAGUCCAAAAUCUUCCUUUUAGCUCCCACGUAGGCCGGUGGGUGUAACAUUCCUAGCUAAGAGUAGUAAAUAUUGCAUAAUACGGUAGAAUGUUUGGAGCGUUUAGUAUUUGUAAAGCAACCUGGUGAGGUUUUUAUUCCUAUAUUUCUGUUUGAGGGCAAAGGCUCCGAUGUUGGCUUUCAAGCGCUGCUCGUACCUCAUUCUCAUAACCGCUAUGUGUCUUCUAUUUGCCUCUUGUGAAAGUAAAUGAAUUUGAAUUGCUUUGUUUUUGUGAAGUCUGCAGCAGAUAUUCCUCUUGGGUGUGAAAGCAAAUUUGUGGUGGAGUGUGUUUGUUGCACAAAAGUUGCACAUUGGUAUGAAUUGCACAACCUGGAUUUGCUGCUGUGCGAUUGAAUCGCAACCCAAAAUAGCAACAAUAUGGAAGCGCCUAGAUUGUGGGUCCUUAUGUUGCAAAAAUGGCACCAGUCACCCACUGGAGAAAGGGGGGUGGGAACCGGCCUCUCCAGCUAUUGACGGACUACAAAUCACAUCAUCCUUGAUCAUUGCCCAUGUUGGCUGGGGCUGAUGGGAGUUGUAGUCCAGCAACAAUUGGAGGGCCACAGGUUUCCCACAUCUGCAGAAGGAGGAAGUAUCGGCAGGCUUAGGAAAGCCCCAAGGUUUGCAGAAGUGCACAUAAAAUAUAAUAAAAUAAAAUAAGGCUGUUUUGCAAUUGUGCCACCUUAUGAGGACCAAGUAUGCUCAGUGGGAUUGGAAAAUAGGAAACAUAUUGUGGGAGGGCAGAUGGAAUGGAGUUUCCAGGAAGACUCCAUGGGUGACUGGCUGAACCCUGACCAGGAACACUUCCUGCUGCAACAUUUUGGUUGCAGUUCCUGCUUGGAGUUUAAAACUGGAACGUGAAAUUUGAAGAGAGAGGAACAGAGGUCAGAGAAAAGCAUCUGAUUAGUGUUACUUAUUAAGCUUUAAUGAUCAGAUGUCUGGGAUAACUGUCUUAUCUGGAGGGUUAUGAAGACAAUGAGCAAUAGAACAACCUGUAAGAAAGCUCUUUAAUGCUACAUGCUUGCAUUGUAGAAGGUUUGGGGAAAGAUAGGCAGAACAAAGACAAGGACUUGUUAUCGUCAAACAAUUUCUAGAGAUUGUUAGGGCACACAAUAAAUUAUCCAUAUUAGAAACAUGGAAUUGUAGAGUUGGAAGGGACCAUGAGGGUCAUCUAGUCCAACCCCCUGCAAUGCAGGAUUUAUUUAUUUUUAUCCAAUGUGGGGCUCGUACCAAUGACCAAGAUAUUAACAGUCUCAUGCUCUACCAACAGAGCUAUCUCAAAUAGCAUAACGCUGUAUUUUAAAAAUGGGGUUUGGGAUCAUUAAUCUAUUUAUUCCUGAAUACCCCAGUAAUCAAAACUGGUGAGAUUUUAUUAUUCUGGGCAAAUAGUUACGUACUGUCUAUUUAAAGCAGUACCAUACUACUUUAAACAGCUGUAGCUUCCCCCCAAAGACCCCUGGGAACUGUAGUUUGUUAAUGGUGCUGAAGUUCCCUAUUCACCAAAAGGUCCCAGAAAGAAUAUUCGAUUUAUGCAAUCCUGUCCAAGAAUGCAUGUCAGCUGUUGAGUAAGGGCAGGAGAGGCUUGUGCCCUCUACAGAGGUCUCUUAGUUGUGUCUCUUUCUCAUAGGAUAUAUACCUGGUCUGAUCACUGUCUUCCUUUUGGCAAGCUUAUUGGGUUGUUGUUUUUAUUUUGAUUAUUUUGACGCUCUGUCACAAGAGACUAGGGCCCUGCGGGACUUGACAUCUUUCCACAGGGUUCCACCUGGCCUUUGGUUUGGACUCGGUCUGACCCUUAUGUUUUCCCUCCCCUUAUGGUCUUGAUUUAUCAGCUAUUUUAAAAUGAGGCUGCAUUUUAACCUGUAUUUUAAAUUGUCCCCCCCUCUCUUUUUCCCUUAUUAUGUUUUUACUGUGAUUUUAUUAGUGUUAGCCAUCCUGAGCCUCGCUCUGGCUGGGGAGGGUGGGGUAUAAAUAAAAGUUAUUAUUAUUAUUAUUAUUUAUUAUUAUUAUUAUUAUUAUUAUUAUUUAUUAUUAUUAUUAGAGAGAGAGUUGUUUUUAUGUUUAUCUUUUCUGUGAUAAACCUGGUAUAGGGCACUAUAUAAAUUCUAUAAUAAUAAUAAGUAAAGUAAUAAUAAUAAUACUUUUAAGCUGGGAAGGGCUGAAGUUUAGUGAUGAAGCAUCAGUUUUUCAGAUUCCUGAAACCCUGUAGAGCCUCUGCCAGUCAGUGUAGGCAAAACUGGGCUGGGUGACCUAGUGAUCCAACUCAGUACAGUGGUACCUUGGGUUACGAACUUAAUUCAUUCUGGAGGUCCAUUCUUAACCCGAAACCAUUCUUAACCUGAGGCGCACUUUCGCUAAUGGGGCCUUCUGCUGCCACUGCACCACCGGUGCACGAUUUCAGUUCUCAGCCUGGGGCAAAGUUUGCAACCCGAGGUACUACUUCUGGGUUAGCAGAGUCUGUAACCUGAAGCGUUUGUAACCUGAGGUGUUUGUAACUCGAGGUACCACUGUAUAUGAUCCUAACAGCAGCUCAUUGCUAAUAAGCUCCUAAUGUUCUUCAGUGGCUUCUUAAUGCCAGCUGCAUAAUUAUGAGCUUCCUUGAGUGCCCUCAGCAUAAAAAGGUAGGAUCCAGAUUGUUUUAAUAUAUGAAUGAAUUUAAAGGUAGGAUCCAUUUUUUUUCAAUUUGAAAAUGACAUUCCACCCCGUCCAUUUAAGGGACGAAGGAAUAUUCCUGACCUCGGAACCACGUGCACUGGUGGUUUUGAUUUCCCAGCUAUGCUUAGAAAUCCCAGCACUAGCAAAAUUGAGAUUUUUAACCUCAUUUGUGCCAGUGAAGACAUGCAAGCACUGCUGCGGUCCAUGCAUUUUUUCCCUGAAUUUUUAGCAGCAGCAGCAACAACAACAACAACAGAUGACUCCAGUGGGGGAAAUGUACAGUUAUCAAUUGAGUAACUUCCUCUCCCAUCGCUCUCCUGUUCCAUAUGCAUCACUCUCUAAGCUUAGCAGUCUACCUGACCUUUGACCUUUCUUGUGUUUAGGUGGCCCUGGUGCAGUGGACAGAAAGCAUAGGCUUAACACUGGUGGGCAGAGAUCAGUCUUCUGUGCAGCUGAGGACUCCUGGCGGCCACAUCUUAAACUACACCAUCCUCCAGAUUUUCCCCUUCACGUACGAAAGCAAACGGAUGGGGAUCAUUGUUCGGGUAAGUUGUACAAAAUGGUAGCAAAAACCGCCAUAAGCAAAAUAAAAGCCGUAGGUUAUCACGGAAGACUCAAGAUUUUAUCAGCUCUCCCUCGGCUGAGAUUUGAUAUUUUUUUUAAAGCUGCUUGAUUCACAACCACAGAUCUGCAAGACCACAUUAGUACUGGGUUUUGCUUUCAAGCACUGGGUUUUGAAAUAAGGUCAAGCACUCUACAUUACAACCACAGCAGAAGUUCAAGUGCUUGUCAGCCAAGAGGGUGGAGUUAAAUGCCGUGCUUUCUGUGGAUUCCACUCUUUGCUUGUCACCAACAAAUAACGAUAAAGGCUAUGAGUUGUGGUGCAUUCUUGUUUCCUAUAGACAUCAAGUUGACGACUUGCUGUUGCAUUUGGGGAAAAGGGGCAUAUACAUUUGCAAAGGCAGGUAACUUUGACCUUGAGGGAUGACACUCUCAGAUAGUUCAAUCCCUGUAAUGUGAUACCUUUUCUUAUCUUACAAAUUUCGAAUAAGUUGCUCCAAGUAGUAACUACUGUUACUGUGUGGCGUAGUGGUUAAAAAUGUUGGUUUGGGACCAGAUUUCCCCCCUUUCCCAGCCAUGAAAGCUGCUGGGUGACGCUGGGCCAGCCACUCUUUCUUAGACCAGCCAACUUCACAGGGCGAUCGGGAGAAUAACAUGAUGGGUGGGGAGAGUUGUGAGUUUUUCUAGGCCUGACAACAACCCUGCAAGGUGUCUGCAAUUGCAUUUGAGGGGGUGGGGAUGAAACUGAGAAAUAACGAUUUGCUUAAGGCAACUUAGUGAGGUCAAGGCAGGGGUAAGGUUUAAACCAGGAAUUUACCAUUGGCCACGGCAUUAGCUCUGCAAAGAACUAUUUCCUGGGCCCAGGAAAUGGGCAGAGAUCACAUGGUGGGCCAUCAGUGUUAAAGCUAAGCAGGUGUGGACCUGUUUGGAUGGGAGACCAGCAUGAGCCACUUUAAGAGUAGUUUUAAAAUAAUAUAUAUUAUAAAUAUAUGUGUCUUUAACUUCGUGCCUGCCAGUUUGCAGAGAGGGAUAGCUAUGUUAGUCCUUUGCAGGAAAAAACAACAGGAGGCCAACACAUUUGCUAUGGCUUGACAGUUCAUGGAUUACAGUCCACUUAUCGGCUGCAGCAAGUCCACAAAACUUAUGCGUAAUAAAUCUACUGUUCUUUAAGUCACCAUGAGAUUUUGUUGCUGCUGUUGCUCAUCUUCAUUGGAAGCCUUUUGUUGGAGUUUGUUAGAAUAUCAGGACCUAUAUCAGCAAGCCACUUGGGCACACAUUGCUUUUAACUUCAACCAACUAUCAGCUUUUACAGCCUUGCUUUCAUUUUGCACUGUUCUGAAAAACCCAGCUGCUAGGUGUGAAUAGAUGUCCAGGAACUGGAAGCUUCCAUCGGAUGGGGGAGGAAAUAGCUGCCAGACACUAGGACGGGGUUGUCAGCAGUUGGCCUCGACUUCCUCCAUUCUCCUUUAUAUAGUUGAAAUCAUAGCAGCAUGGGCAUAGUCAAGGCAGGGCUGGGAGGGGCCGCUUCCCCCCAUCAAGUAAAACAAUGGGAAUACUUAACUAACUGACCAAUCACGUCGGUUCCGCCCCCCCCCCCCCCGGAACAAAAAUCCUGGCUAAGCCCAUGCAUAGCAGGUUUGUGAAACAGUUCUGGAAUACAGUGGUACCUCAGGUUAAGUACUUAAUUCGUUCCGGAGGUCCGUUCUUAACCUGAAACUGUUCUUAACCUGAAGCACCACUUUAGCUAAUGGGGCUUCCUGCUGCCACCGCGCCGCCAGAGCACGAUUUCUGUUCUCAUCCUGAAGCAAAGUUCUUAACCUGAAGCAAUAUUUCUGGGUUAGCGGAGUCUGUAACCUGAAGCGUAUGCAACCUGAAGCGUAUGUAACCUGAGGUACCACUGUAUUUGACUGCAUGUGCAUCAGUUUGUGCACUGAAGGUUCAGCAAAGGAGAUGUACUAUUAGCAGUAGACUUGAUUUACCUGUUGACCAUUGACUGCGUGGAUAGGAUUGCUGACUCCACUGUGAUUCACUGCUUUUCAUUUAGCGGAAUCUCAGCUAGCUCAGCUUCUUCCAUAGCAGUGGGGGGGAGAGUUAUCUACCCGCUGAAACAUUCCCUGCUUAAUGAAGGCACAGGAUACAUAGAAGAACUGAGAGGUCCACAAGGUGCUGCUGUCUUGCCAAGGGAUGCUGAUGCAUCUUGCUUCUGUUUCCUGAGCUUAUAAGGGCUGUUUCCAGCAUUCUCCAUCUGCUGGCACAAGGGCUCUUGCACUAGCAGACAGGUGGAUUUCAAUGUUGUGCAACAGAGGAGUCCAACACAACAGGUGUGUCAGCAGAAACCCUUUACACAACAGAUUGCAUAAUCUAUCAUGCAGCAGUGUUACCAGCAGGCUGCUUAUGCAUUCUCAUGUGCAGCAAUGUUCUCCUUGCGCAAAACAUCAGUGGAGCAAGCAUACCGCUCAGUGACUUUGACGUAGCGCUACCUCAGAUGAAACUCUCAGUUGCUUCUACCGCGUCUAUGCAUGUGGUAGAACUUUGACACACCUCUUUGGCAGGAGAUAUGCAGACUUACGCUUUUGUGAAACUUCGUGUUUAGUGGUUACGGGUGAAGAAAAGGAUACAGUAAUUCUAUUUUGUGCAACAUGGAGAUUUAUCGAGGAAUGCUUCUCCAGUCUUAUGCACAAUAAUUCUUUAGUGGCUGUUCAAAGAUGCUUGCUGUUUACUUCUAGCCUUUGGAGCGGAGUGAAAAAAUUCAAAUACCCUUUUCAAAUUCUCGAGCUGCCUCUGGAGGUUUGCUUGCUAAUAAUUGGCAGAGGAGGGAAUAGCAAUUUAUGGGUGGGAUGAGAUGCCUUCAGACUGGUGUUUUAUCAUGGGCAUAUUUUGCAGCAAGUUCUUGACUCAAUAAUAGUGUGUCAGCGGUGGAUUUAUUCUGCUUUAGUUUGUUCUGCAGUGCUUCCCCAAAGUUACCAGAUUAUUGCUGUCUGGAAGGCUAUAGCACAUCCAUCAGCCAUGAAUGCAUUUGCUGAGAUUCCUGCAUUUCACAUAACACCAGUCUUGAAAGACCUACAUUGACUCCCAGUACGUUUCCAAGCACAAUUCAAAGUGUUGGUGCUGACCUUUAAAGCCCUAAACGGCCUCGGUCCAGUAUACCUGAAGAAGCAUCUCCACCCCCAUCGUUCUGCCCGGACACUGAGGUCCAGCGUCGAGGGCCUUCUGGCGGUUCCCUGACUGUGAGAAGCCAAGUUACAGGGACCCAGGCAGAGGGCCUUCUCGGUAGUGGCACCUGCCCUGUGGAACGCCCUCCCACCAGAUGUCAAAGAGAACAACAACUACCAGACUUUUAGAAGACAUCUGAAGGCAGCCCUGUUUAGGGAAGCUUUUAAUCUUUGAUGCAUUACUGUAUUUUAAUAUUUUGUUGGAAACUGCCCAGAGUGGCUGGGGAAGCCCAGCCAGAUGGGCGGGGUAUAAAUAAAAUUAUUAUUAUUAUUAUUAUUAUUAUUAUUAUUAUUAUUAUUUAUUUAUUUCAGGGGGAUUAGACUAGAUGACCCUUAGGUUUCUUUUGACUCUACAAGUCUAUGAUUCUAUGAAAUUGGAAGAAAUGAAACCAGAACUGCUCUGAGGGUUUUGCUUCUGCUUUUGUAUUUUUGUAUUUAUUUAUUUUUUAACAAUCAAGCAGUAUACAGUGGUACCUCUGGUUGCGGAUGGGAUCCGUUCUGGAGGUCUGGUAGGAUCCUGAGGUUUCUGCAAGCUGAGGACCGCUUCUGCGCACGCGCAUGCAGCAAAACCCAGUAAAAUAGUUCCCGGUUUGCUGCUUUUGUAUACUGAAGUUUACGUAACCAGAGGGUUACAUAACUGGAGGUACUACUGUAUAAAUUUUAUGAAGUAAAUAAAUAACGUUUUUGUUACAAAACGUGGAGAGACCUCAGCAGGAAGUUACAGGAUAUGCUCCGAUUGAAAAGGAAGCAGAGUGAACACUCCAGAACUUUUGCAGACACAAACAGUAUUGGAAUUGCCUGUGACCACCCCAAUAGCACCAUGAACAUAAAUACCGUAAUUGUGAAUGCGCAAUGGAAAGAACAUUUGGAGGAGCCCUAGCACUCAGUGGAGUUUUGCUUGUGUUGGUGGAAGAGGACAGGAAGUUGCUUCUGCCGAUUUCCCCCUGACCCGCCCCCCUCAGGGUUAGAAGAGUCUGCAGGACAGGCUGAAAAGUGGUGUUGGGGGCUGUAGGAGUAAUGAGGGAUUGGCCCCAAAAUCAGUUUCUCGGCCCUUUCCUUCAGCAACAAGCUUCAGUCAGGUCCAGGUUCCAUGCAUAAAUGAAAGGAGCCUCUCCGUUCACUGUGGAGCAAGUCUGAAUCAAACCCUGUUCACUCUCUUUGGUUUUUUAAUGUCUGCUGCUUAAAAUAUGGUGGCAAGAGCAUUCGCUGCUCUAAAGAUGUCUGUUCCAAAAGGUCCCCUUAAAGCAGUGGGGGGUUAGCCAUCUCUCGUGGCUGCCAUCUCUCGUUGGUGACAGAAGCAGUUGUUAUCUGACCACAAAAGUUUCCUCUCUCUCUCUUUCUGCUUCUCUCUCUCUCUCUCUCUCUCUCUCUCUCUCUCAGCAACUGGAAUGGAGCAUGUUUUCUUAGCAGCUCAGAGAGCGCUAUUGUCAUAUGUCAAAUGGGAGUUUGGGGGAAGGUGGUGCGGGGAGAGAAGGCCUUUGAACCUUAGCCAAAAUCAGACCAUGGUGGAAAAAGAUGUGGUAGAGAAACAAUACAACUGGCAAAUCUUUCUGCAGAUUUAUAGUUGUAAUCGUGCCAUAACAUGGGAACGUGCUCACCUCCUCCUGAACUUGGUGAGAGGAAAUGACUAAUGCAAGGAGAUAGUUGAUACAGUAUUUAUAUUGGACAAAAGAUCUAAACUAUCUUAAAGCUAGUUCUACACCACAGGAAGUGGAGUCUCUGCUCAGUUUCCUACCAAAAAGUUGUUAAAACGCUUCUUAACAGUUUAAAUCAUUUUAUACGCAAACAUCUAUCUCAACUAAUGCCAGGGAUCUUUUUAUUUUAGAGUGGGUUUUUUUUCCCUGGCCUCUCUCAGAGUUGGAAGUUUACAUCGUCCUGUGUUUACAUUGACAGUUGACCCUUUUGCAGAAAUAGGUUGAAAGCCACAGCUGAACAACAAUAUGGCAUCCAGCAGUUCUUCAAAAGCUUUGGCCAUGAUCCCAACACAGUUUUGAGCAGCUGCAAGGCCAUUGGCUUCAGUGGGCAACUUAAGCAUGCUUAUGUUGGUUUUGGGUUGCAACCAUGGGACAUCGUGGCCCUGCAGAAACUUGCAGGCUGGGCUCAGAUUACAAAAGAUUUGGCCAGAGAGCUACACUUCAAGCUGCUAAAAGAGACAUCAUUGUUCAAAACUGAUCUCUGCCAUGCAGCGCAAGAUAGGAAGUUGCCUUGGCUCUGUUAAGGAUUGGGCAUAGAGAGUUCCACCCAUCAGUAUUUAUUGAAAAGGGAGGCCUAACAAAUUCCGCCUACUUUGUAGUCUUCCCAAAGUGCUCAUGAUUCUUAACUGCAUGAUGGGUCUUUCACGGUAUCUGGUUCCUUGCUCCAAAUUCAGCCUCCACUCUUGAUGGUGAUGUUGAGCUAUAAGCUUUAUUUGUGCUCCUGAACUAUUUGGCUGCCCUCUUUCUUAGACUUUUUGAAUGAAUUGGGGUAGAGGCAGGCAUGCUACCGAUAUGAACUAGCUACUGCUGGGCUGUAAACUGCAAUACGUACCUACGAUCUCAUCUAGCAGAUUGGCAAGAAUAUACUACCUAAGAAUUUGUUUUUAAGCAGAAGCUUUAAGGUUGUAGCCAGUGCUAGUCCUACUAAGAGUAAACCUGCUAAAGUUAAUGGGCAUGACUCACUUAAGGUUCAUUAAUUUAAAUGGGUUACCUCUUAGUAGGAUUCGCAUUGGCUACAACUCUUAGUCUCAGGCUGGCUCCCUCUUAGCCAGGAAAUCUACACAGGAGAAAGCAGACGGGUUGCUUACUCGUGAGCAUUUUUCUGCUGUUGCAGACCAGUCAGUUAAAUUUGACUAAACAUGUUGUUGUUGUUUGUCGUUUAAUCGUGUCCGACUCUUCGUGACCCCAUGGACCAGAGCACGCCAGACACUCCUGUCUUCCACUGCCUCCCGCAGUUUGGUCAAACUCAUGCUGGUAGCUUCGAGAACACUGUCCAACCAUCUCGCCCUCUGUCGUCCCCUUCUCCUUGUGCCCUCCAUCUUUCCCAAUAUCAGGGUCUUUUCCAGGGAGUCUUCUCUUCUCAUGAGGUGGCCAAAGUAUUGGAGUCUCAGCUUCAGGAUCUGUCCUUCCAGUGAGCACUCAGGGCUGAUUUCCUUAAGAAUGGAGAGGUUUGAUCUUCUUGCAGUCCAUGGGACUCUCAAGUCUAAACAUCACCCAGUCCAAAUUUGACUAAACAUAACCCAGUCCAAAUUUGAAACUCAGAAGUUUUCAAAAUGUUCCGAAACCUUAUAUUUUGGCUCUAACAUUCAGCGAAUACAGAUUUGUGGGGUGAGAUUGGAUUUCCAGAAUCUGUUGGAGUUGAGGUGGGGUUUUUUUAAGUGAGUAAAACCUUACAUGAAGUGGAGAGUGGGGUAUUAUUCCGUAUGACAGUCUAUCAACCAGCAGAAUUAAUUAUUAUGACUUUUUUCUUUACAUCCCCAAAGUACGAGGGCAUGGGGAAAGAUUCUUCACACAUCUGGGGGGGGGGGGAAUUGUGAGGGGAGGAAGGGGUUUCUCUUUCAAGGAAUGAGACAAGGUGGCACCAGUUUGCACUAUCUCACCUCAAGAUUCAGGUCCAUUCAGAUUUAAUCAGAACAGAUGUGCAUCUUUCUCAUUUAUUUUGGUGAUUUAACAUUUGCCAGUUUUGAAUGUGAACAUAUGAAAAGGAAAUUAAUGUUGUAGUUAAUCUGUAUUAAGCUAAAAAUGAGUUGGUUGUAAUGUUUUUUUCUGCUCAGCAUGAGAAUGAUUGGAAUGAGUAUCACCUGUUGCUAACAAAGGCCUGGUUCCCACAAACAGAAGAUGAGAGUUGCUAAACCUGUUUCUUCAUUGCACUGCUUGGGGCUUCUGGGAGUUGUGGGCUCACGUCAGUGAGUUCUCUGUCAUUCGAAACAAAUGCCUCAUCCAUAGAAAGAUAGCAUGUCAGGGAGAAGUCUAGGCCUUCCCUUUGAUGUGCUAGUUUUGCAUAGGUAGGGGAUUAAUUGUAUUGUAUGGAGGAGCACUGAGUCAUCUGAGCACCCUCCUGCAAUCUCAAUUGGUACAGCAGAAAAAAACUACUCCAUUUAAUGAUGCUUGUUAGUACUAACCCCUAGAAACUGUGGGUGGACUGGGCUGCAUGCCAUCCUAAGCCAAACCAUGCCUUAGCUCAAAUGUAUGGGCUCUGGGAGAAGAGAUUGUGUUUGCUUUGCUCCUCUUCAGUUGUUCUGAUGCUGUGCUGUUGCAAGCCAUGGUUUGACUUAGCAUGUCAUCUGAACUUAGGUCCCUGGUUUACCUUUCCCCCCCCAAACCCCAUGACCUGCAAAUCAUAGGACAAACCUUGGUUAUAGCUUGUGGUUGGUGUAGAGAGAGCUAAACCACCACGAUCCCAGGUUCAGACAACCAUGGAUUAGCAGUAGCACUGGAACAGAUAAUCUAUGAACCAUUUCUCUCUCUUUCUUUCUUUCUCUCUCUCUCUCCUAGGAUGAAUCUACAGGGGAAAUAACCUUCUACAUGAAAGGGGCUGAUGUGGUGAUGGCAGGAAUUGUUCAAUACAAUGACUGGCUAGAGGAAGAGGUAUGGAAAUGCACCAGUGGGAAGCCACACUUGGUGCAAUGACUGUCAAGUGGUACAGGGAUCACGGGGCACACCAUUGCCUUGGGAGGUAAUAACUGAGGCUGUGACUUAGCUAUUAUAGCUGCUUCUCAAAACAAUGAGUUGUGUUAAGAAGCGAUAGUAGCAACAAUGAGAAGCUAUAGUAGCAAUAUUGCAGCCUUCUGGAACUUGAUGCCCUCCAGACAUUUUGGACCACACCCCCCAUGGGGAAGGCUGCAAAACAUGACACAGUUCAGUGAAAGAACAGAAUUAUGAAAUCUAAACUGCCAUCUCCUCCUAUCUUGGCCAUGGGGAACUCUCACUUAGGACUCUAAUUUUACUCUUCUCCACCAGCCAUGCCCACCUGGCCCACAUCUCAAGCCAAAAAGGGAAUAGGUAAAACUGUGGCUGCGAAGGAGCAGCCAAGAGCCUUAGAGGGCAUUCCCAAUUCUUCCUUGGAAGAUGAAUGACCUCGUGUCAAAGUAAUGGACAGGUGGAAGUGACCCACAGACCCACAAAGUGGAUCUGUCCCACAAACAUUUUAACUAAAUAAGGAUCUCUGAUAUGCAAUCCCUAGCUUCAGAUGUGACCUGACCAAGUUUGCAAUUUCUCCUCAACAGUGUGGCAAUAUGGCAAGGGAAGGGCUGAGGGUCCUUGUAGUAGCAAAGAAAUCCCUGACUGAGGAACAAUAUCAAGACUUUGAGGUAAGCCAGUUUUGUUUACCUCUGGUAUCGUGUCGUCUUACUUGCUUGCCUAUAGGUUUUAGGUCCCAAUUCAAGGUGCCGGUUCUUACUUUUAAAAUUAUGGAUGUUCUGGGACCCUGUUGACUUAAGGACCAUCUUAUCCUGCAUAUUCCCCCCUGUUUACUCCCUAACUUGUUGGAUGGCCAUGAGAGACAAGACCUUCCUGGUUGUCGCACCAUUGUUGUGGAAAAGUUCAGGCAGGCCCUGCUGGCAAAACCAUCGCUGUUAAGAUUUUGCUGUUCAGAAAUGAAGCCGUUCCAGUAAGCUUUAGGUUGUGGGUAUCUGAUGACGUAUGUUUUGAUUAUUUGCCAUUUCUAUUUAAUAGUAUUUCAAAUCCUUUAUUUGGUAUUCCAGGCAAAUACACGUUCUACGUUUUAAGAACUGCCCCAGAAGUAUCCUCACUUUAUUUUCCCCAAACAUAAUUGUUUCUCUGCAGGAGUCAGGCUCUGAAGGGGCAAACAGAUUUGCUAGUUUGAACCAGGAGCCUGCAGUAGGCAGCUCUGAUCAAUUUCCCCUACCCACCCACUGCAUUAUAAUAAAGAAACUCCUGCAAAAUCCCACAGUGAAUGAGCUGGUGACCACAUGAACAUUUCAUCCACAUGGCACAUUUAAAAAAUCAUAUGCAGGCUGCCUUCUUCAAGCUUUGUCUGCUUCUGUGCCUUCCUUUCUUAUCAGUUGUGAAACUGGAAGGAAGCUAGUUUCACACCCGCAACUUGAUAAUUUGCUGUGAGCUGUUUUUACAUUUUGUCAGCUAUAAUCAUUGGCCUUUUAAGAGAGGAACAUUGUCACUUGCACAGCAGUUUUCAAAAGCCUUCCCCCCCCCAUGUGUUUUCAUGCUUGACGCAUCCCAAUGAAGCUAGUCUCUGGCAGUGUUUGGAUGUUCAUCUACAGCAGUGGUUGUUCUCAAACUUUUUUGGGCUGCUUCCCCCUUGGUACCAUAAACUCAACCCCAGAGCCUCCUACCUUACAAAAAGCAUUGUUCUUAUAAAAUAACCAUUUGCAUUCCCCACUAUGGAAGAUAGUGGACAGUACAGGACAGAUACAGGACGACAAUACAAAACAGUAAUGAUCAAUUGCACAUUCAUUCAAAAUCCAGUGAAAACUAUCUAGUUUAAUGCAACAAAAUUGAUGAAAUUUACCCAGCCAUACCAGCUUUUUAAUGCCUGAUAGUCAUUUACACCUCCCCUUCUGCUGCCCCCUAGGUAAUCCCACCACCUUCCAGGGUAUGGUACCAUCCACCUUGGGAAUGACUGAGCUGCAGCUUUGUCAAGCAUGAUGUGUGGAGUUGUGGAGGCGGCUGGGUGUUCUUCCUCUCCUUACUAUCCUGACUUACUAGCUUGUUUUGUUCAUGGACAUUUAAGCCAGAGUUCCUUGAUUCAGACACAAGAAGUUGCAACAGCAACUGGAGGGCCACAGGUUCCUCAUCCCUGAUGCAGAAGCUGGAAGGAAGGAUGAGAAAAGGGGGUGAGAGAGAGAGAGAGAAAGAGUGAGAUCUACCUUCAACAUACAGACAUACAAAGCUGCCUUAUAUCGAGUCAGACUAUUGAUACAUCGAGCUCAGCAUUGAGCUCUACUUUUGACAAUAGGCAUGCAGUUGGGAAUGCAGGGUUUCAGGCAAGUAUCAAGCCUAACUUGGAGAGGCAAAUUUCUAGCCGCUCCAAACAAUGGCUUAUGUAGCUAUAAAUAUCCUUGAAGGCACUCCUCCGACAACAAGGGUGUGUACAAGGCCAGCAGCGUUUUGCAAAUUCGGCUGCCAAUGUUCACAUGAGAAAAGGAUGCACCAGCCCACACCACAUCCUGUUACCUUUCACUUUUUUCAUCCCACUUUCUCAUUAUUAUUAUUUUUCUCAGGUACAAUUUUAGUAGUACUUGGUGAAAGAGGUACAAGAUCUUGUCUGCAGAGAAGUUUUUAGCUGCCCCGUUCCUUUAUUACCAGGGUAGUCCAGGGGUGUUUGGGGUGUUAGGAAAGGGGUAGGCCCUCUGGUGGGGGGCAUGUCUUGCUCCUUCUGGCAUAGCUUGCCCCCUUCUUGGACCCCACCUUGCACUUAGCUCUCAACUGUGGCUCUUGGAAGAUGUCAGCAUGUGAUAGUAGCGGCAGCACCCUGGGAACAUCUUUGACUGGCCCGCUAAACCAGUUGAGGGUAGCCGAUGGGUCUUAACCCUUGGUGAGUUAGAGACUUACCCUGCUUGUGAAGACACCGAUAGUGGGCGCAGUGGUCAAGAAAGCAGUUUCAUCACGUGCUGUGGCAGGAAGUGAGAGGCAGGUGAGACUCAUCAACCUGGGAAGGUAGCCUUGCGGGAUAUCUUCGGGAGAAGAAAUGGUCAAGGAGUAAGGUAAAGGUAAAGGGACCCCUGACCAUUAGGUCCAGUUGUGACUGACUCUGGGGUUGCGGUGCUCAUCUCGCUUUAUUGGCCAAAGGAGCCGGCGUACAGCUUCCGGGUCAUGUGGCCAGCAUGACUAAGCCGCUUCUGGCGAACCAGAGCAGCACACGGAAAUGCUGUUUACCUUCUACUUGCCCUUUGACGUGCUUUCGAACUGCUAGGUUGGCAGGAGCAGGGACCGAACAACGGGAGCUCACCCCGUCGCGGGGAUUCGAACCACCGACCUUCUGAUCAGCAAGUCCUAGGCUCUGUGGUUUAGACCACAGUGCCGCCCGCGUCCCUAGGUCAAGGAGUAGGCCUUACCCAAAUCUGGAGUCGAGCCCCUAAGGCGGAUGGAUGGCAUCUUGUACGCCUCCUUCUGGGAACUCCUGCAGCCAAACCAAUGCCAAACAUAUUGCUCUGCUUUCCUUAGGACCACAUCAGGGAGGCAGAGAGGGAGGACUGGAAUACUGCUAAGUCAUAAGAAAUGCAUCAACACGGUUUACAGCAAUAAAACCGUAAAACCAUGCAAUUAAAAGCCAUAAAAGAGUUAGAGGCAGACAUCAAUUAACUGUUGUGCAAGGAGGUGCCCUUUAUUGCCUGCAUCAGCCUGGCAGAAAAGAAAAAGUUUUCAUCAGGCAUUUAGAAGUUGGCAUAGAAGGUGCCCUCUCUUCUUUCUCUUGGCUCUCCCUUUUUCCCAUCCCCUUGAUGUCUCUGUCUUCCUGCAUUGCCUUCUAUGCUCCCAUCGCUGAUGGUAUUAUACAAUUUAAUCCAGGGCACUGGAGGACAAAGAUGAAAUAAAAAUGAAAUAUGACCAAGAGGUGCUGGUCUGGCAGUGCUCUUAGUCUGUAGCAAAAGCAGCCAUCUGGCAGCCUGGGGGCCACAUCAACUCGUGGAUGGCAGCCAGUUGGCUCACCACCCACCCAUCUUCUUUGAGAUAAAGAAUCUCACGACACGGGCCUAGCCAGUCUCUACGCAUCUGGCUUUGGGAGGGAGGGGAAAUUGCUAAAAGCACAUCGGCUACCCCACCCAAUGUAUUUCCUGCAGUGUUCCUCCUGCAUGUUGACAUAGGCCAAGUGAGUAACGGGAUGGAGGGAAACAAUUUCCCACCCUGUUCUUUCAGGGGUUGUCCAGUCCGUCCAAUGCAGGGGUCGGGAGCCUCAGGCCUGGGAGCUGAAUGUGUCCCUCAGGGCCUCUCUGUCUGGCUCUUGAGACUCUUCCCAGGCCAGCCCCUCAGUGGCCCUAUCUUGCACUUUGAGUGCUUUUUGCCUGGCUGGAAUGUGUCCUUGAGCUCUGAUAAUACACCUUCUUUGUCUUAAUGGGUGGCACUGUGGGUUAAACCACAGAGCCUAGGACUUGCUGAUCAGAAGGUCGGCGGUUCGAAUCCCCACGACGGGGUGAGCUGUUGCUCAUUCCCUGCUCCUGCCAACCUAGCAGUUCAAAAGCAUGUCAAAGUGCAAGUAGAUAAAUAGGUACCGCUCUGGCGGGAAGGUAAAUGGCAUUUCCAUGCGCUGCUCUGGUUCAUCAGAAGCAGCUUAGUCAUGCUGGCCACAUGACCCGGAAGCUGUACGCCGGCUCCCUUGGCCAGUAAAGCGAGAUGAGUGCCGCAACCCCAGAGUUGGUCACGACUGGACCUAAUGGUCAGGGGCCCUUUACCUUUAAGGAGCAUAUGAGUAUACAGUGGUACCCUCUGGUUACGAACUUAAUUCAUUCCAUAGGUCCAUUCUUAACCUGAAACCGUUCUUAACCUGAGGUACCACUUUAGCUAAUAGGGUCUCCCGCUGCUGCCUGCCACCGUGCGAUUUCUGUUCUCAUCCUGAGGUAAAGUUCUUAACUUCCCGGUUAGCGGAGUCUGUAACCUGAAGUGUUUGUAACCCGAGGUGUUUGUAACGCGAGGUACCACUGUAUAUAGAAACGAGCUUACUGUACAAAAGUAUCAUUUGCACUUGUCACUCCGCCCACUUUUGCCUCUGCCCCCCCCCAUGUGGCCCCUGAAAGGUUCCCCAGAAUGGACCAGCCUAAGACAUUUUGGCACCUGAGGCAAACCACAGAAUGGCACACGUCCCUCCCUGCCAGGGAAUAAGGGGUGAGUGAAGAUCUAUGUCAGGAACAAGGGGGCAAUAAAGAUCUACAUUGGGAUCUGCCGCCCCUGCAGAUCCUGCUGCCUGAGGCAGUCGCCUCAACUUGCCUCAUGAGUGGGCCAGCCCUGCCUUGGACUGAAAAAAGUUCCCUGCCUGAAUCAAAUGAAUGGCCUCAGGUCUUCUGGGAAGUUUUGAGCUAUAUCUGGGGCUGAGUGGUAUCUGGUUUUCAACCUUGUGAUAUAUCUCCAUCUAAACGUAGAUCAGUUUAUCACCAGAUACAAGAAGGCAAAAUACACUAAAAAAUAAUAAAUGGAAGUGCAAAGUGAUUGAUCUCGUACUGACUGGCUAUGUCUCUCUCGGGUCCUUGCCAGGCACGCUAUGUCCAAGCAAAGCUCAGCGUCCAUGACCGUUCCCUGAAGGUAGCAACUGUGAUCGAGAGCCUGGAGAUGGAGAUGGAGUUGCUCUGUCUGACUGGAGUGGAGGAUCAGCUGCAGGCAGAUGUCAGGCCUACUCUGGAAACACUGAGAAAUGCCGGCAUGAAGGUAUGGCUAAACCGCAAAUGGAAAGCAUCAUUGGUUCACCUCCCCUCCCCAAUCUGACAGUGCAGUGGCAAGAGAAAGUGAGAGAUACUAUAGCAUCAUUUUGUGGAAAAAAGGGGGCAUUUCCCCAGCAAUUAGAACACUGCAUUUUGUGGCUGAAAAAGCUGGCAGCAUAUUAUGAUAUGCAGGGAUUUAUGAUAUGUAAAAUGAACCAUGGGAAGUCCUUGAUAUCUUAAGGAUGUAAAAAAAUGAGUAUUGUAAAUUGUAAAACAGAAAAUUUAAUUAAAAAAUUAUACACACACACACACACACACACACUGAACUUUGGGAGCUGUGAAAAAUGAGGCAUCCUGACAACCAAAUGUUUGGAUCAAAUAACAACUGUUUUUAUCAGACACAUACAAAAAUAGCUUCCUGUAAAUGCUUGAAGAGUUAUCAUUUUUAGCCUCUCACUUUGAUACCCAGGAGAGCGUUUGGUUCUUAAGUUUGGAAAUUUUCCAAGUAUGUGAGUUCAGAAGUAAAAAAAAAAAAAGUAGGACGAGUGUUCGUUGGUUGGUUGGUUUUAAGAUGCAUUGCCUGCUGUUCAGUUAAAUUAUCUGAGUGGCUUACAAUAAAAUUAAAGUACAGGCAACCCCCCACUUUAUGCAGGGAUUGCAUUCUGGUCAUGUCGGCAGAAUGCACAUAAACCUGUUACACCCUGUUAUGCCCUUGUCCUGACGCCGUCAUGCCCUCUUCUGGGUCCAAAGACCCACAUGCACGGUAGAGCAUUUUUUUGAAUUCACACAAAAUGGGAGGCGCCUGUACAUAAAAAUUAGCUGAAGCAGCACAUCUGUAAAAGCGGAAUUAAAAGUUCCAAGGUUGGAUAAAACAGAAGAAAUGAUAAAGGUCUGGCAGCAGAAAGACUUCAAAGUAUUUGAUAGGUAAACCUCCCUGGAGAGAGUUAUCCAAAGCUAGGGUGCCACCAAUGAAAAGGCCCUUUCAUGGAACCCACCUGUCAAUGGUGGAGAAACCAGAGAAGGAUCACAACCUAUGAUCUUGGAGACCCAUGUGGUUUGGGGGCUGUUUUGUUGCACACAGGAAAGCAAGGCAAAGAUUGUGUGAUCAAGUUUGCUUUAGUGAUCAAAGCAAACGCGACCACUUUGCCCUGCCUUCGGUGCACUUAUGAAAUCUGGGCAACACUGAAUCCUUACCUAGCACAAUUCUUCUCUUGAGGCUCCCGGGGUGGUGUAUGAAAUAAUUUUUUUUAAAAAAAGUCUGAAACAGUGAAUUGUAUUGAAUUGGCCACCAGAGGGAGCAGAAUUGAAAACAAAACAAAUCAUGAGCUGAUAAGUUAUAGUGUACUUACUUUACCAUUUACCAUUAGUUUUUGAUGAGCAUGACUGGAUGGGUAGUGAAGGGGUUAAGAAAGCAUUAUCUGUUUUUAGCCUGUUUUUAACUGGAGAUGGAUUGUGUACCCUGUGCCUACAUACAUUAAAUUAACUUUUUGAUAGUUACCUUUGAGGUUUGGGGAGAAAAGGAUAGGCUAAAAAUGUUCAGUCUCAGUUCUGAGCUAUGCCCAGGGCUGCCAUCUUACCAUAUCUGUAUCUGGAAUGCCUGUUGUUCUGCCCACACAGAGCCUGUAACACUGACUAAACUGCUAUCUCUGUCUGCCCAAUGUAGGCUAGACAUCUGUUAUCAAAUUGAAUCCCCAUCUGUUGUUUACCCCUCACAGAGCUAUAAUUCUCAGUACCCUCAACAAACUAUAGUUCCUGGGAUUCUUUGGAGGGGGAGCCACAUGUUUUCAAUGUAUAGUGUGGGUGAUGAAUACAGUCUCUUUCAUUUUAGUAGAAAUUAUACGUAUUUUAACUAAAGGCCUAUGCGUGUAUUCUAUUCCAUUAAGUUACUUUAAACUUCUCCGCAUGAUGGCUGUCUCCUCAAGGACUACAAGCGACUCACUACGCAGAUGGGGCCAUUUUUCACCCUGCCACCACAAACUUUCCUUGCUGUGUCUCCUAUACACAAGGAGGCUGCUGUAUGAAGUCAGUAGCCACAGGGAACAAUUUAAAAUGGCCUUUGUAGAAUGCCUGGAUCACAGGUGCCAACACCUUUUACAUUUCUAAAAACGUCAUUGGGUUGACUCCUGAUUUAUUUGUUUCUAAAAUUGCGCAGAUCCCAGUAUGAUAUAGAAAUCCCUCACCCUUAAAGAAGCUUGCUAACUACAUUGAUGGAGCUUUUUCACAUGCAAAUGCAUUGAAAAAUGUGUACACACACCCUCAGCUCCACAUUGUGAAGUGGUACAGCUCCCAAGUUCUGCAGCCUCACACUGUGUAAUGUGUAGCUCAGCUAUUGUAUCCAAUUAAAAUAAAAAUCCAUUUUUAAAUGAGACUGUUGCUCAAACUGAUUCAUUUAAUGUAAAAACAAAGUAGCUCAAACACACACACACACACACACACACACACACACACCAAUUUUCCUGGAUUCCAGUACAAAUAUAAAAAUAGGGUAUCUGAUAAACCUCCUACAAACUAAGCAUUUUGUCGAAUGCCUUUUUGUAUCAUUGUUGAUUCCAGGAUAUUAAAUGGUGCUUUUUUAUUGUAGGUAUGGAUGCUCACAGGGGACAAACUAGAAACAGCCACGUGUACAGCUAAGAAUGCACAUCUGGUAACCAGGACCCAGGACAUUCAUAUAUUUAGACUGGUGAGUAAUAUGAAUAAAACUAGCUUACUUAGCACUUGUCCAUGGAGCUACAUUAUGAAUCAAGGGGAAUAAUUUACACCAGCCCCAAUGUGCAGUUAGAAUAAAAUAUGAGUAUAUUAUGCAGACCUAAUCUUCCUCUGACUAUCGUUGCAUUUACACAACACCUAGACCCAUCUGAUGAAUACAUCGAAGUUGGACAUUAAUAGUGGAAAAAGAACGUUCCGAAAAAAGUCUCCCUCGUUUCCUCCUUUGUUUAUCCCUCUUGGGAUAAAAUGAUUUCUUUCCUGCAGGCACGGUUGACAUAGUGAAUUUGGAUAACAACUUAAGAGGCAAAAUACAGAGCAAUAGGUUUGCUAACUAGUGACCAGUGUAAAUAUGGUUGAGAAUUCCUGUCUUCAUUAAUCUUACUCAGCUCCAGCUCUUUGAGGAAAUGCUCUGUGAACAUGCUUUUCUGAGGAUGCUCAGAAAAACGACAGGUUAUGAGAUUCAAAAGGAGAAGCCAAUACUGGUCCUGUGUUCUGAUAUUUUAGGGCUCCUCCAAUUUAUUUGAUUUGCUUCCACAAAGUGUACACAAAGGGUAGAUUAUAUCUGGUCAUUAUUGAGCAUUUGUUCUGAUUUGCUUUGGGGUUGGAGUGUUAUACAACAAUGAGCAUUCAUCCUGACAUGCUUAUUGUUAAGUUGUGGGUGAACAUAUCAGAUGACACAGCGAUUUUUCAAAUAGCUCUUGUUUAUUCAGAGGCCAGAACAGAACUGAACUGAAGGGUUCAGUCAGCCUGCUUAUAUAGAGCUCCAGUACAACGUAACUGUAACAAUUUUCUAAAACUAUCCAAUCACUGAACAUCACUUUCGAUCCCUUAUUUGCAUAACUAUCUACAGUAUCCCCCUGCUGGCCCAGGGUGAGAACUUCAGUACAUAACACUUAUGAGGUGCUUUUCCAUCUUCCUGUUAAUCAUUCAUUCAUUCAUUCCUGUUAAUUAAUUCAAUAAUUCAUUUCAAUGCAUUUUCCCAUUACUUUCCUAGUGACACAAAGUCCAUUUCCUUUUCUUAAAAUGUAGAUUUGCUGUACUAGGGCAGGUGUGGGGAACCUCUGACCCUCCAGAUGUUUCUGAACUACAACUCCCAUCAGUCCCAGUAAGCAUGGCCAACGAGAGUUGUCAUUCAGCAAUGUCCGGAGGGCCAAAAGUUCACCAUACCAAGCUUGGAAUCCCUCCUACAAAAUACUGACAGUCUGGAGGAGACCUGACUAGUAGAGACAGACCGGGGUGCCCAAACCUUUUUCAAAGAGGGCCAGAUUUGAUGAAGUGAACAUGUGUGAGGGCCAACCAAAGUUGUUGACCUUUCUUAGGAUUGAAGUUGGUGAGCUUUUUUUAAAUGAUUUUACCCCAGAGUUGUUGUGCUUUUUUUACAAUUUUACCUCAAAGUUCUUGAGCUUUUGGGGGGAUUUUACCCCAAGAAAUAAACUGCCACAGGGGCUGGAUUAAGCCGACAACCGACCGGCUGGCCGGAUUAGGCCCCCAAAACGGACUUGGACAUGCCUUAGAUAGACGUAUUUGUCAGUUUCAGCUCUCUCUCUCUCAAGUCUCUCACAAUGAAUUCAGUUCUCAACAUUUUCCCAGCAGCUUGCGAUUUUAUUCCUCAGGAAAAUUCAUCAGCAUUUUACUGCGAAUUCCUAGAGUUCACAUCACUUGCUACUUGUUCCUUUUCAACUUGAGAUGCAGAAUGGGACCUUCUGCAUGAAAAGCCAUCUCAUGGCAUUUCUACACUGCCAUCUUUAACUGGCUUAAUAGGUACUCUCGCUUUCCACAGAGCGCUGGGGAUUGUAAUUCUGUGAGGGGAAAGUUGAGAAGCUCCCAAGAGAAUUCUCAGCUCAGCAUGCUGCAAUUCUCAGGGUUCUUUGGAGGAAAUCAAUGCCUGUUGAAAGUGUUAUUGGUUUGUAGUGUGGCUAUUACCUUAGAAGAAUUUCUCCUCAGCAGCUCGAGUCCUCAAGUUGUUCAAUGCAAUAUUGACUUACGGAAUAGUCUGACUAAUCCAUUUCAACGGCCUGAUCCUGUGCAUGUUUAUGAUUAUUAUUUAUGAUGAUGAUUAUUAUGUGAAUUUCUUUGGGGGGGGGAGUCCCGAAGCAACUUACAGAAAGUAAAAAUAAAAAACUAAAAAACUAAAACCAAGAAAAAUAUACAGAAUACUAAAAGUAUCCCUGCUUCAAAUAAAGUCCUGCUAAUUUCAGUGGAACAUACUUAGGAGUAAGUGUUCAUUGAAAUAGAGCCUAUGAAUGUUUAGGGAAGGGUGAUGCAGAAGUUGUGAUCCAAAUGACUUCCUGGCCAUGCAAUUUUGCAUAGCAUCUAUUUUUUUAAAAAAUAAUCUUGAUUUUCAAGUUAAUUUUAGAAAUCUGCUUGGAAUGAUUUUGAGUGCCUGUGGUUAUCUGUUUGCUCUUCCCCAGGUCACCAACCGUGGAGAAGCUCACUUGGAACUCAAUGCCUUCCGCCGCAAGCACGACUGUGCCCUAGUGAUUUCUGGCGAUUCCUUGGAGGUGAGAAUGUGGUUAUCGUGGUAGCCAUUGCAGCAGGUGAGCUGCUGUUGGUGGUGGUGGGGAAAUGUUUAUAUCCAUGUAACUAUUUUAUCUGUUUUGUGGAACAGGUGUGCUUGAAAUACUACGAGUAUGAGUUUAUGGAAUUGGCUUGCCAGUGCCCAGCUGUGGUCUGUUGCAGAUGUGCCCCAACACAGAAGGCUCAGAUUGUACGCUUGCUCCAGGAGAGAACUGGGAAGCUGACCUGUGCUGUGGGUAGGUCAUUUCCAGCUUCGUUUUCCAGCUGGGCAUCUUUGGGUGGUUUUAUUUUUACCUGUCUUCAUUGGAGAGAUUGAGAGACAGAGUGGCUGUGAUCUAAAUGCCAUAUUUCUGGGGGCUCUCGGUUUACACCUUCUGGUUGCACCCACCUGGCUCCCCUUGAAAUCCCCUACAAUGGUCAGAUACCUUCUGGAACAGCACCCCAAGAGGUGUGAGAGAUACUGCCAGAGGUCCCCAUCAGCCAUGCACAUCCACUCAGGCCUACCUAGCUCUCUGCACACACAAACAGGCACCUCCCAACAUAGACUACAUAAAUAAAAGCCAUUCUCCCUUGGGUGCUGAAUGUCUCCAAGGAGGUUUGGCUCCCUCUACCGCUUGAAAGCAGAAGAUGCUGUAACUUCAAAGGAAGUCGUUGUCUCUACCUCCCUUUGAGGCUUCAGUUCUGUGGCCCCCCCCCCCAAUAUUUCACCAUAUUCUAGCAUGAUCAAGAAGGUUUGGCAAGAGCGGGCUUGAUUCUCAGUGGCUGGGUUUAUAAGGGCAAGGAGGUUUACCGCAGACAUCAUGCAUAGGUCACUGAUAAUAUACAAAUUUGUGCAUCUGCCCCCUGCUGCCAUGGGCAUUUCAAACUUGCGUAUCCUGCUGCAAAGCGAUAUAUGCAAGUUUCUCUAUAACUUGCUAACUGGAAGCACAGAAAUCAUUACCCUGGGUCACUUGCCUUUGCUUUAUUAGCCAGACAAUAUGAGAUAAACUCAUUGAUCCUGCAUCAAAGCAAGGAAUCCAUCUCUAGCACCAGCGCUUGCACUCUCCUGCUAUAAAAAAAUGCUGCAACGCACCUUUAGCACAUUAAUAACGGAAUGGAGGCUCUUUUGUGAUCAAGCUGAACAGCCCUGCAGUCUAAUAUAAGCUGCAAGUAAAGAUUGGUGUUCCAUCAAGAUCCUCAAUGGUCUUUUUCUCUGUUGCCUCUUGCAGGUGAUGGUGGGAAUGAUGUCAGUAUGAUUCAAGAGGCAGAUUGUGGUGUUGGGGUUGAAGGAAAGGUAAGUUUCUUUCUCUCUCUCUCUCUCUCUCUCUCUCUCUGGCAACAUUUUAGUUUUAAGCCAACAAUUAUAUCGAUAGCUAAUGCACACACAGGGAACCUGUUUUGCUAAAAGGGAUGAAAUGAGUGUCUGACCUAGCCUACGCGAUGAAAUCCUUACUGAAUAAGUUGGUAUAUGCACAAGCUCCAUGAACCCAGCACAGCUCCUUCACUCCCUGCUUGCGUACCUGUGGAGACACAGGCCAGGAAGCCACAGUUAACCAUAGUUUCUUGUUAUGUGCAAACCAGGAAACUGUGGUUAACGGCUUCCAAACAAGCCAUGGUUUGGAAUGGUGAAAUUAUCCUCCUGACAAAGUCAGUUCUGCCCAUGGUGAUGUAUGUUUCCCACAUUAAGAUACCACUUGGUAAAUGUGCAACCCUAGAACAUUUUAUGACCUGCCAAGAGUUUGUGGAUGCAAACAAGGAACAAAAGCAAGAGGUCUGUUCUGCUCUGGCGAGCUGCUGUGCUUGAUUGCUGGCUUGGCAGCAAUUUUGGUAUAGUUCAGCUUGGUAGAUCACAAGUUGUGCAGGCCUGAUCUCCUUUUCUGGGUGGUUGUGAGGUUGAAAGGGUAAAAUGAUGUGUACCGACCUAAUCUCUUUGGAAGCGGGGUAGACUAAAAUAUCUAACCAUAAAACAAAGCAGUAAAUAACUGUGAAAAAUGGACCAAUCACUAAUAAGGCUGUAAUUAUGUGCAUGCUUACCUGGGAGUAAGCCCCACUGAAUACAGUUUGACUUACUUCUGAGUAAACAGACAUAGGCUUACACAGCACAUUAGACAUAUAUCUGCAAUUUAUUGCUUUUUAAAGUCUUACUGCCCUUUUGUAAAAGGUCCAGAGAUGACCACUUUGUUUCUCAAAGGAUGCUGUAGCAGAGUCUUGAGGCCAUUGUGAUAAAGGUUCUGAAUCUUGCUUCUAUAGCUCUAACCUCUCCUAAUGAGGGCAUAUGAAGCAGGGCUUAAGCACCUGACCACAGCUGGUACUCCCACUGAGUAAGGGAGAGGCAGGUGCCACAGAAUUAGGAUUGUAUCUAUUUCCCUAUGGCAGGAUAUAUUUUCCUGCUAUCUUGUGGUCUGAUAGGUUGUUGCUUUUCUUAAUUAUUUCUUGGUGUACCUAGGAAGGAAAGCAAGCUUCCCUUGCAGCAGACUUCUCCAUCACUCAGUUUAAGCAUCUGGGCCGGCUACUGAUGGUGCAUGGGCGGAACAGCUACAAAAGAUCUGCAGCCCUCAGCCAGUUUGUGAUCCACAGAAGCUUGUGUAUCAGUACAAUGCAGGCAAGUAAUGCCACAGCAUCUUCACUUUUUUUCUCCCUGUUUAAGAGAGCGCGACUGAUGUCCAAAAGUUAAAAACGGUAUUUUUACAUUGCUCUAAUAUGUCAUGAAGUCGAUUCAGUGUAGUGUCUUGCUUCUGUUAAAACUGAAAAUGUGUCUUAUUUUUAUUGGAGGUUUAAAGCUUUUCAAUCGGUAACCCGAUUAAAAUCUCCAUUAGUUAAUAAAUAACAGGUUGUGGUUGGCAAAGGCUCAGGGUUGGCCCUAUCUGUUCCUAUAGUGGUGGAGCAGAGUCAUGGAUCCAUCCACCCAAUGUCAAGAUGACUGGACCAGACCAAAGGCUUACCUGGUCCAACAUCCUUUUCUCACAAGAGCCAUCCAGAUGUCCAUGGCAAGCCCACAUGUGGGACCUGGGUGCAACAGUACUGUUCCCACUUACUCUUCUCAGCAAGUGGUAUUUGCAAAGGCAUGCUGCCUGCAAGAGCAGACACAAAACAUAACCAUCAUGGCUAGUAGCCUUUGAUAGCCAUUUCCUCUGACAACUAUCUACUGUAAAUGGAUAUUUAAUUUUGUUUCCCACCUAAAAAUAAGUCCAACAAGGUAGCCUGUAAUCUAGAACAGUAAAAUCCAAGAACCAAUAGUGUAAAGGCAGACUGUAUUCCUAUACCUGCUUACCUAGGAGCAAGCUCCAGUGAAGUCAUUGGUGGAAUUCUGCUUUUUAACCAAAAACUUGAAAAUAGACAUUCCCCUCCCCCCCAUAGUACCUGAAGGCCAGCUGUGAAGGCUCUGUGUAUCUUGAUUGUAUUUGCGCCAACAGUGAGACAGAGUUUGAAUUUGGUGUCCAAAUAGUCCUGUGAAAACAUCCAUGACCUUUUUUUUGCGUCCCAAAGAAACUUCAGACCUGUUGUUCAUCAGUAUACUUGAGCAUGUGUCAGAUGAUGGGCAAUGGGAGUAAUUGCUUUUGAGGAGAGAGAGAAUAGGUAGGAUGGAACGCAGAACACAAAUCUGUAUGUUCUGGGAUUAAAGCACAGCUUGCUACCUCUCUAGCUCAGCUCACGUCGAGUCUUCUUCAUGUGGAAACAAUAGCUUUUAAAGAAUUAAGAUGGUUUGAGAGGUGCUGCUUUAAAUCCUGCACAUGAGAGCACCUUUUUCUUUGUCACCUGUGGUCUUUUCAAACAGGCAUUGUAGGUUUUUCAAACUACAUUUUUUAAAAAAGUGGAAUGAGUGUGUACGUCGGGAAAGCCAAUAUAGGAAUCCGCAGUUGUUGUUGAACUAUAAUUUCCACCAUUCCUGGCUGUUGGCCAUGCUGGCUGGCUGGCUGAUGGGAGCUGGAGUCAAACAACAUCUGGAAAGCCAUAGAUGAGAGAGAGCUCAGUUGAUAAAGCAUGAGACACUUCAUCUUGGGUUUGUGGGUUCAAGCCCCAUAUUGGGUGAAAGAUUCCCCUCACUGCAGGAGGUUGGACUAGAUGAUCCUUGUGGUCCCUUUCAGCUCUACAAUUCUGUAAAAUCGCCAUCCCUGAUUUAAAGCCCGCAGCUGACAGACUGUAAAGAAAACAUGUAGAUUAGUGUUCAUUGAAAACCAGGUACUCAGGCUGUCUGACAAAAUGCACCAAAUGCAUUUGCCAAAUAAGCAUUGUAGCUUUUUGAAACUAUAUGCAGUGCCUGUUUUGCUAGGGGAUAAAGUGGGGUGUAUUUAAAUGCCAUGAGCAGCAAUCCCUUCUGCAAAUCACUUUUAGCUCUUUGGGUGUAAUGGGGGAGGAAGCCACAUGUUUGCCUUCAGUCCCCAAGUGGCGAGUUCCAAUCUUGCUCUGCUUCUGUGAAUUGCCACAGAAUUCCUAUUGCCAUGUGAGCUAUCUGGAUGGAUCAUUGCUGUUGAACACAUCUUUGCUUCGAAGCCUAAAGAGUCUUUCCAUUUUUGUUUGUUCUGCAGGCUGUUUUUUCUUCGGUAUUCUACUUUGCAUCCGUCCCUCUCUACCAGGGCUUCCUCAUUAUUGGGUAAGAACCAAACACCCCCCCCCCAAAAAAAUAUAUGUGACCAGGAAGUCUGAAAUGCAAGGAGGCUAGUUUUGAAAUCCUCGUAUGUCUGGAAGCGUUCACAUCCUUGUGUGUCGCUGUCUACAAUGUGGACUGCCUUCCUUCCUGCUAUAGCUGCUGUUAUCAGAAUAAGAGAUGAGACUUUGAAGGCUCACAUUUUCAAAGCAGCAAUUAAUCCCGCAAUCAUGAUAAGCACGUGGAUCUUAUUAGGACCAAUUUCAGCUCUUAUGGCAACUUUUAUUUGAGGACCAGGAAGAAAAGGUUUAAUUUGCUCAGCAGUCCCUCUUUUGGAAGAAAAGCAGGUUGUAAAUUUUAAAACUAGUAAAUUAACCUGGGCAGCCAAUGCUUUUCUAACAUGAGCCCUUUUUUUUAAUUCAAGAAAGCCCAACAGAUACGUGUGUCCCACUUCACAUGUUUCUGGCCUAAGGUCUGUCAUUGUAGCAGAAGAAUUAAGACUGAGCAUUGGCUGAGCAUUGGCAAACAUUGGUUUUCAGUGUUAGGGCCUGUGUCUUAGACAACAUCACACAUUUCACGGCAGCACAACGAUAUUUCCCUUAAAGUCUGUUUUUGUCAGGGAGGAGCAGCUAGGUCUAACCCCUGAUGAGUGGCUCCAUGUGAUAUCUAUUCUUUGCAAAUGUGUUUGCCACAUUUAUGCUUUUAGAUCGCACAUAAAACACAUUGCACUUUUUUUAGAGAGAGAGAGAGAUAGAUGCAUUUCAGAUGUGAAGCAGCGCUUGGACACCAGCCUCAGGGUGGGGUUGUAGUUCAGCAGUAGGACACAUGCCUGGGAUGGAGAUGGUUGGGGGCAGGAUUCAAUCUAUGGCAUUCCCAUUUAAAGGGGUCAGGUGACAAGACAAUGGACAAGACUUCUACCUGAGACUGUAGAAAGCCAGUCAGAGUUGACAAUACUGGUAUGAGUGGCUAAAUAUUAUGAUGUGGCAAAUUCCUAUGAUAUCCUAUUUAUAACAGGAGCUUUCAUUUCACUUUUGUUUUUCCUUUCCUGAAGCAUGCACUUCCACCCCCUGGAAUAUGAAUGUUCAAGGCUGUUUAAAAACGAGAGUUUUGUGGGGUUUAAUUAUGCAUUUGUGAAAUGACACCCAUGCAUUUGUUGUGCCCUCCAAUUAUUUUAUGCAGUACACUGAUAAUAGAGACAGGGAAACUGACUAUGCAUGGGAUUGUGGAUUAGCCAGAAUUUGGGAUCCAGGCUAUUAGCCUUGCACAAAUGAAAUUAGAAAUGCAUGCCUUUGCAUGGAACUCAUAUAUAUAUAUAUAUAUAUAUAUAUAUAUAUAUAUAUAGUGGUGGCUAUUAGCUAGAAACAUUUUUAAAAGAAGCUCUGGGUGGUAUCCAAUGCACUCAUUCUGUUGGCAAAGGAGUUCUUGCUUGUACUUUGGAGCUUUUCCUCCCAUCUCCUCCCUGUGUGUGCACCCUGCUCCAGAGGGCGGGGGAACCCCCAGAACAAAUUUAGGGGGUUUGUGGGGGAGAAGGCGAGGGAAGGGAAGUUAUACUGUGCAAGUGAGAAUCCUUGUACUGCCUUAACAAGUUACUUGGUUCUGCAUUGGAUACAACCCUCUGUGGAGGGGGAGAGGUGAGAAGAGGCUUAAACUUCAUUGCUGAUCUCAUCCUGGGUCGAACCCAAACCCUUUAAGUGGCCAAUAACAUUCAAUUGCGAGAGACAGCAUAGAGAAAUGUAGAAAUCAACAAAACAACUCUCCCCAUUCUGCUUAUGUUUGCCACCCCUCAGUCCGAUUUGUCGAGGUGGGAGAGGAGGUGUUGAAUCCAUGUGGAAAUCAAUGGGGAUCUCUUCUGUUGUUGCUUUCAGGUAUUCUACACUCUAUACUAUGUUUCCAGUGUUCUCUUUAGUGCUGGACAAAGAUGUCAAAUCAGAAGUUGCCAUGCUGUACCCAGAACUCUACAAAGAUCUUCUGAAGGUUUGAUACAUCUUGUGUUGUGUUUUCAUCUUUUGUCUUCAGGUUUAUGCUCAAGAUCACAUACAGAAAUGUGCAUCAGACUGACGUUCAUUUUGUUUUCCUGUCCUCUUUCAUUUCUUUAGGGAAGGCCCUUAUCAUACAAGACAUUUUUGAUAUGGGUUUUGAUAAGCAUUUACCAAGGUAAGAGACUGUCUGUCCAGGUACCUCUCAGUGAAUUGUUUGUAAUGAAUUGUUCAAAUCUCAUAUUUUCCCAGAUUUGGUGGAAACAACAAACACUGACUUGAAUAAGCAAAUCUACUAAAUUGAAUAUUUGUGCAUAAUAAAUUCUGGUUUUUAUAGGUUUGGAAGAGAGACAAUGAGCUCUGCAGAGAAUUAUAUCUACACAAACACAUGCUCAUUCCCUGAUCACUGGAAGUCCUGCUCAGUUUCCUUCUGGCUUCUCAGAUUUCCCCAGACAUUGGCUGCAAUCCUGCUUCCUCCAUGUGCAGAGAGCAGCCUGCAGAGGGGCUGUCAGGGUGGUGGUCUGGAGACAAGAGCAGCUCAGUCUCCUGUGUCUACCUGAGCCAUGAGGCCAAGGAACCAAGCCAUGAUCAGCAGCUUUGUAGGACUGGGUAGAACCCUAUCUAGCUCUAACAUCACCUGACCUCUGUUGAGUGGUCCAUUCUAAUACAACCAUCUGGCCAUUAACAGUAAUGACAAUGCAGCUCAGCAAAGACUAAGCCAACAGGUGCCUCCUCCAGCAAACCAGUCAUAACAGCACAGAGCACACAGAGCUUACUGCUUCUGCUACAGCCUAAGUGAAUUGCUCAUGCUGCCUUUCUAUAGAGGCUCCCAUUGAACCCUACUGUGCCAUGUCCAGGUCAUCAUUAGCACUCUCCAUGCAUCCUUUCUCUACGUGGUAUAGAUGUUAGAGUGUCAGACUUGGACCUGGGAGACCAGAGUUCAAAUCCCCACUCAGCCAUGAAACUCACUGGGUGACCUUGGGUCAGUCACUCAUUCUUGGGCUACAUUGAAAGGCCUACACUGAAAGACCUAGAUUGGCUCUUAGCACGUUUCCGAGCACAAUUCAAAGUGUUGGUGCCAGUGUUCAAAACUCCCAUUGUUCGAGGCGCAUUUUGUGACAGGGAAUUUCAUUAGCGCGAGCAGUUUCUGAGCUCUGGGCUCAGUACUGCAUCUAAGAUUUCAGAUUAAAACUGCAGAGUGAAGGAAAGGAGGACCUGUUUCUGCCUCCUAUUCUCUGAAGACUGGAGAAGAGAUCCUCUUAAGAAUAUUAGGGGCGGGCAGGCAGGGAAAGGACUAGACCAUGUGAAAAAUGAACAUAAUAUUUUAGCUGCAGUUCAUUCAUUUUCAGCACUGUAUUCUUGUUAUAAAAAAGCAUGCCUAGACAUUCCGUUGUUACGCCCAUAACCUAGGAUUAAGGUGCCAUUUAGCUCCUAGUUUUCAUAUCUCAUCUCAGUUUCUAACACUGGUUGGUGCUGAUCUUUAAAGCCCCAAACGGGUUUGGCCCUGUAUAUCUGAAGGAGCAUUUUCAGCCCCAUUUUUCAUACCCGGACACUGAGGUCCAGCUCCGAGGGCCUUCUGGUGGUUCCCUCAUUGCGAGAAGUGAAGCUACAGGGAACCAGGCAAAGGGCCUUCUCAAUAGUGUCACCCACCCUGUGGAACACCCUCCCAUCAGAUAUCAAGGAGAUGAAUAACUAUAUAACCUUUAGAAGACACCUGAAGGAAGCCCUGUAUAGGGAAGGUUUUUAAGGUUUAAUAUUUUAUUAUGUUUUUAUAUAUGUUGGAAACUGCCCAGAGUGGCUGGGGCAACAAAUUCAAAUGGUCAGGAUACAAAAUAAUAAAUUAUUAUUAUUAUUAUUAUUAUUAUUAUUAUUAUUAUUAUUUUAUUUUAUUAGCUACCUCACAGAGUUGGGGGUAUGUGUUUUCUGCUCUGACCUAUUUGAAGGGAAGCUGGGAUAUAAAUGUAAGUUUGAGAAAGUACAUAACUGAUGGCUGGAUGCUUCAAUGUGAGGCUCAGGAUGGAUUUGCUGUGCGGUUAAUGCUUUAGAUGUAAUGUCACAAAAAACAUCAGUGAGUGUUGCAGGGGGGACCAUAAUGGCUUCCCAGGAAGCUGUUCUGCGCCCUUCACUCUGCAUAGCAGCCAUUGUCCAUCAGUUAACUUCACAUUCAGAGGGGCUAAGUUAUACCCAGUUCAUUGAUUGCCUUUUUAAUUGGAAAAGGAGGACCAGGAAUAUAUUACAUUUUAAGAGGGUCAGAGAAGAAUUGGAGAGUUGGCUGCAACAGCAAUUACUUUUCAAGGGCUAAAUCAAUACUACAGAGCAGUGUCUUGGCCUUCGCAGAGAUCACACAGCUCCCGGACAGUCAGAAAGAGUGAGACAUCGUGGGAAAGCUUUCCAGGCCAAGAGCCUUCUCCUGUUACAUUCUGUUGGUCAGAUGACCUCACCCCUUGAUGGAUCACACCAUGCAAUUUUGGCUAGUAGUUAUCGCUCAAGAUCAGGGAUGGCCCAAAACUGAGCAGUACCCAGAUGGUGGAAAAUUUACUCCCUGGGUCUGUGUUUUAUGGCUUGAUCUUGAGUCACUGGUAGAAUUGUUCUUCAAACAAGCAUAAUGUGAUGUCUGUGGAUUAGUCAUCAGUACAGAUGACUCAUGCUGAUGACAUGAGUUAUGUCUGCAGCUGAGGAUCUGGGACGUUGUGUAGCUAUUCUCAGAUCAGCCAGAAGUAGGAUGCAAAGUGAUUCUCAGUCUUUCUCUCCCUAACCAUUCUCAAAAAAUACGUUUCCUUGAACAUAAGUCCUACUGAGUUCAUUGAGACUUCUUAACAUGCUUAAGACUGGUAACAAAAUUAGCUUCAGAAUCUCACCACAGCCAUGAACGCACUGAGAAAUCUUGGUCAAACUCUCUCUCUCUCAGCCUAACCUGUCCCCACCUUCAGUGUGUGAAUAUUAUUACAGGUCUACCGAGUUGCAGGGCUUUUGUAAGGUUAGCCAGGAUAAUAUGUCAGAAGGGGAGAACCUGUGGCCAUCCAACCUGUUGCUGGACCAUUGACCCUAGCAGCAUGGCCCAGUGGUGAGGGAUGAUGGGAAGCGUAGUCAACAACACAUGGAGGGCCAAAGGUUCCUCGCCUCUGAUGUAUUAUGCUGGUUAAUAAUAUAAUUGGUCAUAGGAAUAAGUGUUUUGAAAACUCUACAGCUACUGUAUAAUAUUAAGAUACUGUCUAACACAGGCAUAGGCAAAUUCUGGCUCUCCAGAUGCUUGGGACUACAACUCCCAUCAUUCCUAGCCAGCAUUCACUAGUGGUCAAGGAUGAUGGGAGUUGUAGUCCAACAACAUCUGGGGACCCACAGGUUGAGAACCACUGAGCUAGAGGAAGGAAGGAAGUCUUCUGUAUUUUCUUGUUCAUGGAAGGGUCAUAGCUCUGACUAGCAAGUCCCACUGAUUUCAGGGAGACUGCUCAAAGUCUGGAUCCAACCCACUCACUGUAUUUUUUACAUUUUUGUAAUUUAUUUAACCCCUCCUUUCUCUUUCAUCCACUUGCAGGCAGCAUCAUUAUGUAUGGCGCAUUGCUGCUCUUUGAAUCUGAGUUUGUCCACAUUGUGGCUAUUUCCUUCACAUCCUUGAUCCUCACUGAGCUGUUGAUGGUGGCGCUGACAAUCCAGACGUGGCAUUGGCUCAUGAUAGUGGCAGAACUACUCAGCCUUUCCUGCUACAUUGCCUCGCUGGUCUUCUUGCACGAGUUUAUUGGUAAUAGCCGUUGCUCUGAAUUUCUCAAAACAUCUUCGGUCAAAUGUAAAGCCAGGGCUAGUUUGGGAAGCCAAGGUACUUCUGGAAGUGGAUUUAGGGCACGGGCUCUAGGGCAGCUAGAAUUAAAGAACUGACCGUCUUCAAUAUUGAAAGCAAGCGGGCUGCCAUGUGGAUUUUCCAUCCCAUACUCCAAAUGUUCAACUGCAAACCCAUGAAUUGUAAUGGGCAAAGAAAGUGAUGAAUUGGUGUUAGAGCAGAUGUAGAAAACCUGUGAUCUACAAGGCUGCCAAGACAGUUAAUUUCAUUCAUUAGCCCAUUGAUAGGUCAAGAUGGUGGUGGGCAGUUACAAGCUACUGUUGUAAGUUUUUGCAAAGGAGUCACCCCUAUCCUAUAAAAACAUUAGCAUAAGUAAAGCCCUCUUGUAUCAGUCCAAGAGGUCUGUCCCUCACAGUAGCCAACAUAUUUUAUUCAUUUGCUUACUAUGAAUGAAGGCCACCCUUCAUUCACAAGGUGCCAAAAUACAGGCAGUUAAAAUUAAAAAAUAAUAUUUAAAAGCAGCAAACACAAUUUCCAUACAAGUAAAACGGCAGCCACAAUAGAAAUCCAAUCCGAUCUACCUCUCCCUUACCCAAGAGCCUGAGCAAAGAGGCAAGUCUUUGGCUGAUGAUGAAAUGACAACUGGGUCAUGCUGAGACACACUUCAGAGGGAAGGCUGUUCCCAAGGCUUGGGGCCGCCACCAUGAGAAUUCACCGCAGAUCUUAGAGAUGGCUAACAAUAGCCCUCUCCUUGUAGUAAUAUAGAAAAGCCUGCUAAGGUCUCUUUUUUUGCAUCCAUUAUUAGUCUAAUCUUUCAGUGGAAAUGGAAAAAAAGGAAGUCAUGGAAGGGCUGACAGAACAGGGGGAAACGUAAGGAAAAUAACUGCUAAUUUGCAGAGCGGUCUAAAAUUGCAAUGAAACAAUAUAUCUACCUCCAUUCCAAAAUAUGCAGCUGUCAAUGCUGAAUUAAAAGUUGUGUUUCCAGAACUUCAACUUUGAAGAUUCAUUUCCCCCCUUUGAAGACCUUAGUGUGAUGCUCUUGUCAGUUUACUUUCAACUUUAAGUGUUUGCUUUCUGCAAAGAUUGAAAACUUGCUACUAGUUACCCACUUUCAUUUAGAAAUUCAAAGCAUAAGUAACAUUGUUGUCAUAUUUUAGCAAUCGCAUUUUAAAUAUGGAAGCUUGAUUUUUUUUUUUAAUUGUAUACUGUAUUUUAGUAUGAUUCCAUUGCUGUUUUAAGAGGAUCCAGUUCCUCUUUUACAGCUAACCUGAAAUUAUUUUAUUGAAACGGCACUUUAGGCAGUUAGCUACUUCAUCAGAGUGGAACUGAUGAAAUUCGUUCAUGGAAUGUUUACACCCAGUUUUAAUUUUUUUUAAGGGCAUUUAAGUAUGCUUUGAAAAGGGGCUGUGCUUUCUUCUCAAAUUUGUGUUAUAAAAAAGCUAAGAAAAGUACUUCUGAUACUGUAUUCUAACAGUACAAUCUUAUACAUGUCUACUCAGAAGUGAGCCCUGUUCCUAUCAAUGGGACUUCCAGGAAAAUGUGGCAUUUUCCAAUGUUAAGUUCAUAAUAUACAUAAAUGUCCCUUCAAAGUUGGAGGAAAACUGAGUGUGAGCAUUCCAUUACUUUAUUCUUUUCUUUGAACUUGUAUUUGCUUUAAAAAAUAAUAUAUUUAGCAGAACAAUACAUUUAACAAACCAUGCUACACAUGGAAAUUUUGAAAAGUAAUUAUUUAAGGGUCAAAAAAUAGCAACCUUUAAACAUCCCAACAAUAAACACACGAAAUGCUGUAUUGAAGCAGCAGCAACACUGUAAUAAAUAUGCUGGAGCCCUCAAUGUGUUCCUUUUUAUAUCUGCAUGUAUUAAAAAAACAAUUCCUGGCCCACAUUGAACACUUGUGCUUGCGGGGGGGGGGGGGCGCAAUUUUGGUGGCUUCUUAUUAACAUUUCUAAGUUGCACCUCACAGUUGUACUCCAGUUAAGCUGCCAAAGUAGAGGAACCACCUGCAAAAGCCCAUCUUACUUUUGGGUAGUAAAAUGAUUUCAGUUAGCUUUAAAUGUACAGCUGGACUCCUUGAAGUAAGCAUGUUUCUUAAAUAGGGACACGGGGGCGCUGUGGUCUAAACCACUGAGCCUCUGGGGCUUGCCGACCAGAAGGUCACCGGUUUGAAUCCAUAAGCUCCCGUUUCUCUCUCCAAGCUUCUGCCAACCUAGCAGUUUGAAAGCACACCAGUGCAAGUAGAUAAAUAGGUACCACUGCAGCGGGAAGGUAAAUGGCGUUUUUGUGCGCUCUGGCACUUGUCAUGGUGUCUCAUUGCGCCAGAAGCGGUUUAGUUAUGCUGGCAGCAUGACCCGGAAACAGGGCCGGAUUUAGGUUUGAUGGGGCCCAUUAUAUGUCCAGCUGUCCUUUGCCAGCAACAAAUUGUCACUGUUUUUUGUGUUGAAUAAAUGCUAUAUGGUAAUUUAUGGGCCUAAUAGGUAUCUAAAGCCAUUUGCGCAUAACAAAAUAUGUAUUUUAUCAAAGUAAUUGUUGAACUGAAAUACAAUUUCAGUUUAGAAGUAUAUUAAUAGUGAAAUACAAUGAAGAAGAAGUAUAUUUUUGGUGGGGGGGCAAGAGAGUGGGGCCCUAAGCUUUAUCUUGUUUAGCUUAUAGGUAAAUCUGCCCAGAAAGCUGUCUGCAAACACCGGCCCCCUCAGCCUGAAAUGAGCGUCACACCCCAUAGUCGCUUUUGACUGGACUUAACUGUCCAGGGGUCCUUUACCUUUUUAUUACAUAUUAUUAAAUAAAUAAAUAAAGUUGCAUGGCUUGCUAUUUAGUUAGGGUGCAUGCAUACGGCUCUGUUCUGUUGAACAUAUUUUGAUGUGUGUUUUUCUUCUCCUUCCUCCCCCUCAACAUGCCUCCUAUACGAACCAUUCUCUCUUUCUUCUCUUGCAGAUGUUUACUUCAUUGCAACCUUAUCGUUCUUGUGGAAGGUGACAGUAAUCACUCUGGUCAGCUGUCUUCCCCUCUACUUCCUAAAGUAUCUGAGGCGAAGAUUUUCUCCCCCAAGCUAUUCAAAACUCACUUCGUAGGUGGUUCUACCAGUGGAGCAGAGACUACUUCUCGCCCCCCCCACCCUCUUUUUCUUUUUGCACAAAAUAAAUGUGUGUUCCUCAUAGUAACGGUUAUGUCCGAUGGUUGCAAAUGGAUCAUGCACUGGCUAGAGAAUGUUUCCGAAAGACUGAAAUAACUGGCAGUGCAGCAGAAACAGCCAAGUAAACCGGAGAACUUACAUAUGUGAUCCAGGUUUUGUUUUUUUGUGUCAACUUUAUAUUUAUUUUAACUGAUAAUAAAUGCAUGUAACUGGAAAGAAGAGUUGGCUUCCAGUGGGCAAUUACUGGAAUGGGUUUACUUGGGAAGUACUAUGUAAGCUAUUGAUGUGACAAAUUUUUCAAACGAAUUUCCCCCCCCCCUUUUUUUUAAAUUUCCUCAUGUCAUUUUUAUAUUACUAUUUAUCUUUUUAGUUCAGGUCCUAGUUUAUAAGCAUUUUUUAUAUCUCGGGAAAUACUUUAGAAUGGGUGAAACCACAUGCUCACAGGCAACUUUAGCCAUGCUGACCUCUUUUGAUGUGUUCCAAUGCAAACCAGAGCUCCAAAUUUCAGCUAAGAUUUCUUUAAUCUGCAAAACGGAAACAAACAAAAAAGCCACAGUGCGUCUUUUCUGCUCUGAAGUUGUCCAAUUAUUUUUAACGGGGAUUGACGCUGGUAAAAGAGAGGUUCUGUUUUAUUAAAUGGUACCAUUUUCUUGGGAGAAUACUUUUGUGUCAUCCAAACUGCCGGUGCGUCGUUAACGUUAUAACAACCAGAACUAAGGCAAACAUGGGGUUCCCACCCCAUAUUCACAUAAUUAAUGCUUAUGACCAAGGGUGCCAAUUUGAAUAAAAUAUUGGGGAGGAGGGGGCUUGUAAGCCCCUCCCUGCGUGAUCAAUCAUGACAAGGUGCACACACAGGAUUUGAAUGGCAGUGCCCAUCCACUUUGUGGUGGUGCAGCCCCUUCAAAUAUUUUCUUGCCGGGGCUGAAGUCUCCAGGGCCCCUGGGAGUUGGCUUCUGUGUGUGAGACUACCACUAACCUUGGGCUCCAGGUGGGCAGCCUUUGCUGUACACUGCGGCCGCAGCACAGUUUGAGGAAGGAGUGGGCAGGUGCUUCCUGCAUGGCCGAUGGGGUUGGGGAAGAGAUGUUUGACACCUCCCCUUCCUGACCAUGCCAGUAUGCUGGCUGGAUCCUGUCCUAUGGGGGGGGCAAGGCGGGCAUUCCCCCACUGUCUUUAAGGGGGUGGCCUGCUGUGGGUCACCAUGAGAGUGGAAGGUCUUUUGCAGGGAGAAUCGGGGAUGCAAUACCUAACCAUGUUAGACACAUUCCUCCAGCCACCGUCACCCCCCUCCUCCUGUUUUCACCUAGCGGGGAGCAGGUGAUGGAGAGAACGAGACCUGCAGAAAUAAAGACUUUGCAGAAGGGACUGAAAAGGAGAAUUGACACAUGGGGGAAAGGGUUAAGCACUCUCUCCUUCCUCCUGCUGAUUCUCCCCUGCAAAUGUUCACCACAGAGCUCCCACGUUACCACUAACUAGCAAAUAUAUACUUGCUGAGAUCAUACAGAUUCCAUUCUCACAUGCAGGUUUCGUUUGGCUCAUCCAAUGGAGCGAACCAGUGUUUCUUCCUGCUCUGUGCAAAUGUACACAGCAGGUGACUGCCCCAGAUGGGGCUAGCAAUAUGAGUAUCACUGUUGUAUCAGAAUAAACACCUUAACCUUCAUCAACGUUUUGGAAGGAAACCAGCUGCUAAUUGCCCCCUUUGAAAAAUAUCUGAAAUGUUAUUCUGCAGAAGUGUAACAGAUGUAUCGGAUUGUAAUAGAGAUGUAACAGGAUCACAAGGGAAAGUUCAUGGGAUACUGGUUAUUUUCUGUAAAGCUUUUUAAAAGUUUCUUAUUAGCACUGAACUGCACGUUUUAUAUUUUUCACCGGACUGUACCACUUUGGACUGCAGAUGUGGACUUGUGCUUGGAUGUUCUUUUCCAUGUAAAAACAACAGUGGCUUUCAGCAUGCAAAGCUCAUCCACACUUCUCUUUCCCCUGUGAUUUCCAGGCAUGGGUCCAAGAGGUUUUUCUUCUGUCCUGCCACUUUCCCCAUAAAAAAAACCCUUGUUUACUGCUGAAUCGGAACAAACGUCAUGCCGCAGAAAAUCCGAUUGUUCCGAUUCAGCAGUAAAUGUGACGUGUAAAAGGGAAGUGUAUCUGCAGGUGAGAAGGUUAUUCAUUUCUACAUUCGGUUCAGAGUUGUGUACAGUCAUACCUUGGUUUUUCAAACAGCUUAGUUCUGGCUUCCGAACGCCGCAAACCCGGAAGUGACUGUUCUGGUUUGCGAACUAUUUUUGGGAGCCGAAGGUCCGAUGCAGCUUCCGAUUGAGUUGCCAGAAGCUCCUGCAGCCAAUCAGAAGCUGUGCCCUGGUUUUCGAACGUUUUUGGAAGUCAAAUGGACUUCUAGAAUGGAUUCCGUUUGAGAACCAAAGUACAACUGUGCUUCAAGAUCCUUGGGCCAUUUAAGAGAAGUCCAAUCAAAUUAGUGGGUGUUCAGCACCGCAGUAACACAUAUAAGUCCAUUUGAAAUGCAUUUCUGUGGGACUUGAGCAUGUCUAACUCUGGGUUGUACAGAUUUUUUCUUUUGGGGAGGAUUCCAUAAAUACAGCAUGGCCCGUAAAUUUAUAUUCAGUUACUAUAUCCUCCUUCAACUUCUUUUAUGGGUUGUCUUUGUCUAGAAAAUAACACCUCCCUGAGUGUAUAAGAGUGUCCUACAAGAAAACUGUGGUCACAGCCCCUGUGCAGCCCCUGUUUAGAUUUAAUCGUUAUUGUGCAAGACCAUGUUAGUAGACUUUAUAGAUUUUUGGGGUUGUGUGUGUGUUUUUUUUAAUCAGUGAAGUUUACACUAAAUAAUGAUCACUGGGCCAUUAAUGGCCAUGUUAACAAAGCCAGCAAAAAAGGGAACAAAUUCUAAUUAAGUUCAGUAAUAUUUAUUGGACUAAUGACGUAAGAAACUAUUUUAUUUAGUGGCAGUAAUGUAACUAUUAAUGCUUUUUGUAAGACAUGGAAUCUCUUUGACCUGUUGUUAUUCUGUAGAUAACAUCUUAGACAAGGUUGUAAUCUGUGAAGUGUUUCUGAGUGGGCGCGAUUUAAUUUUGUGAGCGUGUCUUAAAAAAAAAAAAUCACUGUUCAAAACAGCCUCUUGUACAACAAACUAGUAGCACCAGUUGAUUUGUUUAUUAUUAUUAUUAUAGCUUGAUAGGAUCUCCACAAAAUUACCUUGGUUUUGGGGGGGAUUGGAGCACAAAUUGCACAAAUUAAUAAUUCCGCUGAGAUCAGAACUUUUCUUCCCUUUUCUUUCUUUCUCCCCCCCCAACCUAAAAAAAAUUAUGUGUCAUUAUGACAAGGGAAAUGGAAUUAUCCUUUCCUAAGCUAUCCUUUCCUAAGCCUGGCAAUCAUACUUUGUGGCAUGCAAUCUGCUGGGAAUGCCGGCACAAUGUGAGUGUACUGAAAUGGAAAUUCUACAAAGGCACAGCUUGGAAUGAAUUGUUUCAAUUGGGUUUACACUGGCAAACAUCCCUAUAGAUUGUGUGUUCUAUGUAGUAUGAUACAAGUCAGUUUGGCAGUUUUCCUUAAAAUGGAGAAAGUGGUGCAUUAUGUAGAUUGCUGAUAAAUACUCUUUCUCUUUGCAGCUGGUUACUAAAAACACUUACUUAUUUUUGCACUGAUGUGAUGAUCCUCUCCUCAUGUUGCCAUUUCAUUAAAUGGAGAUACAGCAUCCGUUUUGUUUCUGAUACUUUGUUGGUUAUUCUCCCACUUCUGAAUCAUAUGUUUGCCUGUAUUCCUACAGCCUUUUUUCAGACAAGAAUACAAGGUUGCAGUGCUGUGCAAACAUAUCUGGGAGUAAGUCCAACUGCAUUCAGCGGGACCAUUAUCUGAAUAAAUGUGGAUAAGAUUUGGGCUAUUAGCUACAUUUUCAUAUUGGCACUAUACUCCUGCUUGAAGCACCCAAAGGUAAUAGGAUCAUAGCCUACCCCCAAAUAAUGGAAAAUGCUGGAAUAAGGGCCUGCAAAGUGAGGGCUGUGGCUGGGUUGUGGUUACUGCUUUGAUUAUACCCAUACUUGAAUGCCCAAACUCUUUAAAAAAAAUAAGUAAACUUGAAGUUCAGGAAUUGGUACAGGCUUUGCAUAGAAGAAUUGCAAUACUAAUCACCCAUUACGUCAGACAUUAUCCGUGAGGUGCCUAUAGCAAAGGUGCAGCCAUAUUGCACACAGCAUUAGAUGAGACAGCCGCAAAGAUACUGCAUUUUCUCAGCAACAAGGUAUUGUGGCUUGUGGCACUGAGCAAUUUUGAUAUUUGCAGGCAUUGGGAAGUUGUUGAGGUUUCGCAUGACAAAUGAUUUAAGGGAAACGAUCACACGUGAAGCUCCCUGACGGAUUAUAUCUGUCGCCAGAAUUGCCCUUCUUCUGUUCAUGUUGGGGCAAAUGUUCUCAUACGUCACAAUUGUUGCAUUGGGCCUCCUCAGAAAAUAGAGGAUGAAAAGACAGAAAUGCUCACCUAAAUCUUCUGCCCAACAUCUGUUGAAUACUACACAGAACGUCUGACAUAUAAUAUCGGAUAUGGAACAUUCUAUCUGAAAAUUUAGAAGGCUUUUCAUGCACAGAAAAUCCUUUUAAAUUCUGGGCUUAAUGUCCUCACUUUCUGUCUACAGCUUAUGGGGCCAGUCUUUCGGUGUUCUCACCAUUGCUUCUCCUUCUGCAAAAGGCAGCUCAUGACAUCUCAGAUACCCUGUUUCCUUAAGAUAUGGCACAUAAAUGCAUGAGCAAUACCAUAAUGAAAUCUUAUAGCCUGGUCUUCAGUGUCAGGAGCCAGCAGGGACACAAAGUAUACUGGAACGAGUGUUGACCUAAAGCAGAGGGUAGGGUUAACAUGCCCAGCAGUUGCAAUUACCAUAGUGUAAAUUAAAAAGCAGGCUUUCUAAGAUUACUGUUUCAGGAUGUGGGUGAGGGUAUUGCCUGCUAGCUUUUUGCUACAGAGAGUAAACCCCCAUUCCUGGGCAUUCUCCAUGGAACAAUGCUAGGAAGGCUAUACCACAUUUCCCCUCAACAUUUGAACUGGCUCUCAGAUACUCCAAAGUGUUUGUCAACUGUGAUCAAGUUGGUUACUGUCACCUAAUAAAGUAUGUAUUUCCAUACCUUUGGAUGUGAAGCAGGGGGGGAAUAACAUGUUUUCCUGUGUUGGGGAAUAUGGAUUCUCUUGUCAAACUAUUUGUGAUGCUAAUGUUUUGUACCUGUCCUCUUGUUAAUUAAGAUGUGCAUAUUCUUGAUGCAAGAGAAAUAUAAAAGCAAAUUAUUGUCGUGUGCAGUUCUGUGUCGCAGAUGUGUAUGAACUUUCAAAAAGGGAAUGGUAUAAAAACAGGUUUAAAAGAAAUAAAAUUUUAUGCAACUUCAUAUCUAA
Podarcis lilfordi (Lilford's wall lizard) is the source of this 98080-nucleotide messenger RNA. The record is from the annotation of a GenBank genome assembly. Lineage: Eukaryota; Metazoa; Chordata; Lepidosauria; Squamata; Lacertidae.